AUGGCGUCGAGCGGAGGCGAUGGGGAGCACGAAUGGACAGCAGCAGUCCGACCGCUUCUAUCAGCGUCGUACACCGCUUUUGAAACGAAAGAGCUACCUCAGCUUAUUGGAUCUAUAAUUAACAGGUAACUGGUCAAUCGUCAAUGCAUUUCGGGUCUCAUUUAACUUCUAAUGGGGUUGUGCCCACCGAGGAGUUAGCAGAAAAGCUAAAAUGCUACCUUAUCCUCGCCGGACAGUUUCGAUGGCGGUUAGCGGCUAGCUAAUAGGCCAACUGUUGGCUAACUUUGUCUUAAUGUAGAUACGAAUGUCAUUACUGUUCAUUCAAAGUGAUUGUAACAAGGUACAGCUAAAGACUAAUGGGUGUUGAUAUGUCUGUUGUUGUCAGUGCUGACUAAAUCGAAACAGAAAUUGUACCGUAACGUUGUGAAAAUUUGCUUCAUCAUUAGCUAGCUAACACAAACAUUAGCUAGCUUACAACUGGGCCUUCAAGAUGGAUUGGAAAACGUAACGCUAAAUUGGCCUGGCUUCUGUAGUUUUUGAUUACGUCAAUGGCAUGUUGUUCCAAUAUGUUUAGUUUUUAUACUUAACUUGUCCUACUCGGUCAAAGUUGUGCGUGACCACCCACCGUUUGGACAUUUAUUACCGUUGAAUGACAGAUUGCUAUAGGUUUUCUCUGAUAUGUCUGUGGUAGAGCUGGAAGUAGGCGGGGACUCUGGAUUAACCCAGGAGUCAUAUUUGAUGAGAUUGUUUGUAGUUACUUUGCCGCGGUUUCUAUCAUAACUCGUCAGUCGCUGUUAAAAUGGGUUAGGGUGGGCAAUUAUCUCUGCGGGUUUGUGUAGUGUUUUCUGGGAUCGUACAUUUUCUUGUAAAACUGGGCAACAUAAGUAAGUUUCUCGCUGUAAGCACAUAGUGCAUAAACACUGAGGUGACUUGACAACCAGCUCUAACACAGUUGCCAGGUUGUUACUUGACACUCCCGUUUCAUGGAGACAUCAGAGGAUCCCUCCUGACACUGAAGUGAAGAUCUUCCUCUGUUGUAUGAGAGUUUAAUUUUAUUGAGACUUUUUACCAGCUACAGCAGUCUCAAUUCCUCCAGGCCACUUAGUUUCAUUUUGUUAUGAUAGAUUUCUAAAUUGUAUGAAUAAAAUCCUAUUUGGGGGCCGAGAUAAAUAGCAGUAGAUGCAUUCUUAUUAUCAUAUAAAUUAAUAUUUUGAUUGUUUACUAGUUCUGCACUAUUUUGCCAGCAGAUGGGUAAUAAGAUUGGUGUAACAUGGAUUUAGGAGCGCUUUGUUUCUUUCACCUGAGUACUAAACAGAGUCUUUUCCAUUUGUAAUUAAAAAUUUUAAUAAUUUAUAACAGUUUUGAAUAACUUAAAACAGUGCAGGAUUUUGGUACACAUAUUGCACAAGACAUUAAAAAGUGACAUCUGUUCACAGAAAUAAAGAGAAAUCAAAGAGAAAGGAAAUAAUAACAAUAAUAUUAGAGAUGCACCGAUUAAUCGGCCGCCGAUUUAAAAAGCCGGUUUUAUAUCCAACCGGCCGGUCACUUUCGUAAUUUGCCGGUUUUCCCCGAGCAAACUGACCCGCAUGCGCGGUGCGUAUCAGCUCCGAGCAAAACUGCUAAAAAUUAGCAAGACUCAGGAGGAAAACAUGUCGGUGAUUUGACACUGUGUGCCAGAGCGACCAAAAACACGCUGUUUGUAAUGCUUGCAAGUCAAAAGUCAGCCGUGGAGGAUCAACGCCUAAGACAUUUGGAACAACAAACUUAAUACGCCACUUGGAAAAGAAGCACCCAGGCUUGUUUAGCAAAUAUAAGGAAUACACUGCCGCUAGGCCUGUCGCGAUAAUCAAUAAAUCGCCUUAUCGCUCGAUAAAUAAAAACGAGGUCGAUAACUUUGCCAGCCUCGAUAAUUGACGUGCGUUUGUUUUCCUCCUCUCUCGCUACCAAACACGCUGGAUGAGAGAAGAGGUCUCACUCUGCGCAUUGUUCUCGGCACCUGGGGGCGUUGGCCGGAAUCCGGAAGAUUUUUGUGGAGCGUGCCGGGCAGUUUUGGGGUUAACUUGUAUGGUGGGUAUGAGCUACUUAUGAGAGUAUUUGUAUUUAGAUUGCUCAUCUGAAUAGUAAUAAGUGAAGCUGCACACUUUUUUGUUUUGUUUUAACAUAACAAAUGGUAAUAAAAAAAUAAUAGGUACAAUUUGCCCUGAACUUAAUUAGUUCUAAUAUUAAUGUUAAAGUCCUCAUAUGUUUUACAUGCUCUCCCGUAUGAGGCUCUCUGAACAUCCAUGAGUGCAUUACAGCACCCUUUUAUCUGAGGCUGCCCUGAACGCAUCACUCUGAGACAGUGCAAGACUUUCAAUGUUUGUUUCCAUUUCACUAAAGUGUUAAUUUUGCAGCGAACACUGCUUAAAUAUAGUUUACAGUUUAAACUAACCCGAAUCAUCCCAAAUUGUCAAGUAAAAGUAUCACUUCUGUGUCUGUGAGGCUCAGCAGAAACACAGGACAAUCUUCGGUUGUCUGGAAAACUGGCAGCUUUGGACAAACAUAGUGAUCCGAUUCGUGAAUGAAUGUGGACCAUGCAAACUACGGGAGAUUCCCGGGAGAAAUGACAAUACGGGAGGUGGGUGGGAAAUAGGUCUGAAAUAUGGGAGAGUCCCGGGAAAACAGAAGUGUUGGCAGGUACGGACAGAUGAUAGGUUGACCAUAUUCUGAAGCCCCCAAAAGAGGACACGACUUUGGGGGGCGGAAAUUCCAAGGGUGUUUUUGUGUUGGGUCGAGUGUUUUUAUGCACUUCUCACUCAGACAGUGCAUGUGUGUGUUGCGUCAGUGGCUUUGCUUAGAAGUGAGCAGAGGGGCAGAGCUGUAGAGAGCACUGAUGCACUGCCCAGUUUUGUGAUGAAAGACAACCCCCCAAAAGAGGACAUGUCCGGGUAGAAGAGGACGUAUGGUCAACCUGUGCGUACCUUCAGUGCCGUGCUGAGACAGAGCAGCAGCGGCUGACAACCGGCAGAAAGCAUCGAAUACCAUGAUACCGUGAUACCGUCCCCCUUUGACAAGUGUUUAAGCAUGUUGCUGGUGUUUCCACCUUUGCAUGUUAUCACUGCUCAACAAAUGUUGCACUGUUGUCAUCUUUCUUCCUAAAAUUAAGCCACACUUUAGAUUGUUUCUGCCUACUUUUUGUACCCACCUUCUAGGGCUGGGCGAUAUGAACCUAAACUCAUAUCCAGAUAUAUUUAGGCUGAAUAUCGAUAUACGAUAUAUAUCCUGAUAUUGUUAUCGCCAAGUGAGAGCAAAUGCCAAAGAUGACAUGUCAAAAGUAGUUCUAUUUAAACUAGCUGGAUGAAAUUAUGCUCAGCUGUUCAAAGAACAAUAAAAUGUAAACAUAAAUACUGUAUGACCACAGGAGUACCUUUUUUUUUAGUUGGAGCUCCAUAGGGUACACAUUUAAAUGAAAAAUAUAUCUUAAAUAAAAAUAGCCCAUGAAGUAAAAUAGGCCAAUCUUUUUCUGAAAUAAAUUUAUUUAUAUGAGAAAAGCAUCAACAUUUUGACAACUAUAAAUAACAUGUUAAAAUCAAAUAGCAGAUUUUCUUCUUCUCUCUAACAAAUCCACAGAUGUAAACAUGAACACUACAAAAUAAUUAAAUAUGACAAACCCUAGUAAGGGCAGCACUUACAUCUUUAAAGACAGAACAAAAUAAAGUGCUCAGUUUAAGAAAAUAGUUUUUAAAAAUCAUUUUGAGAUUACCUAUCUGUCUUUCUUAUCUUCCUAACAGUCUCAACCAGUUGCACAAGACUAUGACAGAUUAUGAACUCAGGAAAUAUUUCCCCCUUUCUUAUUUACUGUGAUAAACAGUUACUGCUGUCUUCAGAUUGACACAAGAGGACAGACAAGUGUGUCCCUCUUUAUUUAACCCAUUAAGACCUGAACCCUGUCUGAGAUACGCCUCUGAAAUCCUGAGGGCAAUUCUGAGAAGGGCUCCCAGAUCCUGAGGUUUUUUCAAGUGUUGAGGUUUACAAAAAAGCUGAUAUCUCGGCCUCUGUAGCAGAUAGAAACAAAAUUCAAAAUGUAUUUGAGAGCUCACACGUGUGGCUUUAAAGAUAACUAUCCCUUAUUUUUCGGAACCUUAAUCACAUUAUUGAAAACCUUGAACAAACAAGCUCAAAUGAAGUCAAGCGGCUUUAAAUAAAAGUAAAGGCUCUGCAAUGGAGAGUAACAAAUAAUUUGCUUUCUGUAAAACAAGUGGCAGUCAUGAUAAAGUGUCCAUCCAGCGUUGAAAGGGUAUGCAGCUGCCCUCGUAUAGUGACAGUGUGUUCAUCUUUGUGCUCACCCAAAGACAUGCAACACUCACAGAAAACGCCGACAGUGAGAGCUAAAGCACUCAAUAUGAAGAGGUUGUUCGCCCUGCUGGAUGUUUCUCCUCCGAAGCUGCUCUCUCCCUCUGUCAUUGUUUACUUUCCUCAUGAAGCACGUAGCAAGAUCUGAGCAUGAAUCUGAUCGCUUUAUCAAGCUUUAUUAGCCUAUCAGAGGCAGACGGGUAUGAUGAUUUGAUUCACCAUGCCACAAUUCGCCAGAAAUGAUUGAAAAACUACAGAAUGUUACGAAAUGAUGUAUCUGCACUCCCGGCUCAAAGGGCAGAAAUACGCAGUGGCGCUGCCAGUGUUGGGCCGUAGAAUGCACCCCUGAUGGGAGCGCGGUUGAAAGUACAUAAUGAGGCGAAAUAAUCCAGGUUUUCCUUACCAUUGGGUGGAUUCAAAAGCGUGUGCCUUAAAUGAUUUCAUUCAGAGUAUUCAGAUAAGCCAAAAACAAUAGUCCUCUGAUACGAAAUAUUUGCUGUCCCGAAAAUAUAAUGUUCUCUACCUUGACAGCUUACUGUACAGUUUAUUUGCCCAAGUACACCUCUAUAUGUGCAUUUUUGAGAGACAUAAAAACAGAACAAAUGUUUGCUGCUCCAUUUGACAUGUUGUCAUGAUCCAAUACUCAUGUUUUUUAAAAUAUCAGAUCAUAUCUCUUCCACUUUAAGAAGCUAAUGAGCGGAUGGGAUGCAUUCUUCGACAGGGGUGCAUUCUAUGGCACAACACCGGCUCAGAAGGUUGAAAUGCGACAAGCUUCUCCUGGCUUGAAGGGUUGAAAUACCUACAUGCACCCGGCUUUCCGAGUAGAAAUGAGCAGCCUUGCUCCUGGCUUGGAAGGUUGAAAUGCGGACAUGCUGUCCCGGUUUAAAUGGGUUAAAGAUUUUGUGCGAGGAACACCAGCCUGUCAACAACAGCAUCUGAUAUCUGUAUAUCCGUAUAUGCGAUAUGGUCCAAUUCCAUAUCUCAUUUAAAAAUAUAUCGAUAUUAGGGAUGUCCGAUAAUAUCUGCCGACCGAUAAUAUCGGCCCGAUAUUGGCACAUUUAUGUAAUAUCUGUUCAUAUCGGCAUCGGGUUUUGGCCCGAUAAUAAAAACCGAUCAUUGAAAGCCCGGGUUGUGCCUGUCCUUAAAUGCUUGUGAGGUUCUGAGACUGGUGCGGCGCGCUUGAUGACCUCAUCAAGCCGUGCCAUCAGCGGCUACAACAGCAUGCGACUAGUGGAUAACGAACCUGCUCGCUCGUCGCUCGAAAAUGUCUGGGGUCUGGAAGUUUUACCGGCAGAUAAAAGAUAUGCUGUUUGUAAAAACUGCAAGGCACUUGUCAUGUAAGGGGGGAAUAAGACUUUGUCUUACAACACUCACAUCAGAAACAAGCACCCCUAGGCACACGAAGUGUUUGUGCAGUGAAUGAAAGAGGAAACCCAAGGAAAGGAGGAUGCUAUGAAAAAAACAACCCAACUCUCACUAAAAGAGUCAGCGGAAAGAAAAAAUAAAUACAGUAAGGAACACCCUAGACAAAAAGCUAUCACGCAGAAAAUUAUGCAGUGCAUUGCCCUGGACAACCAGCUUUUUUCAAUAGUGCAAGACAGGGUAUUCAGCGAACUAGUCGACUUCCUUGAAUCACGAUUUUCCAUGCCGACUCGAAAGUAUUCAUUGGAUGUUUGCCUCCCCAAAUUAUACAGUUCUGUUCAUGGACGAGUCUAGAAGCUAAUUUCAGAUGCUGUUGCAAUUAGCUUCACAACAGACAUUUGGUCUUCCAGCGUUAGCCAGGUCAGUAUGCUGUGCUUAACUGCACAAUGGUUAGAUGCAGACUUUGCUCUUAACAAGGCUGUGGUUCACUCUCAGGAGUGUCGUGGAUCUCACACAGCGCAGGCAACCGUGUGUGCUUUUGAAAAGAUGUUUGACAGGUGGAAAAUCCCAAAGGAAUGGGUGCAUGUAGUUGUGAGGGACAAUGCACGCAACAUGGCCAAAGCCACGACGGAGUUCGGUGUACCAAGCCUGCCCUGUAUGGCCAACACCCUGCAGCUGGCAGUGAACGGAGGUGCUCUGUCUCAGCGCAACAUAGCAGAUGCUCUGGCUAUGGGGAGGUGAGUGAUAGGUCAUUUUAAACACUCGCCACUUGCUUGCAGUCGUUUAGAAAACAUUCAAAAAGAACUCAACAUACCAGUGAAAAAGUUGCAACAGGAUGUGUCCACAAGGUGGAAUUCCACGUACUACAUGAUACAAAGCCUGGUGGAGCAGAAGAGGGCAUUGAAUGUGUAUGCCACUGAUUUUUAACUCCCUGCAACAUUAAAUGGAAGUCACUGGGGGAUUUUUGAGAAGAUGAUCAACCUUCUGGAGCCCUUUGAGCAGCUAACCAAAGACAUCAGCUCUGCAGAGGCAACUGCUGCAGAAGUCAUUCCUGCUGUGAUGUCCCUCAAACGACUGCUGGCCAGGGUAGAUGAAUCUGAAAACGGUGUGCAAACAGCCAAACGCAGCCUGCUGGAAGCUGUCUGCAGUCGCUUUAAUGGUGUGCAAGAUGAACCACUGUAUGCCAUUGCAACAAUGGUUGAUGCUGGAUAAAAAGAUUGUUACUUUAACUCUGAUAAGAGGGAAGAAGCACUUAACAUGUUGCUGAACGUUGUGGAUGAAAUGGCUGGAGGUGGUAGUGAGUCUGACCAUGAGGAGAAGGCUGCUGGUGCCAAUGGAAGUGACCCAAGCCAGAAGGAUGAGAGGCCACCACCAAAGAAGGCAAGAAAUGAAAGCCUGCAGGACAUGUACAAAGAAAUCCUCGCAGAGAAUGAUAACAUCAAACAAGCAGCUACUGGUGAAACAGCUUUGCAGGUUAGUAAAUAAUAAACAUAUGAACAAACUAUUUUCAUUCACUAAUUGUACGCAUAAAAUGAAAAUAAAAACACAUAGCUGUAAGUGCUCUGAAGAAAAACUAAUAAAAUUCCAUUUUUGUGUUUACUUUUUCUUUAGGUGCAUACAUUCUUGGGAGAGGUCACCAUCCUCAAGAAAGAAUGCCCUUUGAACUACUGGAAGAGCAGCCAGACCCGCUUUCCUGCUCUUGCCAAUGUUGCACGCAAGUACCUCACGGCACCCUGCACGAGUGUGUAGACAGCGAACGGCUGUUCAGUGCUGUCUCACAUGUCAUAGAUGAGAAGAGGAAUCAUAUACACUGUGACAAUGCUGAGAUGCUUAUUUUCAUUCAGAAAAAUCUACCUCUCACACAUCAGUACAAACCAGAAGUUGAGCAGUCCACACCAAACAAGCCAGCAUCGGUCUUUCAGCCUCAUUUGUUGCACUUUAAGAAAGGCUUAUGUUUACUUUUUUCAGUUUAAGCUGUUUUUAUUAUGUUGCCUUUUUUUACAUUUUUUACUCAUAUUAACAGGAGGGCCGAAUGAGCCCAGUUUCUAAUUUCAAUGAUUGUUCUAGCCAAGUGAUGGACAGUUACGUAGGCCCAUCUUUCAUUAUUUAGGCCUACUGGACUUUGACAAAUGGAGAACUUUCUUUACUAAUCUCAAAAGUCUGGACUGAACUUUGUGCCUUUUAUUGUUUUUAUUUUGCACACCACAUUAAUAAUGCAAGUUUUGCUUUUGUAAAUUCAAUGUAGCAAGUUGUCCUACACAAAACAUUAUUGGUCAACUGAAAGCUUUAAAAAGUGUGCGUGAUCCAAUCUGUAAGAAAAAGGAUGUUAAAAAAUAAACUUCAAAUAUGGCUAUAAGUUGAAGUAGUGUCUUAAUUUUGUAUGCAUCUAACAGAGCACCCUGAUAAAAGUAGUUAAUGUUUUAAUUUUACAACAGGAGAUAUAUAAUGUGACCUAAAUUAGUUUUGGGGGGAAAAAAAACUCUUACUGUAUAUCUGUAUCGGUUUAUAUCGGAAUCUGAAAUAAAGUGUUCAGACAAUAUCGGCACAUUGAAUAUCGGUAAAAAGUCAAUAUCGGACAUCCCUAAUCAAUAUAUUUUUUACAUCGAUAUAUCGCCCAGUCCUACCGCCUGCCAUGUUUUUGUCUCUCUCUCUGUUCCCGUUCGUGUAGACCACACUCGUGAGACCGUGAGAAGAUAAAAUGUAAACCAUGUCGAUGGAUUGAACCAUUCGAAACUGGUUCUCAACAAGAACCAGUUCUCGAUUCCCAUUCCUAGUAGGAAUUGUAUGAAUGUGUGCUGUGUAUAUUGAUAUCUAUUCAGCAAGACAAUCCCCUUGUUUUUUUUGCAGUGAAUCGGACAUCCUUCACCAUGAUAAACAGUAUGAGCCUUUCUACUCAUCAUUUGUGGCACUCUCUGCUCAUUACAUCACCACUGUAUGUGGACAGAGUAUGUAUCUUCUUUUUACUACUGCAAAAAAAUAAAAGAUUUUAAUGUUUUAAUGUUACAGGCUAUGUUUCUUACCACUAAAUAGUUUGUGCUCUUUAUUGGUAGUACCAAGAAAUCAGCUGUUGUCGGUUGCUGCAGCAUGCAAGGUAUUGAUUGAAUUCUCAUUGCUGCGCUUGGAGAAUCCAGAUGAGGCAUGUGCAGUGUCACAGGUACGAAAAAAAAUACACGUGGGCAGCUUGCAUUUCCUGAGCUUGCAUUCAACUGUUAUUUGUUGCUUUUGACUUUUAAGCAGAAGGACUUGAUAUCUGCCACAAACAUUAUGUUGCAUCAUUUUUUGUGUCAGCCAUUUGGUCUCAGUUCUGCAAUACUGCGUUUAACAUAUCUUUUUUUUUAUUUUUGAUAUACUGCGAAGAGUACUCAAGCUAAACUUUGACUGUUUUCUUUUUUCUUGUCAGAAACACCUGAUUCUUCUGAUAAAAGGACUUUGCACUGGUUGCAGCAGACUAGAUCGCACAGAAAUCAUAACUUUUACUGCUAUGAUGAAAUCUGCCAAGUUGCCUCAAACAGUGAAGACACUGUCAGAUGGUGGGUAUACCUUCAAAUAUGACCCAGAUAAAAAAAAUGUUUAACUUUUGCUGAUACAGACCUUCUACUUGAAGAAUUGUUCAUUCAUUUAAAAAAAAAAACCACAGUAUAUCUUGAAAAAGAAACAGUGUUCAUAGAGAAAUAAUGUUUUUGGUCUCCUGCAAGCAAAAAAAUCUGUAAAGCCUUGUUAUCAGUAAAUGUGCCAUGUGUCAUUGUACAUUACAGUGGAAGAUCAGAAGGAGUUGCCCAGUGCUGUGAAUCCAGAGCUUCGACAAAAAGAAGUACAAAUGAACUUCUUUAAUCAACUGACUUCAGUUUUUAACCCCGACCUUACCACCAUCUUGGCCUCCCCAUCAGCAGCACACUUGCAGGCAAGUGUAGCUUAUCAGUUGUGCAAUGGCUGACAGCCACAGUUGUCAAAGUUCUUGCUCAUCACUGCAUUUGUCAUAAUUCAACCUGUUUAAGUUACCAGACACAAACUAGCUGCUCAGUCAUUGAAUUUGAUUUAAAUGUUUUUGUUCUCCCUGAUGAUAGGCUGAAAGUGAUUGUGAUGACCAAACCACAGAUCAAGCCAUUCAGGCCAAAAUGAAAAAUGCCUUUGUCUCUCAGAAUGUGUCAAGCUUACAGGAACUAGGUAGGUACUUGUGGCUUUGUUGUAGUGACAUUGUUAGUUUACAAACACAAUCUUUUGUACUGACAGCCAUUGGACUGUUCUCUUCUUUUGUAAUUAGUAGAUAACCUGAGACUACAGACAAACAAACUUCCCUUUGCGGAUUAUUUUUAUUAUUAUGAUUAUGAUGAUGAUGAUUAUUAUUAUUAUCAUUAUUAUUAUUAUUAUUAUUACUAUUAUUAUUAUUAUCAUUUUUAGGACCUGAGCCGAUGCUGCAAGCAGCAGGCAAUAGCCCUAUUGAAAUUGCAGGAAUUAUUUAUAAUUAUUAUUAAUAUUAAUAAUAUGAUUUACUUUAAAACUUUUUCACCCUCUAGAAGGGCUCAAAAACCCCUGAAAUUUGGCAGGCGGGUUGGGCCCAGCUUAUAUUCACAUUCCCGUAUUUUACCGCGCCUCUUUAUAUACAAAAAAAAAGGCUUGCUUGCGCACCCUACAGUUUUCAUGCUUAGGGAGUUUCCUGUAUAACCCCCCGUACACUGGUUCCAGCCCCCCCUAGAUUUUAUUCAUUUGAUGAGGGUCGAGCACUGGACAAUUUGACACCAAACUUUUGUCUGUAUGUUGUAGAUACCUGAUGGCAGAGGGGAAUGUGUUUUGCGGUUAAUGGCCUGUAACUCCUUUAUUGAUGGGAUGCAGCUGAAAUUUGUUCUGGACAUACCUGAAGGGUACCAGAUAGGCUAUAAAAUCAGCACCUUUUUUCAAAGAACUGCACCUAAGAGGCACUAUGAAAUAUCUCAAAAAAAGAUAGCAAUCUGUGAUAUUGCUAUAGAUAUGCACAGCCACAUAAAGUUUGGUACACAGAUCAGGAGGGAAGUCCUCUUCAGGGCUCCAAUGUCAAAAUGGAGGUCCAACUAAAAAUGGCUCCAUAGUGCCCUACAAAAUUUCAAAAUGUUAUCCCCGCUCCUGUGUGUAACCUAGACCUAUGGAGUAAAGGACACUUAUGUUGGACCCCAAGAUGAACAAAAAGGGCUCCAAUAUCAAAAUGGAGAUCCAACUAAAAAUGGCUCCAUAGUGUCCCCUACAAAUUUUCAGAAUGUAACCCUUGCUCCUGACUGUGACCCAAACCUAUGUAAUCAGUGACACUUAUGUUGGACCCCAAGAUUAACAAAAAGGGGAGGCGGUCCACAGGGGUGGCCACAUGACAAAGUUUGGGCCCAUUGGUGCUCCGUGGGGCGCUAGUUGUUAUUAUUCUUACCAUCAAAUCUCCCCCAAGUGCAAAGUUUAUGAAUCUUGAUUAGAAUUUUUGCAGUGCUGUUUCAGCUCUAACUGAUACAUUGAACCAUCAAAUUGAACACAUAUACAGUUGCAGAGGCUUUUUCAAUUAGAAACAAAAGAGAAAGGAUUGUUGAAGUUAGCUUUCGGUUGUAUGUUCUUUUUCGAUAGUACAGUCAGUUGCAUUUUCAAAAUUCCUUGAGUAUUUUCAAUAUGGCGUGUUUACUUAGCAAUUCAGUAACUUGAAUUCUGCUUAAAAUUGGAUUUUCCCCCACAUUUCUAGGUGGGUCUGAGAAAUUGCUACGAGUGUGCCUCAACCUGCCCUACUUUCUACGCUACAUCAACCGUUUCCAGGAUGCUGUAUCAGCCAACUCUUUCUUUAUCAUGCCAGCCACAGUGGCUGAUGCCACUGCUGUUCGCAAUGGGUAUUUUUUCUUCUUUAUCUAUUUAAGUUUAAUUUUUAAUCUUGCACAGUAGCAGCAGAGUCUGUUUAAAUGUGAUACGCUUUAGAUGACCAGUAAACCCCCCCCCCACCACCACCACCAAGCAUUCAUAGCUCCAUUUUUAAAACCCAUAGGUUCCAUUCACUGGUGAUAGACGUGACCAUGGCUCUAGACACACUUUCUCUCCCUGUGCUGGAGCCCUUGACACCAGGGAGAUUACUGGAUAUGACUGUGCUGGCUUUGAGUUGUCUCUAUGCUGGUAGGUGACCACGUUGUUUGUGAAAUAAAGGUCAGAUGAUGUAAACUGCUUCGUAGGCUACAGUUGUUUUCUGUGUGCUGUUUAAAUCUAAAUGGGAAGAUUAAAAAACAAAAAAUGACCGUGUUGACCUCUUCAGGUGUAAGCGUGGCUACUUGCAUGGCCAUUCUGCAGGUAGGUAGUGGCUUGCAACUUCGCUCUGCCUCCACUGGGACUAAAGAGGAAGACUAUGAAAAUGAUGCGGCCACAAUUGUUCAGAAAUGUGUGAGUAGACCACAAAUAAAAAAGGGAUUGUUGGGGAUUUUGUAUGAAUGUAUGAUUUUGUUUGAACUAUACGUUCAUACUGUUUCAAUAAGUGUUCAACUUAACAAUACAUCAAAUGUACCAAAAAGAUCUUUCAUAAGCUAUCUCUAUAUAUCUAUCUUUCUGUCUGUCUGUCUGUCUGUCUAAUGACUGCCUUGUCUUUCUGCAUGCUUUGAUAAGAUACAGUUCAUUUUCAAAGGUAACAAGUGUAGUCUUUUUGUUGACAACAGUUGGAGAUCUACGAAAUGAUUGGACAGGCCAUCAGCAACUCGCGUAGAGCUGGAGGAGAGGUGAGUACCAUGUUUAAGUGCCUCUCGAUACACUUCUGUUCUUUCGAAGGCUACAUAUUCUGUGUUUUUUGGUGGGAAACAAGGUGUUCAUUUUACUUUUUUUGUGUUCUACAGCAUUAUCAGAACUUCCAGCUGCUUGGUGCCUGGUGCCUGUUAAACAGCCUGUACCUGAUUCUUAACCUGAGCCCAACUGCUCUGGCAGAUAAAGGGAAAGAGAAAGAUCCUUUGGCUGCUCUGCGUGUUCGGGAUAUUGCUGCUCGCACUAAGGAUGGCGCAGGAUCGCCUAAACUUGGUCCCGGCAAAGGGUAUUUUUUUUUUUACCCUUUAAUAUGUUUUUAAAAAGUAGCGUUGUUUUUGUUUUAGCAUUUUUCCUCACCCUGAUCUUUUAACAAGUCCUUGCAUAGAAUUAAUUCAGGGAGGAGGACAGUUGUUACAAAAACGAAAUCCCGACAUUGUAUCUUACAUCAUGCUCCAGAAAUACCAAACCAUUAAGGUUUGGUAUUUCUGGUAUACCAUGAGUUUUAUUUAUUAAAAUGACAAAUAUACACAGCACAAUUUCACUUAAUUGUUUCAAUGUCUUAAGAAACAAGCUAAUAUUUGAUACUUGGAGUUAUUUGUGUUAUAAUAACUUUUCCUUGUGUUAUUUUUCUGUCAAGACACCAAGGGUUUGGAGUUUUGUCUGUCAUCCUGGCCAACCAUGCCAUCAAAUUAUUGACUUCGCUUUUCCAGGAUCUGCAAGUCGAGGCUCUGCAUCGGGUAUUUGAAGCAACAAACAUUUGCUCUCUUUAACAUAAGAGAAAUUUCUGUUUUUUACAGCCAAUGCCUUUUACUACCUACCUGAGCAAUCCAUGUGUGUCAUAGCACCACAUCUCUCAUAUGACACUCAUUACAGCAUGCUAAAGCACACACAGCCCAUGAAAAUAGAGUUACAAAGAGUUCAUGCCAUUGUGCACAAUCCCGUGAUUUGGGGUCUUGCCUGUUCCCUCUGCAUUUUGUUUUCUGUCUUCAACAAAAAAUACAUUUCAGAUUUUGUUCUGAUAUAGAUUUGAUAAUGAAAUGACUCCAACCAUUCCAACAUUGAUGGCCACACUUAGUUUAGAUAAAUGUUGCAGCUUUGCAACUAGUGCUGCAAAAGAGAUACUGUGUGGAGACAUCACAGACAAGUAACAGGGUUGGGCAGUGUAACCUAAAAAGAGUUUCACUCUUGGCCAACAUGACAUCAUUUUGGUGAAGAGCUUUGUUAUCUUUUUGGUAAUUCUUGACAAAGACCCUCUGUACAGUGAGGGCUCAUAACAGCUGUAAUAUGAAAAGUAUGUUAGUAGGGGUGUGCCUUUUGUGCUGACAAAGUAUAUCAUCACUUUGGUUAAUCAGCACCAGAAAUACUGGUUGGUUAAACAACUUAUUAAUUUUUGACUGAUGUAGGCCUGAAAUGCUGGCCAAAUGUUGUUUCUGAGCCCUAUCUAAUGGUGACGGCAGUAAGGCAGUAAUAUUCUACUGUUCAGAUGGAAAUGGGCACAUGGCAAUCUGGGAAAUGAUGAUAAAGAAGGAUAUCCGCCAGGUCUCUUUAACUACAUCAGAAUAUUGUGUAAUAAGCAUGGGCUUGUGGACAACAAACCUGCGGGUAGAUAAAAAGCUUUAUCUAGUUCUGCUAAUAUUAUACACACUCAUCAAACCAGUUUGACAUUAUUUACCAUGCAGACGGUGUGAGCCUGUGUUAAGCUGUGUUCAAGAAAUUGUGCUUAGUUUACGUGUGCCUUUCUUUUAGACUAGUCAGCUAUUUAAAUUUAAAAUUUACCUUCAAGCAAGUAAAAAGAUUAGUUGCUUCAUAGCAAACCUUUGUAUAAUAGCAUGUAACAUGUAGCUCGAACCCCAUGACUACUGCCUAUCAGCGAUGCUGUCUGUGACCACUAUUCUGUAUAACCUUAGUUUUUGCUUGUAACUUGUUUCAUGUCGCUUCCUUUAAGUACCUGAACAAAAAAAACAAAAACAAAUUUUGCAAGAAAGCAAGUACAGCUCAUCUGCUAUACCCAAGCUUUACUUUGGAGGACUCUUUGAGGCGAUAGAAUAACAAAAGAAUUUAAUGUUAAAUUAUUUGUUUUGUUUUAUAAAAGUUAAAUAAAUACUUAGAUUUUUAUGUUCUAACCAUCCAGAAAAAUGGUUAGAACAUAAAAACCUUGAAAGCCAUGUUUUAUGACUCCCGUCUUUUCUUGUAGGGUUGGGCAAGUGAUGGGCCACCAGCAGAGCUCAACAUCAUGGCACAAAGCACUUCCAUCCAGAGAGUUCAAAGACUUAUUGACUCUGUACCCCUGACAAAUCUCCUCUUCACCCUUCUAUCCACCUCCUACAAAAAGGUACUUUAAAGUUGUCCUUACAAACCUUUGAUGCGUGAUACAGCUAAUGUUGUAUUAUUCUUGCAUCUUUGAAAAAGUUUAAGAGACUGAGAGGGUUUCAUUAAGAAUUCAUACUGUAUUCCAGUUCAGUCUGGCACAGCAGGAAAGUUGACUUUAAUUACUAAGACAUGUACAACAAAUGAUACACCCAAGACAAAACAGACUAUGUUAAUACUCUGGAAGACAUAUUGGGGAAAAAAUUUUGACUGCAACUUUUUUAUACUCAGCUGUCAUUUAUUAAGUAGACAACUUAGUGAUACCAAACAAAAUCCAAAGCCUGAGAUAUUUGAUCAUCAUCACAGCACUUUGUGCUUUUGCUCUUACCAGGCAUGUGUUCUCCAACGCCAGAGGAAGGGCUCAGUCAGCAGCGAUGCCAGUGCGUCUACAGAUUCAAACACCUACUAUGAGGAUGAUUUCAGCAGCACAGAGGAAGAUAGCAGCCAAGGUAUCUUGUCUCUCUUUAUAUGAGCAAUUUCAUCAUAAUGUCAGAAAGCCUAUUUCAUGUUAGAGAAUACCCUCACAUGGCAGCUUUAGGUUCCUAAAUUGGCAUAUACUGUAUGAAACAGGACAAAUACAAAUAAAUGUAAAUAAAAUCUGAAAUAAAUAGCAAAACAACAGUUUCAGACAAAUUAAUAUUGGAGUGUUAAUUUACUAUUUUAUUAGGUGGAUUUGACAAUACAAGGACAGUGUAAUCAUCUGGAGAUAUUUCAUUAUCAAAUUUAUCUCAGUUACCUUUUAGGGAUGCCUGAUAAAUGACUGGUCAGGAUGUGAUCAUUCAUAAAUAGUUAUUAAUAAAUAAGACUAUUAGGUUAUUGUGAUUAGUAGUGGUGCAACGGAUCAUCAUUGAUCCGUGAUCCAUUCGGGUCGACGUCAUCGGUUCGGCACACACGUUAACCGCGGUUCGAUUUCUGAAAAAAAAAAUUUGGCUUCCCUGUCAACUAUGAUGAGGAAGGAAAGAGGUCAGUGGACAAAACUGCGAAGGUGUGUAGGCACUGUGGCAUAAGAAAGCCAUAUGACAGUGGAAACACAUCGAGCAUGUUCACGCAUUUGAAAGCGACAUCACCUGGGUGUUUUAAUGACAGGUGUUGUGCCGUAGACUGCAACCCUGCCGUAGAACGCACCCCUGCAUCCCCUCCACUCGUUAGCUUCUUAAAGUGGAGAUAAUGAUCUCAUAUUUAAAGAAACACGAGUAUUAGAUCAUGACAACAUGUCAAAUGGAGCAGCAAACUUUCAUUUUCUUUUUAUGUGUCUCAAAAAUGCAAAUAUAGAGGUGUACUUGGGUAUAAACUGUACAGAAAGCUGUCCAGGUAGAGAGCAUUAUAUUUUCGGGACAGCAAUAUUCCAAGGGCUGUUGUUUUUGGCUUCUUUGAAUAGCCUGAAUGAAAUUAUUACAGGCAAACGCUUUUGAAUCCAUCCAAUGUAAGAAAAACUUGGAUUAUUUCGCCUCGUUAUGUACUUUAAACCGCGCUCCCGUCAGGGGGUGCAUUCUACGGCAGGGGUGCAUUCUAUGUCACAACACCUGAGAUAAAACGAAAGCUGGCCAGCAACCACUCAUCACCGCAGCAUUUAAGCAGCCUCUUCCUGCGCAAUCCGACCGGGUUAAAGCUAUCACAAACGCUAUCGGUGUGUUUAUAGCUACAGACAUGAGGCCAUAUUCAGUUGUGCAAACGAGGGCUUUAAAAACAUGCUGAAAGUGCUUGAGCCACGUUACAAUAUCCCACCGCGCACAUACUUCAUUUUUGGUUCAUUGUUACAUUUUAAAGGAAGGAGAUAUGCCUAUAUAUUGCACUUUAAGUUGUUUUUCAUUAAUAAUUAUGUUGAAAAGAAGAUAUUAUGCCGUAUGCACUACUUUUAUAUAUUUUAAUUCAACCAUUUAAGUGUUUAAUAUACAGACAAAACUGCUUUUUGCUGAUCCGAAAAAUGAUCCGAUCCGUGACUCUUGAUCCGAGGAACGAUCCGAUCCAUGAGUGUUGUGAUCCGUUGCACCACUAAUAUAUGUGUGUGUAUAUAUAUAUAUAUAUAUAUCUAAAAUCAUGACUGAUGGCUCUGUGUGACCUACUAGAGAAAGUAAGACCUUCCUAUGAUUUACUUAUUUUACUUAAUUUUAAUCUUUAUCACUGUGGAAAAGGGGUUUUAUAACAAUGUCAAGCAAUUAUCUCUUAUGGUCCUGAAAUUCUGUAUCAGAGCAUCCCUAAAAGUUCAUUUAGCAGAAACAGUUUGAAACCAUAACAUGGAUUUAUACCAGAAGGUAAACACACAAUUGUUUUCAGUGCUUAAAUAAGUGAAAAACCAAGUCAAUAUUCCAAAAGUUAUAUGUGCUGUCUUUAAAGUCCCACUCCGAUCGAUUUUUUUACUGUUUGUGUUCUCAGUGGUCAUUAAAUUGUGACGAUGAAGAUUUUAGCCAAAAUCACAUUACCUGUGUCAUUUUCAAGGGCUUUUUUUCUGCAGAGCUUCAGUUGCAUAUCAGCAAUUGGCCUCUGAGUCGUGGGUAGAGACAGUGCUGCUCUGCACACUCCUCUUCACGCUAGCUUGUAGCCUAACAUUUUUGCUGCCGCAGAAGUAGCAGGUAAUAUAGAAGCUAUUUAGCUCUCCGAUACUAAUUUCUUUUGAAAGCGAAUAUCACAAUCAGCUUUCUUAUGAGCAUUGCAGUCUGCUACCGCACACAUUUGUUCCGCAAUCGCCCUCUUAACUUCUUGGGAUCUGGCCUGCAGAGUGGGGCACCAGGAGCAGAGCUUGGAUUUGUGACAUGGAAAAUCCCACUGUGUCUGAACCAGCCGUUUGGGUCUGCCAGAGGUUCACAGCAAUUUGAAAGCAGAGAUACUCAGAAAUGCAAUUUUGCACUUAGUUUUCUCAUAUGUCCUCUAGCAUCAGGAAAAUGCUUAAAAUGCAAACAUAUAGACAAAAAGAAAAACAUGAUUUUCAUCGGAGUGGGUCUUUAAGGUAUGCCUCAGAUUUCUGUCUAGGUGAUAGGUGCUGAAAGCAAAGUCAUGUUUGUGUUUGAGCUAGUGUCAGUGCUGAGCUGCAUCAGUGAUACAGUAAAACAGGUGUGCUGUCAGUGGAUCAGUCAGUCAGGUUUUGGCAGCAGUGAAAAUGGUAAACACAUGCACGCUCACACAGUAUUGUUUAAGUUAAAUUUUUGUCCCUUCAUCACACAAUGACAGUGUAGUUGACAGUGUCUACUAUUUCAGCAGAGAGAAGACAGGAGAAGACAAGCGCAGCUUGUGUCUCAGGUCAGCUGUUUUCUAUCCUCAGGUCAAAGAAUUGGUGUCCUCUUCACUGUCCUAGAUUCAUUUUGUUAUUGUAUGUCUCACAAUUUAGGCUCUGAGCUGUGGCCCUAUAGCCUAGAAUAUGGCAGAGCCACAGAUGUAGAGGCUUUGGCAAACCAUCUCAAAAUAUGAAAUUGGCUUAACCCUUGGUUCCUUUUAAUUUUAAGCUUCGUUUGGCCUCGUUUAUCCCAAAAAUGGACAUGCAGAUAAGUGUUAAUAAAAUAAUCUUUUUCAAUAUUUUUUUUUAUUUUAAUCCAAUUUCAGCUCUAACCUCAAAAGGAAAAAAAAAAAGAUGUCACACCCUUUUAUUUUUUUUACUUAUUUUGACUCAGAUCUCUUUAACAACUUCAGCUCUAACAAGUAAAAAAAUAUAUAUAUAUAUAUAUAUAUGUAUAAAAAAUUGCAUGUGUCACCCUUUUUAUAACAGUUAUUGUGCGCCAUAACUACUAGGACUAGGAUUCAAUGAGAAAGCGUUCAUUCCAAACCAGCUGAGACUAUCGGAGUGGAAAAACCCGUCAGUUAAAGUUGGGGUAGGCAGAAAUCCGUUAAAGACGCAUCUUUUCUGUGGUGUAUAUACAAAACAGCUUUUAAUAUCAGUCAAUAGCUAUUAGUUAUUGAUGACCUUUGGAAAUAUAAUGAUAUCACUGUGUUUUAUUAUGUCUGUGUAGUCAACAUUUUAAAAUUUUUGAGCGGCCCGCUCUUUCUGAGGCAGAUGCUGCUCCUUAGUGCUGAUUGGUUGUGAGGCAGACGCUGCUCCCCCGCGUUGUUCAUGAGUCGUUAGCGUGCUACAGUAUCGGACAGUAGAAACCAACCAGAAAGUACAGACAAUUGUCUGAAUCCUCCUUUGACCACAGCUGCUGACACAAGCAAGAAAAUGAAGUAAAUACCAGAUACAAGCCGCUUUAACAAAGUAAGCCAAGUGUCUGUUACAGAGGAGUUUCUUGUCAAACGGGACCUGCUGGGUGUUGUUUCGCCACUAAAAUGUUUACCUCGGGUCCUGGAGUAUGUCACUUAAUCCUGGUUGGUUGUGAGGCUGGUUGUAGAAGUCCUGCAAACAUUGUGUUUGAUGGUAGUCUGUUGGCAUCUGCAGUAGCACCAAUGCUGUUUACUUUAAUGCUGACUGGGCCCCAUUUGUAAUUAUCUGAAGUAUUUAUCUGCAUUGUAAAUAAUGAAUUUAAUUGAAACAAUACGAGCGAGCUGGAGCGUCAAUUUGUGGGCGGGGCUUUCUGGAGCAAAGACUGAGGGGAGAGGAGGAGCUGAGGGAAAAACUGGUUGGGAAGGGUAGUGUUUACAUUCAAGAUUUCUCCCAAAAACUGGCACUUUCUCAGACCCUGCCUACCCCACCUUUAACCUCCUUGUCUCAUCUCAUCCUCUACCAAAUCGUAUUUGGGCAAAUUCAUUUGUUCGUGGUAAGUUGAUUAAAUAUAAAUCAGUGUUUCCCCUACAUUUAUUAAUUACGUGCGCCACUUCUAAAAUUUCACAUGAUCAUUAAUAUCAAUGCUCCACUAGUGAUUUCUACUCGCACUGUGUGAGCACAACAACACACAACGUUAUUUUUUAAUUGUUUUGAGUCAUCAAUGAGCGCAUCAAAUCCUGUCGGACCCUCUUCCAUUAAUGUGAAGGGUAAUGUUCAAGCUUAUACAUGGUCUAUAUAGCGAGUAGCACGAGUAAAGUAACGUAACAUGAAUGUAGCAGCGUAACUCAGCUCAUGGUGCAUCUGGGUAAAAACAUAGAUGCAGAUUUUCACCCGUGCACACAUGUAGGAGCACAUAAACUUUUCCUUACAGAUAGGGCUGAGCGAUAAAACAAUAAUAAUAUAUAUUGAAAAUUAAUUUCCCCCAAUAUGGAUACAAAACACGGUCAAUAUGCUUUUUGAUAGUCAUGUUUUGGUAGACUAUACGAAUAGCCAAUGGAAAGAAUUAGAACCAAGUAGCAAACAACUGCGUAGUAGCAGGCUGCAGCUACACGCAACCAUAGCACAUAGCACAACACUGGCAUGAAAACAUUGGUGGUAUGGAGGUAUUUUGAUUUUUUGAGGUCGGACAUGAAGCAGAGUAAUGUGCACUACAAAUAUGUCUGGUACAUAUUCUCGCAAAGUUGGGGAAUACCUCAAAUCUUUUUCAUCACCUGAUGCAGUGACACGUGGCAGAGCACGCGCAAUGCAAAAGGUUACAAACCCCGAGUGGAGCGAGGAGCCCAUGGCGCCUGUGCAUCCUAAACAGCUGGCCAUUCAUUCCGCUUUCUCUAGCGCAACUCCUUACGACAAAACGUUAAGGAGACACAAAGACCUUACAGAUGCAGUAACUUACUGAAUUGCAAAAGACAUGCUACCAAUAAGCACUGUUAAAUUUCAUUUUUUAUAUCGUGAUUUAAAUCGAUAUCGACUGGUAUGAAAAAAAUAUAUGGUGAUAAACUCUUUCCCAUAUUGUCCAGCCCUACUUACACACAUAGCCCACUCUUAGACAUCCAUAUCUAGUAGCACAUAUAGUUUUAUUUAACUCUGGUGAUGUUUAGAAUAGCACUUCAUAUGCUCUAAGUCGUCUAAGGGACGUUUUUUUUAAAUUUUUUUUAUAUCAAUCAAUCAAUUCAUAGUUAUCAGCGAGUUAAAAAGUUUAAAAACUUAAAAUAAUAAACUUAAAAAGACAAAACUCUGACAGACAAGACAGACAUGCUUCCCACUGCUACCGGUUGCUGCAUAGCACAUUCACAAAAGCUGCCCAAAAGCUUUCUUAUAUGAAGAAAAACAAGAACUCUCGCCAAAUUUGAAGGGUUACACCAUCUCUGGUUGACAAACAAAGCCAGACCUCCUCCUUUCUUCUUGCAUCUCCGUUCAGGUAGAGCCACACUGGAGUCCGAGUUGUUUUGAUUCAACCAGGUUUCAGUAAAACACAGGAAACUGCACUCACGGUAUGCUUUCUCAGUCUUCACCAAUAUCUCCAGCUCAUCACUUUUGUUGGGCAAAGAGUUGACGUUUCCCAUGAUGAUUGAUGGAAGAAAGGGUUUAUAUCACCACCUCCUAACAUUCAGCUUUGCCUUCACCUUUGCAUCAGCACGACAACCACGAUAACACCUCUUGAUGUACUCUGGAAUUGUAUGUUGUUUUCCAGAUUUGCUUUUCCUCAAUGAAAGGAGCUCUUCUCUUGAGUAAACUCUUCGCCUAGCAGAAUUAUCCAUCAGCAGCCAACAAAGUGACAACAAAAAUAUGAAAAAAAUCUAGCAAAAAUUACAGAUAAUGCCGAGAGACCAGAUUUGCAGCAACCUCUCGGUUCAAGUGCAUCAUUUGAAUAUAGUUUUAAAAGCAUUUAUUUCCAUUGUCAGUAGCCCCUGUUUUGGGUGCUGGGUAAAAGAAGAACACUUUCAUGUGACUUUUCCAUGGCAAUCACAUGCAUAUACAAAACUUGCAUGCAUGCUUAAGAACAUACUAAAUGUUUUAAACAGUUACAUUUAACUGGAAAACCCCCUCUAAAUUUGUCCCCUCCCCCAACUGUUAUAUUGUUUUUUUAAUUCAUUCUCAUGUCAAAGAAGUACUAUGAAAACUUAAGGGGAGAAGGUAAAUUAGAUUUUUUAAAGGGUGUCAGAACCAAUUGUGAUAAAAACAACAGCACUACUAUUUUGGAGACAAGAGAUCAAAUACCAGAAUUUCUUCACUUUUCUAUUUCCCCUUUUAUGUCCAUUACUGUGUGUUACGGACCAAAUUAGAUUUUUUUGGGUUGCGAUUGAACAACAGCUCAGAGCAGAAAAAACAACUUGGGAUAGAUGAUUGAUGAAAUUGAAUGUUGAAUGUGUUCUUGUACAUUAACAGUUGCAUCAAUGUGAAAACACUCAAAUGCUUUAAAUGCUUAUAUAAUCACAAAAGACACACAACAAUAUUUCAGAUUUUCCCAGAUUAUAUUGUGCAAAAUUUAGUUGGAUAUUGAGUGACAGUUUUGAGAAUUCUCAUGAGCUACUUAACUUUGAGAACAUUAGGUGUUGGUAACAGUUUAAUUUCAUUUAGAGGUAAGGUGCAAUGAAAGCAGAUAAAUGAACAAACUUCUACAAAGUGGAUAUUGUGGAAAAACAAAACAAGAAAGAAUUAUUCAGCUGUCCAGUUAAGGUGGAUAUUCCCCUAGAGGACAUCACUGUAUGUUAGCUAUUUACUGCAGUCUUUGUCCACUGCCUGCAGUGUUAUAGGUGUCAUAAACUAAUUGAAAGCUUUCAUGUCUUGUCUACUGAUGUCACCAACACCACCUCAUAAAUUUCUUGCAUUUCUUGUGUAAUUUCUUCCCCAGACUCUUAAGAAAAUUAUGCAAGCUAUUUAUAUUUUGCAGAUGAUGACAGUGAACCAAUCCUGGGGCUUUGGUUUGAAGAGACGAUUUCCCCCACAAAAGACAAAGUCGCUCCCCCACCCCCUCCACCGCCCCCACCAUUGGAGACCUCUCCCAGACUUAAGAGUCCCAGCAAGCAGAAUCCAAGUGAGAAUGGCAACAUUUUAGCCGGUCGUAAAGAUCCAGAACUGGUAAGGGGUUUUUAAAUAUAGUUUUAUUGACAUCAGGUUUUAAGACAACAGUUCAUACAACCUUAGUUCCCUAAAAGCAGGGAUGCUGUUAAGAUGUUCACAAAAGCAGAGUUUGAUAGUAUGAUUGUUUUUAUGUAGCUCAUUCUCUAAAACAAUCUACAAAAGCUUUUGUGUGUGACAAACCAAAUGCCCUUUUUUCUGUAGUUUCUGAGUUUAGCUUCAAGCAUUUUGAACUUCAUCACCACCUCAAUGCUGAAGUCCAGGAACAACUUCAUCCGCAACUACCUGAGUGUGUCUCUCACAGAGCAACAUAUGGCUACACUUGCCAGCAUCAUCAAAGAUGUGGACAAAGAUGUUAAGGGUAUGCCAGAAAAUACUGCUUUGUGGUCAAGUCAUAGCCCUAAUGUCCCUCUGUUGGUUUAGCUGCUAGAAAUGAUUGUAGCAUGUAGCUGGUUAAUGGCAAAACAUGUUGCAUAUUUAAGUGCACUUUUUCUUCUUAGGUUCCUCGGAUGAAGUGUUUUGUUUAGCUCUCUAUCACUUUAACCACACCCUGGUAACAUCAGAUCUUCCAUCCCCGGCACUGCAGGUGAAAAUUAAUUUCUUAAUUCAGCAUGCAUCUUGUUUAGCAUCAAUAACAGAGCGUCAGCAAGGUCUUAAAAAGUCUUAAAACAUCUAAAAUCCAAUAAUUUGAAUUUAAGGCAUUAAAAUUACCUUAAAUCUCAUAAAAUAUCUUAUAUACGAUUUUGAUAGGUCUUAAAAAUGUAUUAACUCUACUUACAAAUUAGGGAUGCACUGAAAAUGGUCCAAAAGUGUAUUUUUAUCCAAAACAACCGGAAAUUCCAACUGAAACAACAUGGCCGAAACGGAGGUUAUGAUGACACAAGCAAAAACAGUAGCCAGCACAUGCUUGUCUGGAUAAGGGCCAACAUGUCUGCGGUGUAGACGUAUUUCAAUAUAAUAUGUCUAAGAACUACUGAUAGUGAUUUGCAUGGCAUGUAAUGCUUAAAUUUCAAGAAGGGGUGCUUCUGCAAAGAGUAUCUUCACAUCAGAUUUAAUUUAUCAUCUGAAAUCCAAACAUCCUGAUUGCCAUUCUGAAUAUAAGGGGAACGCCACACAGAAAUAGGAAAAUCCCUCUGAGCAUGCUCUCUCCAUCUGUGGCAGAUGUUGUAGCCAAAUACACUAGUAGACGCUGGGGAAAGUUUUAUUCUUAAUUCUUUAAUUCUUCUUUGAUUCUUCUCACCUUUAUUCAUAACUUAAACAGAAAUCAACAUUGCUAUGCAAACUAAUGCUCGGCUCCUGCUCCCGACUGAUUGGAAAAAAAAAAACACUGACGCUACUUCUACUACAAGUCUCUAGCGCUUCUUCUCUUUCUCUGAAAGUUUUGAGUUUAAUUUGCCCCUGACUUGCGGGCGCCAUCUUACGGUGUAAACAACACAGAACAUGCAACAACACACUGACUCAAAAACUCUGAACUCAAGUUGCAAUUGCAUAAGAAUAAUAUUAAUUUAAUUUGUAAUAUUAAUUUAAUAUCAAUUUAUGCAAAUGCAAUCCCUUUAUUUUAGUGAGAUUAGUGCACAGUCAUUGCCAUAAAUGCAGUGGUACUAAUGAUUGGCAUAAUGACUUUUUGCGUUUUGUUUCUUUUGGCCUUGGUUUCCUCAUUUUCAGUUUUCGAUUUCGGACAAGAAUUUCUGUUUCGGUGCAUCCCUAUAACAAACAAAUAAUGUGCCAUAGGAAUAAAGAUUAAUUUGAAGUAAUGAGAAAUGUUCAGAUUUGCCUUCAUGUCUUUUGUACUUUUUGCCAGUAUGAAUGGUAAACGGGUCUUAAAUGAUAUUCAUUAUGGUCUUUAAAAAGUCUUAAAAGGUCGUAAAUUUGACUUGUUGAAACCUGCAGAGACCCUAGAUAAAAUCGCUACAACUUCUAUCAGUCAGAUUACUUUUCAACAUUUGUAUUUUCUCCACUGAAGUCACAGACUUAUUUUUAUGUCUUGUCACUUUCAGAGCACUCUUCUUCAGCAGCUAGGUGUUGCACCAUUUUCAGAGGGUCCCUGGCCUCUGUAUAUUCACCCUCAAUCAUUGUCAGUCCUCUCCAGACUUCUUCUCAUAUGGCAGCACAAAGCAAGUGUGCAAGGGGAACCAGAUGUUCCUGAGUGUAUGAAAGUUUGGGAACGGUAUGAAUUCAUUCAUGAAUUCAAUUUUUAUCUUGCACAUGUAUGACAAUUUCAAGUGUUCCAUUUUUUAAUAUUUACAAGUAUUCUGGAACAUGUGCCUCAGCUGUUUUGAUGUAGUUUUGAAAAUGUUAUCCUCUUAUCUACCCGUCUUUUAGAUUUCUAGGAACACUGAAGCAGCACACAAUCCAGAGCUCUGUUCAUGGAGAAGAUGAUCUUAAUGUGGAGCACCUCCAGCUUCUGCUGCUCCUUUUCCACAACCUGUCAGAGCGUGGUCGACGGUCAGUGCUGACCCAAGUCACCCAAGCCAUCACUGAAGUGGCACAGAGCAGAGACUCCCAGUUGAAGGCAGUGCCCCUCAACCUGGCCCGCCUGUGUCUGGUUUUUGAUUACCUUCUGCGCCACUACUCCAAGGCUCCUUUGUACCUCUUUGAACAGGUCAGUUGCUGGUUUUCUAAAGGGUUAUAUAGUGUUUGGAGACAUCUAACAGUUAACUGUAAACUGAUCACUGGGGGUUUUCCAUGUAUUAAAUAGUGGUGAGAAGAAGAAGAAGAACUUCAUUGAUCCCCUAAGGGAAAUUCAAUUGUCUGUUGUCUCAUAAAAUAUGAGACAACAGACAAAUAGUGGUAAAUAGGACUGGGCGAUUAUAUGAUCGUGAUAAAUUUCAUUCCGAUAACGGUGAUCAGCUGUGAGCAUUUUUACUGUAUCAAACAUAGCAGAAAUGUGCGUGACUGAAGCCCAUUCGAGUUGAGCUUUUUUCUGCUCACUUCUGUAAGUUGCUGGAGAAGUAAACAGGGGAAGUAAACAGAAUGAACAAACGUGGAGCUAAACACAGAGCUGAGGGCAGCGAAAUAGAUGUCAGCCUUGACUUUGAGUCAUCAAAGUAAUUUAUCGUCACUUGUGUGGUUUGGGUAUCUCCAAAGUGACAUUGAGCAAUUUAGCUGAUGUGCAAGGUAUGUCGGCGAUUGAUGCCCUCAAAAACUGGCAACACAACAAAUCUGUUAAACCAUUUGAAGAAGUACUUUCCGAGUGAUUAUGUGGAAAGCAUGAAAAUGCGAGCAGAGUCUGCACUGCCUGCCUCUGCUGACGUUGCUAGUAGCAUAAGCAGUUUAGCCACUGCUAGCAGUACAGCCACUAGACCAAAACAGCAAUCAAUCGUAUCAUCUACGUUUACAUCAUCUAAUGUUUACAUUUUAAGGCUUCUUUAUUAUUCCUGAGGGGGCGCUUUGUUUAUUUUGGGUCUUGCAUACCUGCAAAAACAGUCAGGACUGUAAACUAGUUCACUGUGUUGUUAAGUAUUUAUCUACAUUUGUUGUGCUGUUAAAUAAAAUUGGUUUUUAUUUUUCUGAGUUUAUCCUCUUCAGUUUUCUUUGUUAUUUACUUUGUAUGUUAAUAAAAUGCUGAACUAAUCUCUAGUUUCUUUAGUUUUUAGUGCAGAUGCUUUAAAACUGGCAGUUAAAAAAAAAAAAAUUGUGAUAAUAAUCGAGAUCGGACGAUAUGACAGAAUGUAUUGUGAUUUUUUUUUUUUUGUCAUAUCCCCCAGCUCUAGUGGUAAUAUGGAUUUGGUUAAUUUAAAACUUAAAGCAAAAUUAUGGAUCCCAUCCAAAAUUUUACAGGCUGAUAUGUACAGGACAUGGCAAUGACUUUUCUGUAUGAUUGAUAUUGUAGGUGCAGUAUAACCUUCUCACCCCCCCAUCUGCUGGGCCAAGUACUGUUCAGGAAGGUGGCAAACGCAGCAGUCUCCCACUAUACUACGGAUUCAAAGAGGUUGAAGAGAACUGGGCCAAACACUGUUCAGCUGGUAAGAUCUAUGAACCAAAUGUACUUUUUACUUACCAGUUGUUUCUACUGAGUCUUGCCAACCUCAAAUUUAUGUUGUCCCUAAAUUCACUGGUUAGUCUCGCUUAAUGGGUUAAUUAUGUUUUUAUUAUUAUUAUUUUUUUUUAUUAACCAAUGUCGAUAAUUAGCAGAGCUGGUAAGCUAGUGUCUGAUUUAUAAACCUAUAUUGUGAGUUUUUAUGCACUUUUGUGCAUAUACCAACUUAAUCAUUUUAACAAAUGAGAAACAUUACUCAGACCUCAUUCUUUUUUUAUAACUUAUUUUUUAUAAAAAAAAUUCUUGAACAGUUACCAUGUCAGGGCAAAACCUAUUUAAAUCAUUCAGCAAUCUUUCUAAUAUCAAUCUCUUUAUAGUCAAAUGAAGGCGGUGGUGCCCUCCUCUGUCCUCUUGAAAUCAGUCCAUUUUUCCCCAGUUUUCUACCAAUUGUAUUUCCUGUAAUCUUAAUUUAUGCAUGAGUAUUUUUAUUACAAAUAUGUCUUCAACAGUGCACACACACUGUUCCCCAGUAGGUGAUUCUACUCUUUACCACCAUCUGGUAGUUACUUUAUCUCUUUUUUUAAAUAUUUUUUUAAGCUGUUAACAUUCAAUGACACCAGUGGUGGGCAAUAAAGCCUCAAAAUGAUAUCACGAUAUUUUAAGACAAUAUGCGAUAAUGAUAUUAAUGACUAUAUGAAAAAAACUUACUGAACAACAUAUGAUUAGUGAUUGCUGCUUCUGAACAACAGCAUUUUUAUUGUUGGUUUUAAAAAGGGGGUUUAUUAUGAAUAUAAAUUCAGAUUUGCCAUACAUUAAAGGUGGGGUAGGCAGGAAUAUGUUAAAGAAGCAUCUUUUUUGUGGUGUAUAUACAAAAAAGCUUUGAAUAUCAGCUAUUAGUUAUUGAUGACAUUUGGUAAUAUAACAAUUUCGCUGUGUUUUGUUAUGUCAACAUUUUUAAUUUUUUGAGUGGCCCGCUCUUUCUGACUGUAAACAAAGUCAUUCUCCGCCUCCCCCAGCCUGAUUGGUUGUGAGGCAGACACUGCUCUAACGUGUCGAUCAUGAGCCCAAACAAAAGGUAGCGUGCUACAAUAUUGGACAGUAGAAUCCAACCAGAAAGUACGGAAAAUUGUCUAAAUUAGGGCCCGACUGAGAUGGAUUUUUUUGGGGCUGAUGCCUAUACCGAUUAUUAGGGAGGAAAAAAAUCGGAUUACCAAUUAAUCGUCUGAUUUUUUAAAUUUUUUAUGAAGUUAUAAAAAAUAUAUAUAUACUGUAGAUAUCUACAGUAUACUAUAUACUGUAGAUAUACUGUAAGCUACUGCCCUUCACGCUGACAGGAAGACCGACUGAUCAAACUCAGACCAGAAGAGCAGUUUCCCAUUUGUAAUUAUCUAAAGUAUCUAUCUGCAUAAUAUCUGAAUUUAAUUAAAACGAUGCGAGCGAGCAGGAGUGUUUGUUUGUGAGUGGGGCUUGCUGGAGCAGAGAAGGAGGGAAGAGGAGGAGCUGAGGGAAAAACUGGUUGGGAGGGGUAGUGUUUACAUUCAAGAUUUCUCCCAAAAACUGGCACAUUCUCAGGUCCUGCCUACCCCACCGUUAACAGGACAGGAGCCCCCCCCCCCCCCCCCCUUGGAGGUUUAGGCUGUAUUGGGACAAAGGAUAAAGUGCCUAGAAAGUGAAUUUUGUUCCACUAAGCUAGUGCUACUUGUUCAAUGCAUUUUUGCAUAGACAAUACCAUUCUGGACUUUGGGUUAAAGUAUCUGCUCAGACUAUCUGACCGACAUUUGUCACCAGCCAGAAAUGUACAUAUGUGAGUAACACAAAAAACAACUAUAUGGUGCUGCUGUUUUUGCUUGUAGAAACUGCUAUGUUGAUUCUGGCAAGACAAAAUCUUUCUCAAAUGUCAUGAAUACAUCUACCUAACAUCUGAAACAGUUAUUGGUGCCUUAGUAUUCGCAUAAGUGAAUUCAGAUUAGGAAAUGUUGCAAAUUUCCUAAAGAAAAGUGAUUUGCACCCAGCACAAUGAAAUAUAUACAGUAAAUUCAGCUAAAAGCUAAUGUUUCAUACAUAAAAAAUGACACAACCUACAAAACAAAAUUCCCCCUCCCAUUCUUUAGUGGUGGUGAUUAGGCUGUGUUUUACAACUGUCAAACCCAACAUAUUGCUCAGACUUCUCAAUGUAAAGCAAUUUAUGAUAAUAAUGUAAAUAAAGUUCAUCAAAGGACUACAGACUUGAUCUCUAUCUGUAUUCUGUACAUCUCCCUUACCAAAAAGACCAGAACACUACAUCACAGUUGCAGCCCACACAUUAUAACUUAACAUUUUAUGACUUGAACAGAAGAGCACAUCAAGUAGUGUGUGAAGUAAUUGAAUGGAAUGUAUAAUAUAUAGUAACAGCACAUGCAAAAUAAUAAUAAAUAGUGUGUGUGGGGGGGCUUACCUGCAGUCAGUGUCUCGGUUCGUGUGAGUUGAUCCCUUUGUUGUUUGCCAGCCACAUGAAUCAUCUUUUCCACUCUUUUGCAAGUAAUGCACAACGGUGGAGGAACAGGGCCAACUGAAGGUACUGGCAAACCUGACCUCGAGUGAAGUUUCUUUAGCGGAGUUUCAAAUGUGUGGACGUGGAUGGAUCAGCGAUGCUGGCUGAAGGGUUUGACUGACCCGCUGCUGCAUCACGUUCUUGUUUCUUUUCGGCAAAACUCAGUGCCUUUUGCAAAUAAAUCACCUUUUAGCAUGUCAUGUGAAACCCAGCGUUAUCAGGAACAUUGUCAAAAUCGACAUCAAUGCAAUGGUUAUAAGUUUCUACAAGGUCCUUUGUCUCACCCCGUAGAUAAAGCCACUUUCUAAUACAAGUUCAGUCAGUUUCCCAGCGUGUCCUCGUAAAGUCGAGAACGUCUUCGCCCUGGGCAGAUGAUAGAUGCAUAUAGCAUCGUUUCAUUCCUUUUUUAUGCACAUUUGAAGGCUGUUUUCUUUUUUCCUUUACUUUUCUUGCUCCUCACUUGUCUUGCUGCUAGAUGCGCUUGUCGCCAUGUUUGUGUUGUUCUGAUACUAUGGCAAUGAGACUCGGCUCCUAUUGGUCCACGUGACAAACAUUGCUUCAUCCCUUUGCAUAUUCGAUUGCGCGUGUGCAAGUAUCACUACGCCGCAGAAAGGAAAUAGUUCGACACCGAAACACUGAUUACUAAUUCAUCUUUCCCACCAGUAUUUUUCAUUUUGUUGGUAUUGUCUUGUCGCUUAUCUUUUAAAAGGAAAUUGCUGUGGUUCUUCUGGAAAAGAAAAUAAUCUGUGACCAUCAAUUUUAACCUUUUGUAGAUUCGAAUGUUCAGCCCAAAUUCUUCUGUGUCCUGUCCCCUGAGGCUUCUGAAGAUGAUAUCAGCAGACUUGACAGCAAAGUGAGAAUUGAACCUUAAUCAAAUAUCUUCAGUUGCUGCUGCUUGUAUUUUUGUUAUUCUGAGGUACCUGGAGAUAUAAAGAUUGUUUGUUCUUUGGUCAUAGGUCUUCCCUAAACUGUUCAGUGGGGCAGUGAAAUACGAUGAACUGUAUGCUUGGCUCAUCUCACUUCUGGUGGCAGGCUCUGAGUUUGACACAGCAAGACGACAAGAGAACAAGCCCAUCACUCCUUUGGUAAGAGCACAAGACAUGAACAAACCAUUGACUGUGUUUACAUGGUAUACAAGCCACUGAAGCAACCCCACUGACCUUUUUAUACUCCAACAGUCUGAAGAGAGUUUUAAUGUCAACUGCCAAGAGAGGAUGGUUUUCACUUAUAGUGACAUAAGAUUGAGAGGCUUCUGUGAUGACAUCAACAAUGGAAUAAGAACAUGGUGUUUUUGUUUAUCACUCACUUACACAGGAGGCAUGCUCCCUCCAGUACUACUUUUUGGUACUGUGGAGAAUCCUGGGGGUUUUACCACCCUCAAGAGCAUACAUGGAACAACUGAAGACUGGCUGCAGCGAUCCCAGCGAGAGUGACAUACUGCACACGCUGCGAUGGUCCUCACGGCUACGGGUGUCUACUUAUGUGAACUGGAUCAAGGUUUGUUGACACGUGACAGUUAAACAAAAUUCUUAUUUGCACCAUAGAUGCCAAAAAACUUCAAUGAGACUAACAGCAUUAUGUUUCAGCACUGGAACACAGCCACUGGCAACUGUAGUAGAUUAAUAUAUUUGUAAUUUUCUUAUCAUCUUUACUUAGUGCUACUCCUAAUGAAUAUAUACUUCCAAAAAUGAAAAUAUUGAACUUCGAUUGUGCGGAUUUAAUUGUCAGUGAUACUGGAUAACUUUGUUCUUGAUUUAUAUGAUAAACUGUAUCGUUUUCUUGAUGUGGUUAUGGAAAAUCUUAAGUGUUUAUUUUGAUGUAUGACUAUGCCUAUGACAGGAUCAUUUGGUGAAGCAGGGUAUGAAAGCAGACCAAGCAGCCUCUCUGGUUGAGACAACUGCUACGAAGUGCAGUACUGUCAAAUAUGACGUUGAGCUAGCAGAGGAGUACAUUGCUAGACAGGUAAAUAAUUACAUUAUUAUUGUUGACUUGUUUGAUGUGUGGAUGAAGGGGACAACAAAACACAACUCUCUCUAACUGACAACUUGAUUUUGUUGCAGAUAUCAACCUUCUCAAGUGUUGACCCAAAUGUAGUUCUUCCACUACAUCAGUUACCGUCUUUACAAGCCAUCUAUACUCUGGAUGCAGUUAUUUCUAAAGUGCAGGUUUCCCUUGAUGAGCAUUUGUCCAAAGUUGCCAUCGAGGCAGAACCCCACAAGUCAUCUGAGAUUGCCAAGGACCUGCUACCGGCCACACUACAACUCACUGACAUUUACACAGCUUUCACCAGGUGAAAAUAAAUCAUGCAUUUUAACAUCAGACAAGGUUCUUUAAGUCCCACAUUAUGUGUAGUGUACCGGAAUACCAGGGGUGUUGAAAUUAAUUGUUUUUGUUAUGCAUUGCAAUGAAUGGGCAGUUUUGUAUAGAUGCAGUGGCAGAAAAUAAUCAAUUAUACAGUACCAUGUUAGUGUGAAGUGCAUUGUGUUCGUGUGUGCUGGCCAGCCCUGCGCAACUGGCAUGCAGACAGAGUUAGGAACACCAAGUUAACUGCCGCAUAGUUUUACCCUUUGUAGGGGUGUCCUGAUACAACUCUUGUACUUCUGAUACAAUACCGAUAUUGUAGCCUUCGGUAUUGGUGGAGACUGAUAUUGAUCUGAUAUUGGCACAAAAUUGUGCAUGACAAGUUUUGCACUCAGUGUCAACGUCUUUUCAGACUCAAACAAAAAAUACUACCACAUGGCCUACAUCACUCUUACUCCUUGCAACUUUAUUGGUACCUUAGUACACACUAUGGCUGAACGAUUUUGAAAAAUAAUUUAAGUGGGAUUUCUUUCCUCGAUAUUGAGAUUAAUAAGCAACUAUUUUUUCAAGGAACUCCUCUAAUGUAUUUUUCAACAAACAGACAAUAAAUCAAUCUGUAUUAUAGUUAACAAUAUCAGAUUAAUAAUACAUGAAUUGUUCUUUCUGGCAAUUAUCAAUUCACACACACACUAACGCACAGGCUCUCUCUGCUCACAUACUGUUGUGCACAAACAUGCACGUGCCAUCAUGUAUGUCAUGUAUGUAUGUCAUGAUGUAUGCCAAAACACUGGUCGGGUCUAUUCAUUCAGCUGUGCUGCCAUCACCGUAUUGGAUGCGUUUUCCGCUGUUAUGAAGACAUGGUUUGAAGUUGAAGUGCUGGUAGCUGAUGUUUUAGCCAUUCAACUAUCGUACAUGGCUUUGUUGUGAUUCUUUAAGUGUUGAUCAAGGUUCAUAGUGUUACCUCCUGAUGUAACAACAGUAGCAUGACAGGUUCUGCACAUGUUGCACAGCAGCAUCUUUUUUUGCCAAGAUGAAUCCACACAACUGCCGUGCUGCCCUCUUUGGUACUAAACUUUCUGAAGUGUAAGCUUCUGUAGUGGAAUUAGCCCAUAGUGUGACAGAGUGCAGUGUUGACUUCUCUCUCUACCUGCCCUGCUUCACUCCGCUCACUCGCAAGUCAUGUAACCAGAUCACAUGACCAGUCAAGAGUUGCAAUUGCAAAUGCAAUUAAUCGUUUAGCUUGCGUACACUGUUGUUGUGAUUACAUGGGUUCUGCAUGCUGGACCCGGGCACUCUGGGAUGGACUGCUUGUAUCGGAGUGCUGAUAUAGAAGAUUUUAGAUGCAGGCUGAUAUCAUCCGGUAAUAAUUUUUUGGUCGAUAUUGGACAGAUAUCCAAUAUCAAUAUCGUAUCGGGACAUCCCUAAUCCUUUGAUAAUACACUUAAUGUGGUUUGAGCAUUUACUAGCAUGUUGCUCUCUAAAAAUUGCUCUCCAGGUGGGAUAUCCACCCAUAGUUGUUACUUUUAAACCAUAUUCCACAUGCCCCUGUUCAUUGUCUAGUAUAUCAGCUGCCCUGCAAACAGUUUUUGCACCAUCACAACUCAAAUAUGGCUACCCAACUUUAAAACUUUGUGGGCUUUGCAUGAUUUCAGUAACAGACACACACAUCUUGGUGGUUAUCACCUUUAUCAUGUUUUGCCUAAACAUGCUCUCAUAGUUAAAGGAUCUUUCUUCUACAACAUAUUUAAUGUAUGCAGUAAGGAAGACAUGGAAAGAAGCAUAGUAGGCCUGUUUAUACAACAGAUCAAAGAGGAGACGCGGUUGUGUGGUUGUGAGAGAGGAAGAGAACCAAAGGCUGAUGUGGACAUUUAAGUUUUUUGUGAGGAAGAAUGUAGAUGGCAAAUUUUACUGUGAUAAGAGUUGAUAUUUUUUCGAGUAUGAAGUGAUUUGUCUCAGAUUUAUUUAUGGUUUUUCUUAUGUAUUUCCAACUUUUUGUGUUCAAACCUUUAAACUUUCCUCAAGUCCAUAAACUCUGAAGUAAAUAAAUUGAUCAUACUUCAACUUACUCACAUGUUAGGCCUGACCGAAAGGUUUAACCAAACCUCUUGUGAUCAGGUCAUACCUUCUGAUGAACAUCCCAGUGGAAGGAGAAAACAAGCUCACAGAUGCCAAGCUCCAAGGCUAUGCUGCAGUUCUUUCCAUUGGUUCCACUCGCUGCAAGGCUAACACGUUGGGUAUAUGAACAGAUUAUUUAAGAGUAAAAUAGUUUAACACGAUUUUCUUCUCCUUUUUUUUUUUAUCUUGGAAGUAUACCCUCUGUUUGAACCUGCUCUUUUUCUUCAAACUUUUAAGGUCAUAGCAUUAUGCAGAACUUACCAUCAGCAGUACAGAUAAUAUGUGAUACCUGGAACAGCAUCCAGACCAAUGAAUUCCCAAACAUUGGCUCAUGGGUAUGUGAACUAAGUUGCUUUUAAACCUCGGGUCAUAAUAGGUUGAAAUUUUCAUUGUUUGCUCAUUUUCAAAAACAGAUUGUCUAGUUAAUAUUUACCUCAAAGCAUAAAUAAAUUAUAUCCCAAAUUUAAAAUUUCUUUUUUUAUUUUAAUUUUUAUUUUAAAUGGUGGUACUUAAAAACAUGUGACUAAUAAUUGUAUUUUGUUUUUUGACAGCGAAAUGCUUUUGCUAAUGAUACCAUUCCAUCAGAGAGCUACAUCAGUGCAAUUCAAGCAGCUCAUCUCGGAACAUUAAGUUGUCAGUCCCUACCACUGGCCUCUUCUCUUAAACACAUCCUACUCUCUUUAGUUCGCCUGACUGGUGACCUGAUAGUGUAAGUUCUUUUCUUGUCAUUUUUAAUAAUGUGAAAUCUAAACAUUUAAGGAAAAAAAGAAGGGAUGCACCGAAAUGAAAAUUCUUGGCUGAAACCGAAAACUGAAAAUGAGGAAACCAAGGCCUAAAACCAAAACACCGAUGGAAAUUAUUAUGCCAAUUAUUAGUGCCAUUGCAUUUAUGGCUAUGACUGUACUAACUUCACUUAAACCAAGGCAUUGCAAUUACAUAUAAAGUUAUGAAUAAUGGUGAGAAGAAGUGACACUUCCAUCAGAGUCUGCCUGUGUAUUUGGCUGCAACAUCCGCCACAGACAGAGUGGUCGUGCUCUGAGGGAUUUUCCUUUUCUGUACUGGGUUCUAAUUUUCAGAAUGCCGAUUGGGAUGUUUGGAUUUCAAGUGAUAAAUUAAACCUGACAUGAAGAAACUCUUUGCAGAUGCACCCCCUCUUGAAAUUUGAGUAUUACUCAGUGGUUCUCGGAUAUAUUGAAAUACGUCCAUGCUGCAGACAUGUUGCCCAUAAUCCAGAGAAGCGUGUGCUGGCUGUGGUUUUUGCUUGCAUCAUCACAAUUUCCUGUUUUGGUUGUGCUGUUUUGGUGAUAGGUUUUUUGGCCUAAAACUGAAAAUGCACUUUUCGGUCGUUUUCGGCCGAAAAUUUUCUGCGGCUGAAUUUUCGGUGCAUCCCCUAGAGAAAGUAUAUGAUGAAUUAAACAGCAUGUUUGCCUCUCCAGCACAGAGGAGCUGAAUCCCUCACAGGUCGUGCGUACUCUGUUACCCCUCCUCCUGGAGAGCAGCACAGAGAGUGUGGCUGAGAUUAGCAGCACCUCGCUAGAGCGCAUUCUUGGCCCAUCAGAGUCAGAUGCCUACCUCGCCCGCAUCUAUGAGCGUUUGGUAACUGGGUGUUACAACAUCAUUGCUAACCACUCAGAUCCUAACAGGUACACAGUGUGUUUUAACAUUUUGUAAACCUGUAAAUAAAAAAAAUAAAACUUGUUGCUAGGAAGUAGUCUUAUCAUUAUUUAGCUUUAAGCCUAAUUUAAUGUAUUGUGUUUGUUUACCAGCAGGCAGUCUUUCUUCCUUCCCUUUGCAAAUUUGAUCUCUGAUUUCUUUUGUGUAGUGGUUUAGAUGAGUCUGUCCUUGAGGAAUGUCUUCAGUACCUCGAGAAGCAGCUUGAGAGCAGCCAAGUUCGUAAGGCCAUGGAAGAGUUCUUUUCAUUCAGGUAUUUGUUAAUAUGAGGACACAGGCUGCAUUAUUCCACAUUUUUUGCAUCCACCUCACUUAUUCUUUGCCUUUUUUUCAGUGGGGAGCUUGUCCAGAUUAUGAUGGCAACAGCCAAUGAGAAUUUGUCUGCAAAGUUCUGCAAUAGGGUGCUGAAAUUUUUCACCAAACUGUUCCAGCUCAGUAAGUUUCUUGUUUGCAUUGUUAACUGUAAUCAGUAAGGGUGAUGAUCAAACUGACAUAUGUUGUCAGAGGACUUGUUUUCUUUAAAAAAUGGUUUUGCCUGCACAUGUAUUGCAGGAUAAUUUUUUUUCACUCAAUGGGUUCAACUAAACUUCAGUGAAAAACCUUCCUGCCAGAGGGUGAAGAGAUGAAAAUCGAAUACACAGUGCUUGUGUUAACAAAAGGAAAUGUACCAUACCUCUCUCUUUUUAAAUUGGUAUGCUUGUCUAAUUGAUUUAGAAAGAAACAAAAUGUGUGUAAAGCUGAAAACGUACAUGAUCUAGGUACUGAGUAUGCUCCAUCAGCGUCACAAAUCUUCUCCAUCAAGCAGCGCUGUCUGUUGCACACAGGAUGUGUAUUUGGAGCGUGGCAGCAGUGUAGUGCAGCCUCAGUCAGCUUGGCUCAGUAUAGAGGAAACAACACACAACAGGUUGCUUUGCCUUUCUGUGGUCUAUUUCUUUCUAAUUUAGAUAUAAUUCAGUAACUGUUGAGCCUUUACUAUAUGUGAAAAAGCAAUAUGAUUUUACAGUUUCGGUUUUUGCAGGUUUUAUAAAGUAAGCUAUGUUCCUUUGUGCUGUGCUGUUACCUUCAGACAAGGUUAGCAGUUAAAAGUCCUGUUGGGGUCCACAUGGAUCAGGGAUUGACCAUUGGAUUGUUCGGUGUUAAUAAUAAAUCCAUGACCAGGAAGUAUUUCUCAUCUAUACAAAAUGAUACACAGUCGGGAGUCCGCAUAUGGUGUUUGAUUUUGAAAUACCGUAUGACGUGCACAGUUUUUGUGCUUGACAUCCUGUUUGGAACAAUCUUCUCUGUGUAGCUUGAUGCGUAAUGGAAUCAAAGAGCAGCAAAAAUAGACUUGGUGCGUAUCUUCAGCAGAGCCACGCUCAAUACGUCUCUGAUACGGUGCUGCGACGAAGCUGAUACGCGUCCUGUAUGCGAUGCUUCAUUGAUUAAAAUUGCAGCCUAUUUGCUGCGUGAUACUCAUCGCUGACAUUACGCGCUCAGUAUGGAUCUUGUAAGUUUUAGCCUUGACAUAAACCCCUGCACUUGGAUAUGAGAAAUGUAUGAAAAGGCAAAUUCAGACCCUUUUUUUGGUUCAACAAGUUUUUUAUCUGACACAUACUGAGGUCACAAAAGUGUCACCAGUCCAAGUAGACAUUUUCAAGGUUGUAUACUGCUGAUGCAUUAAGUUUUAUAAUGCUCCUGAAUCUAAUGAUGAUACUGUUAUAUUUAGCGGAAAAGAGCCCAAAUCCCAGCCUCCUGUGUCUUUGUGGAUCUUUGGCUCAGCUUGCCUGCGUGGAACCCUCCCGCCUUCAGUCAUGGUUGAUGCGCAUGACAGCAGCCCCACCAAAGGACUCAGAGCAGCUUGAAAUAGUACAAGAAAACAGACAGCUUCUACAGCUGCUCACCACUCACAUUGUGAGAGACAACAGCCAGGUAGGGGAAGGAGUGUGCACUGUUCUCCUCAGUACACUCAUUCCCAUGGCAACAGACAUGCUGGCUAAUGGAGACGGAACUGGUUUCCCUGAGCUCAUGGUCAUCAUGGCCACACUCGCCAGUGCGGGACAGGGGGCUGGCCACCUGCAGCUUCACAGGGCAGCUAUUGACUGGCUGACCAGAUGGUAAAAUACUAACUUCUAUUUGAUGGUAUUCUCUGAUUGAAUUUACUUACUUUACUUUACCCAAUAUAUUUUGUUCCAGCAAGCAGCAGUUUCUCUUCAGUUUGUGAAUGACCAUUAAAAAUGCUUCUAAUUUCUCUCUGCAGCAAAAGGUAUCUAACUCAGAAAAAUGUUGUGGAAAAAGUGAGCACAAACUUAUCUCAAGGAAAGGUAUGUUUUUGCAUCAUAGCAGUUUAUAGAAUGUUCUCAUUUCAACUUCACACAGGUGUGAUUUAAUUUCACACUGGCCUUCACACAUGAUACUUCAGAUUUUGAUUGUACACCUCUUACUCAAUUUCAGCACGCCAGCAUGCUGGAAUGUUCUUGUCACAUCAUCUCCUACCUGGCUGAUGUGAUGAAUGCCUUGCGGCAGAGCAGUGGUCAAGGUACCUCAACUUUGUUGAUGGAAGGAGAAGAAAAGGCAAUGGAAGUUGAUUCUGACUGGGUUGAGGAGCUUGCUGUAGAGGAGGAUGACUCCCAGGCUGAGGACUCUGUGAGAUGAUACCCCUUUAUGUCUUGUCUUUUGACAUAAGUUUCUUUAGUUUGGUAACUUUUUAGAAAACUGAGCUGAAAACUUAAUACUUCAAAAUUUCACUGAGGUUUGUUAAAAAAAAAAAAGCAUUGGUGUUGUCUUGAUUAAAAUAAUUAACAUUUUUUGUUAAUUAGGCCAGAAUUUCUCAAAUUUUUUCAGUCAUGGCACCUUUCAACUAUGCAUAAAACCAGUAUAAAAUAUAGUUAAAAAUGACACUGCAUAGCCUAAUUGUAAAUGAAAAUGUCCUAUUUAUUUAGAAAGGAUAAAUAAAGAGAGCAUAAUACGAACUAAAAUUGUACCAAAGAAUAGCAGGGAUGUUUCUUUACGCCCAUAGUGCUGGUUUCCAUCCGUGCCUCUGUAGCCUGCCCUACACAUACGCGCACUCGCACACACAGGGUGACAGGGUGGCGGUGCACUGGGAGGGCAGUGCACAGGGGUGGCAGUGCAACACUGCUCGGGCCUGUCAGUGCCCUGCAUGACGCUAAAUGUAUCUAUUUUAUCUAAUCAUGAAUAUAUGUAAAAGUAAUGUAUUUAUGUAUACAUUCAUAUAUGAAAUAUCAGAAUAGUUCAUUUUGAACUGCAACCCUGAUGCAGUUAUACGGGUGCUGUAGCACCCACAUUAAGAAAGGCUGCAUUAGACAAAAAAAAAUUACAUUUUUUUAAACUAUUGGAUCAAAUCAAGGAUAAAUAUACUGAUUAAAUAAAAAUGGUGCACUAACAUGGUACAGACUACAUAACUUUAAAAGCUUUUCCAGGUUAUUACUUACUGGUUGACUUUAGGAAAAUCCCUUCAAUUGUGGUGUUUUAGCUCCCGGUCUUGCUCAUGGCACUAUGGUAAAUAAAGAUAAAAUAAUUAAUUUAAUCUAGGCUAUAUUAGUCAUGAUUUUAGCAGUACUUGUGUUCUUCGUAAGGGAUGUGCAUGUCUAGUCAUCAAAUAGAUUAAACAUAUUUUCCCAUGGUAGUCGUCACCAGUUGAAUAAAUUCAUUAUAGUGUUGGCCUUAGAAACCCAGUCACAUAUAGUACAUAGCACAGCCAACCACCACUACUCAAAGCUACCUUUAAUUGCUGAAUUUUGUACACGUACUGAAAUUAAUAUUUUGAUUGGCUAGAAGCUCACAAUAUGAAUGUAUGAUGUCAAAACUUGAUUGAUUUUAAUUAAAUCUAAGUUAUAGUACUGUAGGCUUUAUUUUGCUAAGUUCUACAUUCUUUGAUUGUUGCAAAAUGUAACUGUCCAACGUAACAUAUCUAUCAUUGUUGUGCAGGAUGAAGACUCUCUUUGCAACAAACUCUGCACUUUUACCAUCACACAGAAGGAGUUUAUGAAUCAGCACUGGUAACUAUGAGCAUGUUGUAAUUAUUGUUUAGUUCAACAUAAUCCAUUUUCAUACUAACUGCUAGGAUGUUAAACCUGAAAACAGUGGUUUUACAGGAACCAUUUUAAAGUUAACUAAAAAGGAAAAUCUUAAGCUGCUAAGAUCCCACAAGAAACUUAAAAAAUUGUUGAAGACAUUUUUCCUUUAAAACAAAACGUUACAUCCUUGACGUGUGUUAAACGUCACACGUUUUUUUGUUGUUUUUUGACUUACUGUAUUGCUCCUGAGUUGAAAAAAAAAACUUUCAUUUUGGUCAGAGGUAUUUUCUGUAAGUACACUUUGUUUUUUCCCAAUGUUCCAAAGUUAUUUGCUUGCACAUAGAGGAAUUGGAUUUCAGGAACUGUAAUCACCUUCCUUUUAAAGCGGUUUAUACACUGUCAUUGAUAUAGUCAUUAAUGUUAACUUGCUACACAAACUAAGUUUUUGUUUUCUUUUUUCAUUUUGCAGGUAUCACUGUCACACCUGCAAAAUGGUGGAUGGGGUAGGUGUGUGCACAGUGUGCGCCAAGGUCUGUCACAAAGACCAUGAGAUCUCCUAUGCCAAGUAUGGCUCUUUCUUCUGUGACUGCGGUGCCAAAGAGGAUGGCAGCUGCCAGGUGAGACCGAAUACCUCAGGUCAUCAUGGGAAGAGAACAACAGCGGUAACUUUGGCUUGCAAGUCAUUCCCCCAUUGACUUCCAUCCAGUCAUUUCAUUUGGUCAGGGUUAUAGCUAGCCCACACAUGUGGCCAGAAAAUGAGUGAAAUCACGUCUAAUGUCUUAUUUUGUGUAACACAAAGGCCAGCUCUCUUAGUUAAUUCUUACAAUUGGGAUUGUUAAAUGUGCAUGUAAUGAUGCACAAACUGUCCAUUACUUAACCUUUAGUUUAUCAUUAGUCUGAUUUGUUCUCUUGUGACAAUGGUGCGUAAUGCUUUUGUUCAGAGAUAAUGAUGUGGUACCAGCAUGUAUCAAAUUGAAUUAACAGUCAUGGCUUUUGCUGUGGUGGCAGUUUAGAUUAUGCAGAUUUUCAUCCAACAAACUCCUAGAUUUUCCAUUUCUUUAAUCACUAUAUAUGAUCCACAAUGUGGGGUAGCUAGUAGUGUUUAAAUAAAAGUAGGUUAUCCUUUUGGUAAAGAAGUUAAACUAAACAAAUGAUGUCUUAAGAAAAGUUUGCAUUUGAUGUACUACUACGUAAAAAUUAAUUCUCCUUGAAAUUGUGUUGCUGUUCUCACUGUUAUACUUUUUGUCCAACCAUCCACAGGCCUUGGUCAAACGCAGCCCCAGCAGUGGAAUAGGCUCCACUCUUAAAGAGUCUUCUGCAUUCCAGAGUGAACUGCGUAUGCCUGACAGUGCUAUCCGUCACCAGAACUCCUCACCCUCUGACAAGAGCAAGGUCACCAUCUGUGAUGGCAAAUCUGGUGAUGAAGACAGGCCAAAGAAGAGCAGUGUGUGCAAGAGCAUUGAGGGCUGCCAGGAGGAGUUGCUGGCUCAAGUAGUAAGAAUUUUUUUUUCUAUUCUUGAUUAAUCAUCAGAUGCAUGUAUUUGUCUGCCCCAUGUCUUUUUUGACAAGGCGCUCUGUGCACCACCUCCAGUGCUGCAUGACAAUACUGUGUUCCAUAGGACUUGAAGUAGUAUUGUGUAGGGAUGUUCCCAGCGGUUAAUUUCACUGAUGUUUAAACAACCAUUUUGAAACCGAAUAUUCGAAUACCCGAAAAUUAAUUAACGCUCAGAAAAUAGCCCAAAUUGAGCACAUGACGAUCUUUAUGGCCAGAUGUCAUCUGAAAUAAAUAUUAAGAGUACAUGAAAGCCAUACUUAUAAUAUUAAAAUAUGUUACAGAAUCUUAUUUUAGCGCUGGAGAAUGACAUAAAGUAUGUGAAAGAUCAAAGAAAUUAAGCUCCACUCCGCUGCGCUCAAGCCAAGCAGCCUGCUGGGUCAUCGGCCUGCCUCACACCAUUAGCACAAAAUGAAGCGUGCCAUCUUUAUCUAAAUCAAAAUACUCCCAAACUUUGCUCUUUUUUCUCACCGACAUCGCCCUGGCUGAUCGCAUGUGUUGAUUCACUCUGAGGAAGUUAACCCACGAUGCCAUGCAUGCUGCAGGCCAGCGCUGCGAGCCCAGAGCAGCGAGCCAGGCAGAAAGAGUCGCACGCAAAUGAUCCACACAUUUUAGCUUGUUUAAUGCACACUUUUAUUAAGACAUGACGGUAAAAACAUAAUAAAAAAGCUUUUUUUCGCUUUUUUCUUCUUUUCCCCCUUUUCUUUUUUAUAGAAUAAAUGAAUAUUAUUUACUAAACGGAUAGUAAGGACAGCCCCGUUUACACGAAUAUCCAAAUAACCACGCACAUCCCUAGUAUUGUGGCACUUAAAGAUGUUGUUUCUUGCUGUGCAGAUCUUUGCUUGUGUUGUACUUAGCACUCAGCUGUACAUUGCUUUGGACAAAAGUGUCAAAUUCUAAUGUAACAUCAUUAAAAUGACUCAACAAAUCACAAAACAAUGUUAUUUUAGAUCCUUUUCACAUGUACUGCACUGGACAUUGUGUUACUAAAGCUUUUGGCUGUCUUUAUUUACACCAGAUGGGGUCAUCUACUGCAGCAGUAAUUUUGGAGAUGCUUAUGUUUCUCAUGGAAGCUAUCCAGACCAACUUCCAGCAGGCAUCAGCUGUUGGAAGCAGCAGCCGAGCCCAGCAAGCUCUCAAUGAACUGCACACUCAGGACAAAACAGUGGAGAUGACAGACCAGUUAAUGGUGAUAAAACCUGUACAAUUCAUUUCAUUUCAUGUUUUUCAGAAACUCUGUUUUAGGUAGUAAAUUCUGUGUAAUUUGCUGUGCUUUUCCAAGGUGCCUACACUUGGCUCACAGGAAGGGGCUUUUGAGAACGUGAGGAUGAACUACAGUGGUGACCAGGGACAAACCAUACGUCAGCUAAUCAAUGCACAUGUCUUACGUCGUGUUGCUAUGUGCGUCCUGUCCUCACCUCAUGGCCGCCGCCAGCACCUUGCAGUGAGCCAUGAAAAAGGAAAGGUAAGCUCUCCAUCCAGUCAGAUGAGUGCAUUAAUAAUUAUAUUACACUGAAAUAUUAAAAAGCCUAUGAAUUGAAUAUUCUUUAUUUGAUUUUUUUCUUUUUUUUGUGAUCAGCGCUUGGACCAGGGUUUUUUGAUUUUUAGUUAUAGUAUUCUUAUGACUAAAUGUGCAUUUCUGUGGCCUUAUCUGUCAUAUUUUUUUCACAGUAAUUGCUUUAUGUAGUUUAAACCAGUAUGUGGUUCCGGUUUUUGAAUUCACUCCCUUUGACAAAUGUUUUCUGCCUUGUAGAUAACAGUUCUGCAGCUGUCUACUCUUCUGAAACAAGCUGACUCAAGCAAGAGGAAGCUAACACUGACUCGUCUGGCCUCUGCUCCAGUACCUUUUACUGUGCUCAGUCUCACAGGCAAUCCCUGUAAUGAGGAUUACCUGGCUGUGUGCGGCCUUAAGGUCAGAAAACCAAUUCCCUUGAAAGAAAAGCUUUUCUUUUGUUUUGGGCUUUCUGAUUCCAUGUGUACAUUUGGAGCCAUUCAAAAUGAAAACAAUACAGAAAACUGGGUAACCAUUUUGUUUGUAAGGAAAGAUCACUCAGUGAGCCAAGAUGAUGAUUAUGCUAAUUUUAAUAUAACUGGAUGGGGCAGAAGUUUGGUGUUUGACUGUUUUGUCUCCUUUGUUCUUUCCUUUUUUCCUAGGACUGCCAUGUUCUAACUUUCAGCAGUACAGGUUCUGUGUCAGACCAUCUGGUGUUGCACCCACAACUGGCCACUGGCAACUUCAUUAUAAAAGCCAUUUGGUUGCCUGGUUCACAAACUGAACUUGCCAUCAUCACAGCAGACUUUGUAAAGGCAUGUAUUAUAGAAAAUAAAACAUCACUAAGUCCUUUUAAAGACAUUGUAAAGCAGCUUUUGGGGAUAUAUUUGAAACUUAUAUAGCAUAAAGAAAAGGGUUACUGGUGCUAAUGCAUUAAAAAUAGUGCUGCUUUUUUGUAUGGUGAUGCAAAAAAAAUGGUAAAUUUGUCUUUUUUUAUUUUGUCUUUCUUGCCCUGCAGAUUUAUGACUUAUCUGUGGAUGCUCUGAGUCCCAUGUACUACUUCCUGCUACCAAGUUCUAAGAUCCGUGAUGCCACCUUCCUUUUCAAUGAAGAGGGGAAGAGUGUUAUUGCCAUCAUGUCUUCAGCAGGUUACAUGUACACACAGCUCAUGGAUGAGUUCAGCAGUGCUCAACAUGGCCCCUUUUAUGUCACCAAUGUUCUGGAGAUAAACCAUGAAGACUUAAAGGUACGUCUGAUGUUUACUUCAACCACAAAAUUACACUUACUGAAAGUCAAAGCCUAGGAAACUUUGACCCAAUGAAAUAUAAGCAUUUUCUGAAAAGGUGUAGACCACAUAGCCCAAAAAGUACAUCACUACUUUCAUGUUUUAAAAAAAAAGGUUUAUGUUGUUACACAAUUUUAGACACUUUUUGAUGUGUCUUAAUUGCUUGAGUUUUAUUGUGCAAUAUUUAGUAACACUCUUUGUAUAUUAUUUCAGGACAGCAAUGGACAAGUUGCUGGAGGUGGCGUGUCAGUUUAUUACUCACAUGUGCUUCAGAUGCUUUUCUUCAGCUACAGCCAGGGUAAAUCUUUUGCUGCAACAGUGAGUCGCAGCACUACAGAAAUGCAGAGGCUUUUCCCCAUCAACGUAAAGGGGUAACAUUGCUCAGACACAAUAUAUGUUGCAUUCAUUCUCCUGCCACCACUGUCUAACCAGAGAAUGGGUAACUGGAAGUGCUACGUUAGUAAACAUCUCUUCCAUCCUGCCUUCUUUAGCUCCAAUGGCAGUAGCAGUAAGAUGUCACCAGCUUUGUGCCAGUGGUCUGAGGUCAUGAACCAUCCAGGCCUGCUGUGCUGCGUGCAGCAGACAACAGGCAUACCACUAGUCAUCAUGGUUAAGCCAGACACUUUCCUCAUCCAAGAGAUCAAAACUCUGCCAGCCAAAGCCAAGGUAAGAAGCAAAACACUGUUUACCAGUUUUUAAGGCCUGCUUAAAGAUAGCAAGUUGAACCUCUGUUACAAGAAAUAGCUGUGUGUAACAGGACAGGGAUGUGAUUCUUCCAUAUUUAUCUGUAAUCUUGGAUUUUCUGACCCAAAAGGGUGACCUGUAAAUCAUGAAUAGAUUUCAGGACAUCUUAAUAAGUAACAAGUUAAAACUUUGUAUUUCCGCUAUUACCGCUGUUGUAUUUCCAAGUAUUUGUGCCAGUGUGUGUUGAGCUUGAACUCAACCUGUUGUUUUAAAUUGGGGUAGGUGAGUCUUGUUCAUGUUGUUCAUGUUAAUUAGCAGCCCCCAUACACUUGAAAAUUCUCCAAAAGCUUUUUGCUGAUGAUACAGCCCAUAUUGUUGUCCAAGCCUAGUGGACACAUCCCUGAAUAGAAGUCAAAAUAGAACUUGCACUGAUGGCACAUUUACCUCCCCUAUCAUUCACUAUUUCUUGUACCUCUGUUCUGUCUCGGCCGAACUACAAGUCAUUGUCUGUUAAAGGAUGUUGUUUUACUUGCCACAGAGAGGUUUUUGUCUUUUCACAUUGCUGUUCAUUUGAUUUGACUUAAUUGAGCUUUUCUUCGGAUUCAGCAUCUCAUUUUCAAGGAGGUCUCAAUACAAAUACCAUGUAAAGCACAUACACAGAACAGUAUUCCAGGUACAUUGGUAAAAGCAUGAUGAAGUUCUGAGAAUUAACUUUGUUGAAUAUUCUGUUUCUGUUUCUGUUCGACACAGAUUCAAGACAUGGUUGCUAUACGGCACACUGCCAGUAAUGAGCAGCAGCGUACAACUAUGAUUCUUCUCUGUGAGGAUGGGAGCCUGCGAAUCUACAUGGCCAAUGUUGACAACACCUCCUAUUGGCUCCAACCCUCACUGCAGCCUAGCUGUGGCAUUAACAUCAUGAAGCCUGUUCGCAAACGUAAAGCGACUGCCACAAGUAUGUUUCUGACCAGUAAAGUUAAUUUCACUCUUUGAAAUUGUAAAUAACAGCAUAGAUGGAAGUUAUUAGUAUACAAGUGUUACUGACACAUUUACACUAUUUAAUAUUUCUUUAGAAAAAGCAUGUUUAACAACCUUUGACAUUCUGAUGUUAACUCUAAUCUACAACCUCAUAUUGGUGACAUAAUGUAUAAAAGAUUACGUGGUAUCACAGUUAACUUGAAAAAAUCUGAAAGUAUGUUUUCUGUUGUCAGUCUUUCCUGGAAAUUGCUGACCAUAGGCUGUAUAUAGAAUGGACAUCAAAGAUAUCGGCUAAAACAAAGCGUUUUAGACUGAGGCUGAAAUAAAGACUAAAAAAUUUGAGCUUUUUUUUAAUCUGAAAAUUGUGUAAAGAAAUUUAAGAGGUAUCAGAAAGGAAAUAUUGAGUCUAAAAAAAUGCAUAAUAACCCCUCUUUAAAAUUAAGUACAUGUCAUAUAAAUUUUUCUCACCCCUGGUUGCAAUGUUGAUGUGUAUUUAGUGUUAGAUAAUUACAACAAUAUUCUAAUUAUUGUUGUUUUUCUGUGCAGCUCCAUUUUAAAAAAAAAGUUAUUAGGGGUUACCACCCCGGGCAAAAAUAACAGAAUCACCAGUCUUGGAGGAAGUUCAUUUAGUUUAUAGAAUUUUGUAGAAAAAAAACGGAUCACUGACAUGACACAAAACUAAAGUCAUUUCAAAUGGCAACUUUCUGGCUUUAAAAAACACUGAAAGAUAUCAAGAAAAUAAAUUGGGGUAGUCAGUAACAGUUACUUUUUAGGCCAAGCAGAGGGAAAAAAAUUGUGGAAUCACUCAAUUACGCUGUUUGAGCAGAGUGUCAUCAAAUUGACUCUCUCACCGACUGCUAUUUUGUAAAUGCCAGUUUCAGGAAGUAGAGAAAAAUCCUGGAAAUACCGAAAGCAUUGUGGCUUCAAAUUUGUACAAUGACGGAAGGCGGAGUCCAUACUAUAUACAGUCUAUGGUGCUGAUCUAAGUAGUAUAUGCUAAGUACCUGGCAAAAGUAAAAUUUUAUCAAAUGAUUUUUCCUUAAGCCACUCGGACCUCGAGUCAGGUGACAUUUCCAGUGGACUUCUUUGAACACAACCAGCAGCUAACAGAGGUGGAGUUUGGGGGCAAUGACCUGCUGCAGGUUUACAAUGGGCAGCAGAUCAAACACAGGCUCAACUCUACUGGGAUGUAUGUGGCAAACACAAAGGUACUUUUUUAGAAAGCGUAUUCUGUCUGAGACCAGAGUGCAUGACUGCAGUGAUAAACAUUAUCAUUGAUACAAAUGUGAGAGUGACAUUUGGCUUGGUCUAUUGGUUUAACUUUGACUUAUUUUUCAACAGGAAUCUUGAUAACAGAAUAGCUGAGUCUUGUACAUAUAUUUCUCCAACUGUUCUUCUGCAUUUCUACAUACAUGCUGUGUGUUUAUAAUUUUUAUAUGUUUCUCCUCCAGCCUGGGGGAUUCACUGUAGAGGCAGUUAACAACAACAGCUCAAUGGUGAUGACAGGCAUGAGGGUGCAGGUGGGCACUCAGGCCAUUGAGAGGGCUCCCUCCUAUGUGGAGGUUUUCGGGCGUACUAUGCAGAUCAACUUGACAAGAGCUCGCUGGUUUGACUUUCCCUUCACCAGAGAGGAGGCAUUGCAGGCAGACAAGAAGCUGUGCAUUUUCAGUAAGCAGUAGUGUGCAAUAAUGACAAUAUUUGGUUGUUUUUUUUCUCUUUGAUUUUUGUUAUUAAAUGGCCUCAUGUAUGAAUGAAGUCAUGUUGAUUAACUUUUUAGUCAGUCGAAAUUCUCGUUUUUUUUUUAUAUUAUAUUUGUAACAAGAUUUCAUAAAAGGUUAUUCUUAAAAGGAAGAUUGUUUUGACAACUUCUAAUAAUUUUGACAUGAAAAUUUAGAAUGAUUGCUAUGCAAAUGUCUAACACUUUUAAAAUGUACUCAUAUUGCAUUCAAAUGAUAUUUUAUAUUUUUCAAUUUACUCCUGGUCCCUUGAAAAAGCACCGUUUAGUGUGUGUUGUUUAAGUCACUGGGUUUUGCAAAGUUACAUUUAUUCAAGGGGCUAAAUGUAAACUGCAUUGUGACAUACAUAUGAUGUUGUGGUUACAAAACCCUGUGUUUCAGUAUGUUUUUAAAAUCAUUAUUGUUCUGCACCUUUUCAUGGAAUAAGAUGGCAUUGCAGAUUAACAAUGACAGAACACCACCCCCUGAUGUUUUUCACAUUCCUGUUUCACAUUUCUAUUCAUUUGAAGUUGGAGCAUCUGUUGACCCAGCUGGAGUCACCAUGCUCGAUUCAAUAAAGAUCUAUGGUAAAACCAAGGAGCAGUUUGGAUGGCCUGAGGAUCCACCUGAGGACUUCUCCUCUGCAUCUGUUAACAAUGUCUGCAGUCCCAAUCUCAACCAAGGCAAUGGCAGCUCUGACGGAGACAUUGCUACCCCAACAACCACCAGUGGCAGUGUUCUUGAGAGGUAUGGGCUAUCCAUUUUGGGGUUAAUAUACUAGGUUUUAAAGUUCCUUUUUGCUUUUUUUUUUUUUUGUUAAAUGUACGGUACUUGGACUUGACUGGUAUAUUAAAAUGGAGGAGCCAAAGCAUUAACAAGUUUUUUUCACAUCUGCAGAUUCUGAAUUAAUUUUCAGGGAUAUUAAUCUUGUCCAAAUUUGAGGUGCUUUCAUUUUGAUGGUGUGAUAGAUUUUAGUCAUAGCAGCCAUUACCUGCAUAUCUUCAUUUUUCAUGAGUAGGUAGCACUAGUUGUCAAGAGCGAGAUUUCAAGUUAUGAUGAUGCGGGUUUGUUGUCUUUAGAGUCUUUAGUGCAUGGCUGUUGUGAUGUCAUCUUUUCUUGCAUGCUUCUCUUUUGUUCAAAUAUAUCAUUUAAUUUCACUUGUUUCUUUCUGUGAUCCUCACACUUUGUUUUUUUUUUCUUUUUCUUUUGCUCCCAAAUAUACUAUAAAAAGUUGUGAAACUGAGUCCUUAUCAACCUUGGACCGGUUAGUAACUGCCCUUUCUCUGCUUGUUUGUGUGGUUUUGUGCACGUGUGCCAGUCUGUGUGUCUAUGCUUGAGACUGAACAUGCCAUGAACCAUUAUCACACUUAAACAAAAUAAAAACAAUAAUAAUAAUUUGGUGCCUGACAUUUGUUCUUGCAUUCAGAGUUGUUUGGACAUUUAGAUUAGUGCAGACCAUAACAGGUAGAGAUAUGUUCUUUGUGAUUGAUUUGCUGAUUUAAGGCAAAAUGUACAGUACAAAAUGUUGAUGUUCAACCUCCAUUUCAGGUUGGUAGUCAGCUCUCUUGAAGCUUUGGAAAACUGCUUUGCAGUAGGCUCCUCCAGUGAAAAGGUAAAUUAGUGAAAAAAUUAUUCCUCCUUUCUUCAAAAGUCACACGAUAUUUGAGCUAUGAAUCCUAAGUUAAGUUUUUAUUGUUGACCAUCUUUAAACUUUAUACAGGAGAAGAAUAAAGUGGCAGCAUUGGAGUUGGCUACUCUACUCCUGUCCAUGCCUACCCCUGCUGGUGUGCAACAACAAACCAAGGGACUUCUUGCCAGCUUGCACACCAGCAGAACUGCCUACCACAACCACAAGGUGAGUGAGAAGUAAAGGGGAUCUAGAACUACUUAAGUCUUAAUUAACCCUGAAGUUUGUAGAUAAGUUAGAUUGGCUCACAUUCCCUUGAACACAUUUUUAUAUAUUCUACAUAUUACUAAUCACACGUGAACAUGAGAAAACAACCACUAUUGGGCUUAGAAAAAACUUGUCAAUCAUUUCUUUUACUUAAGGAAACAGGGCAGAAAUAGGUACUGAGCUGUUACCUAUAAAGGUAUACUGCCAAUUAAUAUUGUGCUGAAUAAAUCUAUACAAAAAUAUAUCCCAUGUGCUCUUCACCAAUUUAUGCGUUAAGUCAGAUGUUCUAGAAUUGAUACAGCCACAAAUUCUAUGAUGGCAUUAAAAAAAAAAAAAGUAGCACACGGUGCAGUGCAAAAGAAAGCCCAGAGAUGGCAGUAGGAGUCAAACCACAGGAUGCAGUACACAUAUAAAAUCAAAACAAAUGGGCCUGUUUUGUGCACUGUGCAUGUAAGGAAUCAAAGUGCCUUCCAAUUAAAAAAAGAAUUUAAUAAAAACAACAACAAAUGGGCCUGGAAGCAUAUGGGAACACUUUGGUUAAAUUCUACAGCAACACGACAAACCUCCAUCUACAUAAGACAAAAUGCCAUUCUUAUUUACAGCUAGCAGGAACAGGUAGACCUGCUAUACAGAAUACUGUCCAAAAAAAUGAACAACGCAAGUUUUCACUUAACAUUUCCCUCAACUACUCAACAGGUUCAAAAGACCAUAUACACACUUUUAUGCUGUAUUUGAUAAGACUUGUGCACUCACGGUGUUGAGAUUAUGACUUCAGGUAGCUGUUUGUUUGUUUUUUUUUCGUGAACUGUGCGGUGUAAUCCACGCUUAUCAGGUCAUUACAGAAACAGUGAUAUGUUAGUUAUAUGCAGAUGUAAAGGUAAAAUCACUGGACAUUGUAUCUUUCCUCUCGUUCAUUUCAUUUCAUUAUGUCUUUCUGAAAAAGAACAACCAUCGAUGAUUGGUUAAGUGUGUGUUCACCUUGAUCAUGUUCAGCAAAAUAUACACACUACAGUUGAGAACACACUCAUGAUUAAAGGUCAGCCUGUCCUAUUCAACAUCAAUUGAUGCAGCUGUUGCUGUUUUAAAUUCACGUAAAGUUCUAAUGUCAGUUGGAAAAUUGUUCUUUUAAAACAAGCAGUCUUUUGCAAAUGCUACUCACUUGUUAAAUUUGCAAAGCUCAUGUGAAAUGUGAAACUAUAUUAGAAACAGAGUGCAAGGCCAAAGUGCCUAGCAGUUCAGGGCGUGCGACCUGGCGAUCUCAGAAUGUGAAGGAUUAAAAAGUGACAACAAUCUGCCAAAGCACAAAGAUCGUAGAACCUGCUAUGUUGUAUUCCUAAUAUAUGUCUUAAUAAUUAAAAGUUGAGAAAGCAUGUUUUAAAAUUCAUCUGUUACAAGUUGAUGAUGGUAAUUGCAGUAGCUGAAAAAUCUGCAGAAAAAAGGACAAGAUACAUAAUCCCCUUCCUCUCUUUUCUCUGUCCCUCCAAUCAAUGCGUGUGUAUCUUCUCAGACUCACUCAGUCCUCAGUUCAAUUCAUCCAAUCACUGUUAGUAUGCAAAUGAGCCAGGAAGUAGCCAGACUAUGGUGUCACUACGAAGCAGUAACAUUGCAAAAGAAACAGCAGAGCUUUGCCAAAUUCGCCUUUGGGACUUUUGAGAUAAUUAAUAAUUCACAAAAACAACAAUAAAAACAAGUAAUGUUGAAUAUAACAGUGGAGUAGAGGGGAAAAGAAAGAAGAGUGAGAGAAUUGAGAGAGGAGAUUUUUGAGCUGUUUAGUUGUGAACAAAAACUAAAAGAACCAGCCCCCCCAAAAAGAAAGAAAAAACAUGACAUUUUCUGCUCUGUAUCUGUUGUGUUUAUAAAUUAGUUUCAGAAGUGAUUUUUAUUGAUUUUUGUUUAUAAGAUUACCUUUAAUUAUUGUAAAUAUUGACUUUUGUGUGUGAAGUUUUAUUUUAGGUUCACGUGUAUUUGAGAAUAAGACCAUCCAGUUAAGAUAGAUGUAUAAGUUCAGUGUUGUUGGUUGUUAAAAUUGUAUUUUAUUUAUUUCUAUUAUUUUCUUUCUUUCUAUUUUUAAAGCCUCCCCCCAAAAAACUAAACAAAGCAAAAAAAAAGUCAUCAUUAUCAUCAUUAGCAUCAAUUAUCCUUGCCUUCACAGGACCAGUCUUUGCUGGGUAACGCAGUGCAUUGUCUGAAUAGCUGCAGCAGAGAGGGGAGAGAGCUUGAUCCUGAUGUUUUCCAGAGGCUUGUGAUCACUGCCCGCUCCAUUGCCAUCAUGAGACCCAACAACCUGGUGCAUUUUACAGAAACCAAGUCUCUACAUCAUGAUUCUGGUAAGACACUUUUCUGUUGGUGACUAUUGCUAUUCCAGAAGAAGGAACAUGAUAAAACUUAGUUGAUGAAUGAUUUGUAUAGUUUGACUGUAUGUGUUUAUCUUUCUACUAUUUAUUGACUGUGAAGUUCUUCUGUUGGGUAGAAUAGUUUACCCAAAAGUAUCUAAAAAGACUCUGUGAUAAUUUACUCCUCACUUCCCAGAAAUGAUGGAGGAUGGGCAAAAACACAUGGACAGUGAAAACUGUAAUUUCAUCACACAGCUGAUGAAUAACUUUUGGAAGCUCCAUGCCCUUAAACCAAAGAAUGCUUUUCUUGCUCCGGCCUGCCUACCUGGUAAGCUCAAAAUCUGAUACCACAAAGCUGCUGCAAGUUUAUUUAGAAUGAAGAGAAAAAGAGAGGAGUCUUUGCUGCUUUUUGAUAAUUGUGCAUACUGUCGAAAAGUGGUAAUAGGAUUUUGUUUCGUACAACCCCUUAUGAACAGUCGUGACUGUGUUGCUGUUCCUUUUUUUAAGGACUGACUCAUGUGGAAGCUACAGUAAAUGCUUUGGUGGACAUUAUCCAUGCAUACUGCACAUGUGAACUGGACUACAUCAAUGUGGCCUCCAAAAUCUACAUGCAAAUGUUGCUGUGUCCUGUAAGUAAAAUGCCUCCAUUGAUGGCCAGCAGACAUGCUGGAUAUCUUGAGAAUCAGUUUUAUAAUUUAUGGCCCUUGUGACAAAAAAUGAGAUGGAUGUUUUUCUGUUGAUGGUAGAUAUUGGUGUUUCUUUUGUAAAAUUCUUGUCUAUAAGAAAUUGAGAAAUUUGUAAAGUUACAAAAUGCUUUUCACAAUCAAUACUUAUAGGGUCAGAAUAACACAGGACAGGAACUGUAACUUGAAAUGCUGUUGACGAAAGCAGCAUGGACAGACUGUCAUCAGGCAAUUGUUUUGUGUUUCAACCAAUUUCAGGACACAGCUGUAAGUUUUGCUUGUAAGCAGGCUCUAAUCAGAGUUCUUCGACCUCGAAACAAAAGACGACACGUGACCCUUCCAUCACCUCCACGCUCUAACACACCUAUGGGUAAGUGUGGGAGCUUUACAAAGAGCCUUUUUUGUAUUCAAUGUGCCUAGUAUAAUUGUACUGUUAAUGGGUCAUUACAAUAUACAAGCGCAUAAUGCCAGGGAUGAUGAUAUUCUGUCACCUUGCCGGAUCAUGGGUAUGAGGCCAGGAAAAGAUAAAACCAAUGAACAAAAAAUACACUUUGGGAUAUGUUGUGGAUGAGGUUUAUCAUGUCUGCAAUCACCUACGCAUGGUAGACACAGUCCUAGCUCUCAUCCAAACAAAAGUUAAGAGCCAAUCAGAUUCAAGUAGGGCAGAUCUUUGCAACAUAGGAGGUGUGUUAAUUGAUUGAAUGCCAAAAAAAAAAAAACAUGAAACUUGAUGAAGUAGUCACGAUAGUUGGCAAAAAGCAAAUGAUGCUCGGUGCUGAUUGAGAUAUUUGGGGGUUGUCCAAUUUUUCGUUCGAAAGAAUUGUUUGAAUUCUUCAAAAUGAACAAAGAAUUGGAUGACCAUCACCUGGAUGAAUGAGAACCUCUGCAGACAUAUUGGGCAGUUGGUGACACAAACAGAUAGAGCCUGGCACUUGUUUUUACAGUGUGAUUGAGGAAGCUACCAUACUACAUUCAACCAGUACUAAAGAAGUGCUGUUGAGUUCUGACUCAGACCACUAAAUUCAAAUUCAACUUUAUUUAUAUUGCACUUUUCAUACAAAAGAAAAUGCAAUUCUAAGUGCCUCACAGAGGCUAAAAACAACAAUGACAAAAACCCAACCCUUCCACCCACACACACACCCAUGGACCCACACGCACACAAAGACACACACCCACCCUCACUCACCAAAACAUAAACACACACACACACACACACACACACAGCCGCACACAAUGUGAGAAUUUAAGAUAUACUGUUAGAGAGACAUGGCCUGGUACCGAGACAAUACAUGAGGAGAGAGCUACCUUUAGGAAACACUGAAGAUAAAAAUAGAGAUAAAAAUAGUUAAAAGAGUAAAACCUGAUGGACUAAAACAAGAAAAUAAUAUAAAAUGAACAAAUCAGGAAAAGCUCUUUACUAUAUAAAAAAGGCGUAAAAGAAGUAAAAACCUGUGACAGGAAAUCAAGAAAAAGCCCAAGAACAGACAUAAUGAAUAGAAUGACAUAAAAUAAACAUUAAGAACUUUGAUUAAAAUGAACAUUUGCAGUAAAAGAAGUCUAAAAUGGCAACUGGUAAAAAGCCUGGUUAAAAAAGUGAGUCUUGAGCCUCUUCUUAAAAAUAUCAACAGUCUCUGCGGCCCCGAGGCUCUCCGGUAGGCUGUUCUACAACCGGGGACCAUAAAAACUGAGCGCCGCCUCCCUGUGUGUUUUUGUUUUGACCUUGGGUAAGGUUAAAAGGCCUGUGUCGGAGGACCUCAGGGUCCGCGAGGGUUGAUAUGGUAAAAGUAAAUCAGAUAAAUAGGAGGGGCCAAGACCAUUAAUACAUCUAAAAACUAAUAAAAGUACCUUAAAAUUAACCCUGAAACGGACGGGGAGCCAAUGCAGCAAUGCUAAAAAUGGCGUUAUAUGCUCCCGCCCUCUGACCCUCGUCAGCACUCUUGCAGCUGAAUUCUGUAAAAGCUGAAGUGUAUGUAAGUUCUUCUUUAGGAGGCCAGAGAGCAGGUGGUUACAAUAAUCUAAACGAGAGGAGAUAAAAGCAUGCAUCAGCACCUCCGUGCUGGCCUGGGAGAGAAACGGGUGAACUCUGGCCAUAUUCUUUAGGUGGUAAAAACCGACCAUUUCUAUGUUUCUCAUGUUUGGAAUAAAACUGAGCUCAGAGUCGAAAAUUACGCCCAGGUUUUUUACAGAUGUUGAUACUUAAAAAUCUUGUCGUUUUGGUAAAAGUGUCUCUCUCAGGCCUUCAGGACCAAUAACUAAAACCUCUGUUUUGUCCUGGUUGAGCUGCAGGAAGUUGGCUGCCAUCCAGGACUCUAAAAUGCCAUUUAAAAGGGCGUCAAUUGGCCCGCUAUCAUCAGGAGACACGGCCAUGUACAGUUGUGUAUCAUCAGCAUAGCUGUGGAAGUUGAUGCCGUGCCUCCUGAUAAUGUCCCCCAGGGGAAGCUUGUAAAGAUUAAAAAGAGUUGGACCUAAAAUUGACUCCUGGGGAACCCCACUCAUAAUUUUAUGGGUUUGUGAGGAACAUGUAUCCAUACUUACUAAGAAGUGUCGAUCAGUGAGAUAAGAGGUGAACCAGUUAAAAAAAGUGCCUGUGAGGCCGACCAGGUGCUUAAGUCUGUUUAAUAAAAUGCGAUGGUCUACUGUAUCAAAGGCGGCGGUUAGAUCCAGAAGGACCAAGACUGUGAGUUUGUGAUUAUCUAAAUUGCACCUGAUGUCAUUCAAAACUUUUAAAAGGGCUGUCUCAGUACUGUGGUUUCUCCUAAAACCUGAUUGGUACUUCUCUAAAAUGCUCUUUGUAUUUAAAAAAUCAUUUACUUAUCAAAUACUAGUUUUUCCAAGAUUUUACUUAAAAAUGGUAAGUUGGAUACAGGUCGGUAAUUGUUAAAAAUCUUGGGGUCCAGAUUGCUCUUCUUUAGAAGAACCCUCACCAGCGCCGUUUUAAAGGAGGUGGGAAAGACCCCUGUCUGAAGAGAGCAAUUUGCAAUGUUUAAAAGCUGUUCCUCAAAGAAUCUAAGGCUGCAACAACGAAUCGAUUAAGUCGAUUCGUCGUGACGAAAAAAUUCGUUGCCAACUAAUUCUGUAAUCGAUUCGUCGGGUCUUUAUAUAUGUCCAUGGACACCGGCGUUUAAACAUCAGCAGGACGCACAGAAAAGAAACAGCCAUGGCCGAGGCAGCGGCUGAGAAAAACAUGGACACAACCCAACCCAAAUCCCGACCUAAAACAUCAGUGGUGUGGGAAAACUUCACCAAGACUGAAAAGGAAGGCGUUCAGUGCAACAUUUGCAAAGCCCGUUUUGCAUGGCUCGGGAGUACAUCGAUGAUGCGUGAGCACAGGGCUCUCAAGUUUCACGCAUUCAGCGUAUGACACACGCAUUCCCACUCGUUCACACGCUCACACACCACAGAUUAUAUUUCUCACGCAUUUAAAUGAACACGGUGAUGUCCACCAAGUUGCACCUCUUUAACUAUGGAACAGGGGGAAAUCAACUGAGUUUCUCAGAGAGUUCAGAAGCUGCAUGCCACGCGCAAGCCAAUCAAAUAAAGUAUAUCUACUGAACAGCCAAUCAAAAAGCAGCAUUGCUGUAUCCGGGUAGAUUUUGAUAUCUUGCGGUUUGACUACAAAAGAAGACAGACACUCGCCGAAAUAGAGCAGGUUUUUAUAAGGACGAGAUAGACCCGAUGAUUACAGUAAGUCAGUAACCUACACAUGCAGAGACCUCAACACCUCAAGGCAGAUAAACUCAUAUGAUAAACUAAAGCCCUAUGCUAUUGCUAUUUACAGCUGCAUUGAUGAAUUUAGCCUGUUUAUCCGAUUAAUCGAUUAGUUAUUAAAAUAGUCGGCAGAUUAAUCGAUUAUCAAAAUAAUCGUUAGUUGCAGCCCUAAAAGAAUCCAUAAAAUUGUUUAAAAAAAACGUGUGGGAAUUGGAUCUAAAAGGCAGGUUGUGGAGUUUACUUGGGAGAAAACUCAACCAAGUGUCUGCGCGUCAACCAGAGCAAAACUCUCGAGUUUUUCCUCGGGUAAAAGCAUUGAUCCAGGUGUGUUGGCAGUUAAAAUCUGUUGAGAUAAAAGACUGGAUCUGAUGUUGUCGAUUUUACUUCUGAAGUGGUCUGCAAAAUCCUCACAGAGGGUGUCAGAGGAUGACCCAGGGGUUCUGUUAAAAUUAUUGUUUGUUAAAAGAUCAAUUGUAGUAAAAAGAAAUCUGGGGUUAUGUUUAUUGUCAGCGAUUAGUUUUUUGUAGUGGGGAGUUCUUGCCUGUUUGACUGUGCUAUUAAAGGUUUUGAGGUGGUGUUUAAAAGCUUCAAGAUGGACUGUUAAUUUAGAUUUCCUCCAUCUCCUUUCAGCACUCCUGCAAUUACGUUUGAGCUGUUUGAUGCGCUUUCCCCAAGGGGGUCUUGCUUUUUUCUUGAUUGUUUAAUUUAAAAGUGGAGCAACUGAGUCCAGUGUUGACCUUAGAUUGUUGUUAAAAUUGUCAACGAUAAAAUCAAAGGGUGCUGGUAAAAUUUGUAGAGAGGUGUUCUGUAGGAUGUGAAUAAAAUUUGCAGCCACUUCAGAUGUUAGGUAGCAUUUCCUCACCGUUCUGACUGGGCUCCCCCUCUGGUUAAAACAGCUGAUUUUAAAAAACACACAAAAAUGAUCAGACACAGCCAGAUCCACAACAGAGGGCACACCGACGGACAGGCCAUAGCUUAUGACCAGGUCCAGCGUGCGCCCCCUGCUGUGGGUCGGCUGUGUCACAUGCUGCUGAAAAUCAAAGCAGUUUAAAAGGUUUAAAAAUUCUCUAGACACUGGGUCUGAGGUGUUGUCAAUGUGUAAAUUAAAAUCAUCAGUUAUUAAAAUCCUGUUGUAGGUGGUGUGGAUAAUUGAUAAAAGUUCGGAGAAUUCACUGAUAAAAGAGGACGAGUAGCGGGGGGGGGGGGGGGGGUCUGUACACAUUGAUGCAGAGGAUAGGAGGGCUGCUAAAAACAAAGGGGUGAUAUUCAAAUGAUGAGUGGCUGCUAAAAGGAACUGCAGAAGGGGACAGUGUGGAUCGUAUUAUUGAUGCAGUCCCCCAUCCCCCCGCGUAGAAAAUAAAAAGUUAAAAUUUGUCGGGGAAGCCUCGGUGAGAACAAUAGGUGCAUUGGUGUAUAUAUUAGGCAAUGUUCCUUUUAUUUUUCAUCAUUUCAUCAUUUAUUUCUGUUGAAAAUCAGCCAUAUGAAAUGUUUAUAAAAAAAGGAUAAAUUGAUAUAUAGAUGACAAAUUUUGAAGUUGUUGAAUAUUUUAGGUAAGUGAGAAAAAUUUUGAAGGUAUUGUGAGAGUAACAGUUACAGCUGCUGCUGCUUUGUUCAUCAGUGACUGGGAUCAAGAAAAUUUCAGUUUCUUGAAUCUGGGUCAAUUUACUGUACAGGAGACAAGGAUGAUGAUGAUGACGACGAUGCAGAUGACAAAAUGCAGACAUCAGUGCUGACUGAAGGAGAGAGGGGCAGACAAGAGAGUCAAGAGCAGAAUGAAGUGGACCAUGGAGACUUUGAGAUGGUGGUGAGCAAAUAAAAUUUUGGGGUUAACAUUGUGAAAGUAAAUUAUUUUAAGGAAUUUCGUACAUAAAUAUAGUAGUUUAAUGAACAAAAAAAGAAACAUAAUUAAGAGAUUAAAACAACUUCAAAUAUAAAUAUUGGUUACAAAUUUUUGUUUCUUCAUAUGCAUGUUUGUGAAACAUGUUUAUGUUUUUACCUUAUCAGUCAGAGUCCAUGGUCUUGGAGACAGCAGAGAAUGUAAAUAAUGGGAACCCGUCCCCACUGGAGGCUCUGCUAGCUGGGGCUGAGGGUUUUCCCCCCAUGCUGGACAUUCCCCCUGAUGCAGAUGAUGAAACUAUGGUAGAGCUGGCCAUCGCUCUCAGCCUUCAGCAGGAUCAACAAGGUAAAUUGCUAAAUAAUCUGUAAUGGGCAUGUAAUGGCUGGACCCAAAAUUCAACCAGACCAGGGGAAACAGGUUUCACAAGUUCUAUUUCUCUGUGAUAUUGCAGUGGUUAGUGGGCGGAGGGCUGCUGAGAGGCUUGGAAAAUUAAUUAAAAAAAAUGAGAGAGACUGAGGGUUAACAGAGAGAUACCAAAAAACACCAAAAAUUCUCAGUGAAGAUACACUCAAUCAUGAAAGCUCAGAGAGGGCUGUUGUACUAUUGUGUGUUGGUGUCAGUACUCUGGGGCUGAGGCUUGUGUCGGCAGCAGUUUUAAAGGCCAGCUGAUUGUAGAGUGGCAGCAGCUUCACCGCCACGAAGGAAACAGAGCAGCCUCUGAGGCCAAGUACACACAUAUUUUUAUAAAGAAAUAUCCAACCCCCCUCCGUUAUAAAAAAAAUGUCAUGUACACACAUCAUCGUUUUCAAAAUGAAAUCCCAUCCACACAAAACCGCAUGAAUGUGCCAUUAACCGCAGUUAUAAGCAUGCCGGACCUGGAGUUGGUAGUAUUUGCCAAAAAGUUCGAUCCAUUCUAUCCAAUCAAAGCAAGCUUCCCUUUCUUAUUGUCACUUCUUCAAACAUGAAACAAAGCGCUGUGUAGUUCGUUUGUGUGGACAGACAAAGAGGUGGAAUUGCUUUUAAGCAUCGCUAUUGAGUAGAAAGUCCAAAAGACACAAGAAAGGUGAAGGAAGGGUUAUUUGAUGUUGAAUAACUGACUGCAAAGCACUCCUUCUCCUUUGCUCCUCACAAAAUAUAUAUUCUGUAUAUAUCUGUGCCUUCCACUGCCUGACAUAAACAAGGGGGCAUAGUAUAUGAUGUUUACAUAUUAGUGGUCGCAGACACUGAUGUUUGGGAAUUUCAAACUCUGGUUAUCUAUGUCCACACGCAAACGCAAAACUGGAGUUUUCCAAAAUCUUUACUUUGGCCCAAGUUUUCCAAAAGCACUGUUUUAAUGAAGUAUCCAUGCGGCUUCGUGUGGAUGACAGCCCGAAACGCACAAAAGUAUAUUUGUUUUAGCAGAUACCAGGCUAUGUGUGUACAUGGCCGGAAAAAGGUGACAAGACAGCACCAGCCACGCACAGCAAACCGACCCCAAAUAAUAAAAAGAAUGGAACACAUGUCUAUGUCACAAGUCUCACCACAUCAUCAACAUUUUUAGUAAACCAAGACUGUAUGGACUUGCAUCAAAUUUAAAAAGGAUUUGUUAAUCUGUGAUGAAACAGUUAUCCAAUGUGCAGAAUAGUCACUUGACACCGAGGAGAGGCACUGCGCAGUUGGUUGUGUUAUUAUUUCCCACUAUUUUGAAGGAUAAUGACACCAUAACAGUUUUAACACCAAUUUGAACUAAUACCAGUACAAGGAUUUUGGCAACUAAACAACUUGAUUAGUUCCAAAAAUGUAUUUAUUUAUUUACUUCUUUUUUUUUCCAGAAUGAUCUUUUUCAUCCUUAUACUUUAAUCAAAUUUGGUGUACUCUAACUGUUAACCUUAAAUGACAAACCAAGCCUCUUUAAUAGGUUUUUCUGUUAAUUUGUGAAGACUCCACUAUUUUACUUUUACUUGACAUAUUUUUUGACAUUUUAGGUAGUAGCAGCAGUGCUCUUGGCCUUCAGAGCCUUGGUUUGUCUGGCCAGGCCCCAAGCUCCUCUUCACUGGACGCUGGCACCCUGUCGGACACCACAGCAUCAGGUAACAAGAAAGCCGCUGUGAUAGUGUGUAAUCAGCGAAAACACUUUUUUUUUCCCGCUACAUGGUUAAUAUAUCUUCACAGAGGUUUAGAAAUACUUAACACUUUUUAACCAUUAAAUGAUUAUUUAUCAUUUUAAUUUUGUUAGGUUGAAAUAAAAAGCUAUUGUAUGUGAUAACUAGAAAAUUCCCUCUGGGAGUCCCUCCCUCUUUGAAAAGGCCAUGGGGCUACUGCCGAGGUGUGUACAUUAUGAUGAGAUUCUACUGCUGGAUGUUCUUAUCACUGAGUUUAAAUUCUGGAGCUAAAAAACAAGUAAGUGCUGAAAUUCAGGUUUUAUAGACCCUGAAAUAUAAGACGUUAAGAAAUAAAAAGUAAAAAGAAUCUAAAUUAAAUAAACCACUGAAAAACAAGGUAGACAAGUGGCUGAAAACGAAAAAGAUAAGAAUUCAUAAGAAAGAUAAGAAUUCAAAAUGUAUGAUUAAAGAAUAUCACAAAUAUAUAUUAAAAAAAGACUAGAAGCGGUGUGCUGAUUCAGAAUGAUGAAAGUUUCUGAAUGUGAUCCAGAAAAGGUCCCCAAAUCUUUUCAAAUUUUUUGUUACAACCAGCAACCGAGUAACUAAUCUUCUCAAGGUCUAAAAAAGACAUAAGGUCUUUCAGCCACUGACUGUGAGUAAGCGGGGCAGCAUUCCUCCAUCUCAGAAGAACCACAGGUAGGCAAACACCAGAGUUUGGCAUUAAAAAAAGUAAGGUUUAUGUCCUCUCCCACAGUACAAAAAAAUAGCCACCAGGGGAUCAGGUUCUAAGAUCAUGUUUAGGAUCUGUGAUAAAGCUUGAAAAACAUCUCUCCAAAAUUUCUCAAGGCUGGGAUAUAUCCAAAACAUGUGAAGAAGGGAGCCUAAUCUGCAUUUAUCACAGAGGGGAGCCCUUUAUGAGCAUCCACAUUCAACAGAGGGACUGGUCUGUAGGAGGAGCACUCAGUUGGGUCCUUGCCUUCUUUUGGAAUAAGAGUAAUACAGGCUUCAAAGAAUGUUAAUGGGAGCUUACCCUCUUUUAAUGAAUCAGAUAACUCUAAAGUUAACUGAGGUCCCAGCAACUGAGAGAAAAAUUUAAAAAUGUCAGCAGAAAACCCAUCUGGACCAGGAGAUUUUCCAGACUGUAAUGAGGAGAUAGCUGCUACUAUUCCUUCUUUUGAUAGGCGUUCUUCUUGUUUAACUUUAUUUUCAGAGGAGAUUUAAGGAAAAUUUAAUGUAUUAUGAGAGUAUUGAUUUCUAAAUGCAUCAUUUAUUUCAGAAUGAUCAGAGGUGAUGUUUACAUUUUCCAUGUGUAUUUCUGUUAUGAGCUGUUUACCUUACCAGAUUUAUCGCCAUGAAUAUAAAACCUGCUUUCGCCCAUCUUAAGCUGUGUUUCAAGUGUAUAUAUUGAGAAAAGGCUAUUUAGUCUAAAGUUCAUUUCUCAAUUUGUAACAUAGACUGUAUAUAGAAUAGACAGCGUCUACCUCCUCAUUGGGUGAAGCCACCCGAAACCAGCACACUCUGGUGACUUUAGAAACUUUAGAAAUUUGUUACACAGAAUAUAAUCCCCCAAAAUGGGUAAUAAUCACUCCAAAAUUGGUAUCUACAUUUCACAGAUGGGCUCUCCACAGUUACUUUGCAUUUAAACUAAAAUUGCAAGACAAGAGAAAUACACUGGAGAUCAAAAUAAGAGAACAAUUAAUGAGCACUUGACUUAAAUUAUUAUAUUAUGAUCUGUAUAGCUUAAAAUUUGAAGGAUUGUUUGAUGUGGCAUUAAAUAACAACAAUGCCUGUAGCACCAAGAAAGAUCACAACAAAAUUACAGUAUCUGCAGGUUAGGACAGUCACACAGUAUUAGGACGUGUACAUGCAUUUGCUUUGAAUGACUUGAGCACAUCUAUGGCCACAAGACAUCACCAGUCCCUCACACUGCUCUGGUGUGAUUUUGGUCCACUCUUCUUUUAGUCUCUUCCACAGAUGGGUGACUGUAGUGGGUUUCUUGGCCAUAACCUUGUCGCCAAGGAUUUUCCAGAGGUUUUUUUAUUGGGUUUAGAUCCGGACUCUGGGCGGGUUGUUUCAUUUUAGUUUCAAGGAACUGCUUUAUUAGUUUUGCUGUGUGACAGGGGGCUUUGUCCUGCAUGAAAAUUGCUGGCUGAUGAAUGCAGGGAUGGAAUCAUAUGUUGUCGAAGAAGGUUCUGAUUAAGAAUGGGCAUUUUAAGAAAGUCCCUUGAUUGAUAAACCAUAAAAAUUAACAAUCAAUCAUGGAUUUGAUUGUUUUUUAUGCGAAUGGCAGAAAAUACGCAAAGAACAUGCCAAAACACACUUUGUCUUGCUUUCUCCCCGCUUUUUUUUUUUUUUUUCCAACUUGUACGGAAGCCAAAAAUCACUCCCCUAGUAAAAUGUCCAAAUCCUCCCGUGCGGUGUUAGUCAGUGUUGCUUCAACACACACACACACACUGACUGGACAAACAGGGCAUCCCUCCCAAUCAGCAGAGGUCGGUCUUUGCUUGAAAACAGCUGGACUGAACUGGGGAGCAAUUCCAGCUGCAGUGUCGAACCGAUUGUCCAUUGAGGUUCUCUGUAUUAUCCUGUCCUCCCUUUCAUUUGUCUUCUUGGUGGACUUGAAUGUCUUUGUGACUUUGUGAAGAUGUAAUAUUCUGGAAAUCACAGAUUUCAUGGCAAUUUUUCUUGCCAUUGCUGACAGGGUAAUCUAUUUGACCUUCAUCCAGAUGACCUGCUGCUGGAAGGUUUCAGUUUCUUUAGAACAGUUCAUCAUCUUGUGUAGUCAGUGAAAACUGGAAGUUAGGCUGCCAGUUAAAGAGGGUUGGUCAGAUAAUUAAGGAAAUUAGCACCAGGUGCCAGACUAACACCAAUAACUGGGAGGUAUUUUAAAGUGUUCUUAAGUUACUAAAAAAAAAAACGCAUCGAAAUUAGAGAAUGGUUCACCAUCUUAUGGAGUCAGUGAAAACUGGAAGUUAGGCUGCCAGUUAAAUAGGGUUGGUCAGAUAUUAAGGAAAUUAGCACCAGACUAAUGCACCAGACGAAGUGCCAGACUAAUACCCAAAACUAGGAGGUAUCUUAAAGUUUUCUCUAAUUUUGAUCAGUGCUCUUUUUAUAUCUCAUCUCAAGUUUUUUUUCUGUGUUUCAUUAUAUACGUAGCUCGUACAUUAUGCUUAAAAAACUGCGUUUUUAUUUAAGUUUGGAUUAUUUUAUAACAGAACAAUGCAGUGAAGUUGACAUUUAGAAAAUUGUGGUUUGUUCUCUAAUUUUGAUCUCCAGUGUAUAUUUAACAAAAUUUAACCUAAUAAAUGCUCUCCUUUUUUGGCUUGUCCCGUUGACUUCAAUGCAAAGUUCUUAUACAGUAGAGAAAAGUAAUAGCAUACCAAUACCCAUCAAACCCCACAUUUUGAUAUUUGUAUAUAUGAUAUAUAUAUAUAUUUGGUAGAGGACAAGGCUUGAUAAAAGGAGGUAAAACUGGCGUAUUUUUUCGCUCCAAUGCACACACCUGUUUAGAACUCAAGCUUUCUGGAUGAAUCCAAGUCUAAUGACAUGCACAAUAACUUGCAUAAAAAGGGUGAUACAUCAAAUUUCUUAUUUAUCUUAUUUAUAGUCAAGGCUAAAGUUUUUAAAGAGAUUUAAGUCAAAAAGAAUUUUAGAAAAUGUUUAAAAAAAUGAUUAUUUUAUCAACACUUAUUUGCAUGUCCUUUUCAGGGACAAACAAGGCUGGAUUGAGCUAAAAUACAGAAACCGGCACAACAUAAAAAAUUUAAAAUGAACCAAAAUCGAUUGUGGUACUUAUCAUUGACAUGGCCCGGACUGUAUUUAUUAAAAAAAUGUUGUUGUUUUUUUAUCUAGAUCAUUUUACAUGGGAAAUACAUCCAUUAAAAAUAACAGUCACAUGGUGCACAAUAACUAGCAUAAAAAGAGUGUAACAUCCAUUCUUUUCCAUUUUUAUUAUUUUAACAAGUCAAAAAAAGUAAAAUAAUAAUAAUAAUAAUAAUUUAAUAAUGAUUGUUUUAUGAACACUUACCUGCAUGUCUGUUUUGGAGACAAAGGAGGCUGGAUGGAGCUUAAAAUUAACAGGAGCCGAGGAUUGAAUAUCUGACUGUAAUGCGUGAUUUAUUGUUUGAUGGUGCACAAAUAAUAUAUAUCCUGGCCGGAUGACUGCGGUGUAUUUACCGUUACAGCUAUUGCUAUGAUUUCAGCCCCGGCAUCAGAUGAUGAGGGCAGCACAGCUGCCACUGACGGCUCCACACUGCGGACCUCCCCAGCUGAGCAUGGUGGCAGUGUUGGCUCAGAGAGUGGAGGUUCUGCAAUUGACUCUGUGGCAGGAGAGCACAGUGGUGGGUGAUUUCACGCAAUUUUGCUCUUAGUCUUCUCAUGUUAUGUCCUUUAGCAACAGAAAAAUGCCAUAUGAACAUGUAGACAUCAGGAAAACAUGAUUUUCAUUGGAGUGGAUCUUUAAAAGAGGGUAUCAGACACUUUUUCAGACACUUGUCAUGAUUUUCAGAUGAAUAAGGCCUUUAAUUCCGCCUCCAUCUGAAACAAUUCAUUUUAGCCAUGUAAGCUUGUGGAGGCUCACCUCCACCGCUUAUUAUGAUUGAUCAGUUGAGCAAUGGAGCAGCGUUACCUGUUACCCCAUAGACAUCGUGUGUGUGUGUGUGUGUGUGUGUGUGUGUGUGUGUGUGUGUGUGUGUGUGUGUGUGUGUGUGUGUGUGUGUGUGUGUGUGUGUGUGUGUGUGUGUGUGUGUAUAGUGCAUCCGGAAAGUAUUCAUACCACUUCACUUUUUCCACAUUUUAUGUUACAGCCUUAUUCCAAAAUGGAUUAAAUUCCCUUUUUCCCUCAAAAAUUCUACACAAAAUACCACAUAAUGACAAAGCAAAAAAAUUUUUAGAACAUUUUGCAAAUUUAUUAAAAACAAGACACUCAAAUGUUACAUAUACAUAGGUAUUCACACCCUUUACUCAAUACUUGGGCGAAAGACCUUUGGCAGCGAUUACAGCCUCCAGUCUUCUUGUGUAUGAUGCAACAAGCUUGGCACACCUGGAUUUGGGGAGUUUUUCCCAUUCUUCCUCGCACAUCCUUUCAAGCUCAGUGAGGUUGGAUGGGCAGCGUCGGUGCACAGCUACUUUCAGGUCUUUCCAAAGAUGUUCAAUCGGGUUCAAGUCUGGGCUCUGGCUGGGCCACUCAAGGACAUUCAGAGACUUGUCCUGAAGCCACUCCUUUGUCUUCUUGGCCGUGUGCUUAGGGUCAUUGUCGUGCUGGAAGAUGAAGCAUUUCCCCAGUCGAAGGUCUCGAGCGCUCUGGAGCAGGUUUUCAUCAAGGAUUUCGAUGUACUUAGCUGCAUUCAUUUUUCCCUCGAUCCUGACAAGUCUCCCAGUUCCUGCCACUGAAAAACAUCCCCACAGCAUGAUGCUGCCACCACCAUGCUUCACUGUAGGGAUGGUAUUGGCGAGGUGGUGAGCGGUGCCUGGUUUUCUCCAGACAUGACGCUUGGCAUUCAGGCCAAAGAGUUCGAUCUUCAUUUCAUCAGACCAGAGAAUUUUGUUUCUCCUGGUCUGUGAGUCCUUCAGGUGCCUUCUAGCAAAGUCUAAGCGGGCUGUCAUGUGCUUUUUACUGAGGAGUGGCUUCUGUCUGGCCACUCUACCAUAAAUGCCUGACUGGUGGAGUGCUGCAGAGAUGGUGGUCCUUCUGUAGGUUUCUCCCAUCUCCUCAGAGGAACGCUGGAGCUCUGUCAGAGUGACCCUCGGGUUCUUGGUCACCUCCCUGAUCAAGGCCCUUCUCCCCCCGCUUGCUCAUUUUGGCUGGGCGGCCAGCUCUAGGAAGAAUCUUGGUGGUUCCAAACGUCUUCCAUUUCUUAAUGAUGGAGACCACUGUGCUUUUUGGGAUUUUCAAUGCAGCAGAUAUUUUUCUGUAACCCUCCCCAGAUCUGUGCGCUGAUAGAACCCUGUUUUGGAGGUCUACAGACAAUUCUUUCGACUUCAUGGCUUGGUUUGUGCGCUGACGUGCUCUGUCAGCUGUGGGAUCUUAUAUAGGCAGGUGUGGCUUUCCAAAUCAUGUCCAAUCAGCUGAAUUUGCCACAGGUGGACUGUAAUCAAGUUGGGGGAACAUUUCAAGGCUGAUCAGUGGAAACAGGAUGCACCUGAGCUCAAUUUUGAGUUUUAUAACAAAGGGUGUGAAUACUUACGUAAAUGCAUCAUUUGAGUGUCUUAUUUUUAAAAAAAUUGUAAAAUGUUCUAAAAAAAUUUUUUUUGCUGUGUCAUUAUGGGGUAUUUUGUGUAGAAUUUUUGAGGGAAAAAAGGAAUUUAAUCCAUUUUGAAAUAUGGCUAUAACAUAACAAAAUGUGGAAAAAGUGAAGUGGUAUGAAUACUUUCCGGAUGCACUGUAUAUGUAUGUCCAUGGUUACCCCGCUCUGCUGUGCAUUUCACUUCAUGCUUUUGGAGUCAGGCUAUUCUGCUUUGCCAGUAGCACAGAUGAACUAGAAAAAACAGUCUAUACUAAAUUACGUCAGAAUUUAUUUUAUCUCUUAUAUACACUUUGGUCUUGAUUUUUAUGCAUUUGUCUGAAAUUUGCAUUUUUUAUGCAUUUGUCUGAAAUUUUACCAGUUAUAUCAAUAUUCUAUGGUAACAUACAUUAACAUUUGAAACUUUGCAUUGAUGUAGAAUGGAUACCAAAUUUUGUAACUUUGCAGUUUAUGUAGUAAAUAUGAAAAAGCAUGAUACCCCCCUUUAAAGUCUCUUAAGAACAAAUGGCUGUCUAACUGUUGAUUAAACCCUUUCUGUUGUUUUUUUGUGAAUUAUUGUGACAAUUUUCUCAUAAAAUUUCUCAUAUAUAUAAAUAUAUAUAUUUAUAUAUAUAUAUAUAUAUAUAUAUAUAUAUAUAUAUACACACACACACACACACAGUACAGGCCAAAAGUUUGGACACACCUUCUCAUUUAAUGCAAUUUCUUUAUUGUCAUUACUAUUUAAAUUGUAGAUUCUCAGUGAAGGCAUCAAAACUUUAAAUGAACACGAGGAAUCGUGCUAAAGAAAAAAGUGUGAAAUAACUGAAAACAUGUUUUAUAUUCAUGUUUUAUGUUUAAACAUGUUUUAUACUCUGUCAGUCACUAAGUACUUCUGUCAUCAAGAGCAAAGGGUGGCUACUUUAAAGAAACUAGAAUAUUAAACAUGUUUUCAGUUAUUUCACACUUUUUUUUACAAGUACAAAAUUCCAUAUGUGUUUAUUCAUAGUUUUGAUUCCUUCAGUGGUUAUCUACAAUGUAAAUAGUCAUAUAAAAAUAAAAAAAAGACAUUGAAUGAGAAGAACUUUUGGCCUGUACUGUAUAUAUAUCUAUUUUUUUUUUUUUACUGAAUUACAUACAUGGUACCAUUCACAAUCUUUUCAUUCCCCUCCUAUCUGAAUUAACCAUGAUACAAAACUAAGGUUGUCAUUUAUGCACAGUGUCAGGACGCAGCAGUGCAUAUGGAGACACAACUGUAGAGGGCCACCCUGCUGGCCCAGGAAGUGUCAGCUCCAGCACUGGAGCCAUCAGUACCACCACAGCCCAGCAAGAAGGUGAAGGUUCAGAAGGAGAAGGAGAGACUGAAGGAGACAUCCACACAAGUAACAGGUCAGACUUCCUAAAGACAAAGCAAGGGUAAAUGGUCAUUAUGGCACUUCAUGGUUUUGUAUGGGGAUGUAGCAGUUCAUUUGAUUACGAUAUAAUUAUUACAUUUUAUUACAGUAUUACAUUGGUUUAUUUAGAACAAUGUUGUUCGAUUCAAUGACUAGAUAUUAAUGAAUGAAUACCAUUUUAAUCAACAUUUUAAUGUGUGUGAGAAUUAAAUUCAUAGAUGUACUGGAUAGUGCAGCAAGAGUCCGAAAUUGUUAUUUACUUUUUAAGUAAAAGCCAUGAAUAUGCUGUAAUGGAGCAUGGUCAUUUAUGUGUCUACAUUAUAUUGCAGGAAUUAAAAUUGAUCCAUCAAAUGAAUUGUUACACCUUUACAAUGAAGUGUCAAAAUGAACCAGAAAAAUUGCAUUUCUGUGCAGAAAAUGCACGGAAAUGCUGAGUGCUGAAACAGCCAUGCAGAACUUCUAGAAAAAGAGGAAAGUAUAAAUGGAAAAACUGUUGAAGAGGUGGAGUAAAAGACGGAGAAGAAAUCGUAUGAAGAGAGAAAGUGAAAAAGAAGUUGUGUGACUCGUGAAUAAACAGAAAUGAUUAUCACUAUGAGUGCUUUGGAAAGACAAAUGACUAAACAUUAAUGUAUAACAAUGUCCCCGUUAAAUGUUGAAAUAUUUGCAGUCAGUAGUAUCUGACCAUCAUAAGUUGUGACGGCAUAACAAGCACCAUCUAGGGGUGUGCUUCAGUUACUCCUCUCCAUCUAAAUGUUAGAAGUGUUACAGAGCUUAAGUUAUAACAAAUAGUGUUUGAACGUAAAAAUAAUAAAGUGCAAAAGAAGUUGUAUGGAUGUAGUAAGUAUUAAAGAGCUGAAGUUAAAUUAGUUGUAUGAAUGUAAAAAAUGUUAAAGUGAAAAGGAAGUUAUAUGAAUGUAGAAACUGUUACAAAUAGAGACUGUUGAAAAGUUUAAGUAAAAGUUGUAUAUUAAAACUGUUCAAGACCUGGACUAUAACAACACAAUAAAAAGGCAGGUGUAGCUGUCAUAGAGUGAGAGUAAUCCAUAGCAAUGUUUAAAGUGUGUUUGUGCACGUGUGCACACAAGUGUGUGUCUUGUGAAUCAAAGCCCGUAUGCCAUUAGAAGUUUGCCCAACGUGAAUGAAAUUCAACCUUUUGGAGUUCUUCCUCUACCACAGUUUCCUUAAAUCAGGGGUUCUCAACCUUUUACAAGGUGGGCCCCCCCAAAGGUGGUGUUCCCCCCCAACACACACACACCAGUGCGAUGUUAAUGUGAGACCUGAGCCUGCCUUGCCUUGCAAAGACUCUCAGUUCUUGGCACAAUAUUUGAUAAACACAGCCUCAAAUCAACAGAUAGCUUACUCUCCUCAGACAGGCCCUCGUAUUCAUACCAUGAUAAAGUCACUGUUGGGGAGAGAGGCUAAAACCUCUAAAACACACACACACAUGCAGCAGCAAUCAUAUGUAAACUUUGGUAUUAAUAAACUUCAUCACCUGUCUCCCUCAUUAACACACCUGUCUGACCAAAACAGCCCCUCUCAUCCACUCAGACACACCUGUGUUAACCAAGCUACAGCUUUUACAGUAGCUCAUUACACCACACGACUGUUUACUGGAGAUCUGAGAUAAAAAUAACAGGGGGAAAAUUUCUUACCUUCACUCUGGUGUCCAAAACAGUCAGCGUCAGUCAUCUAGCUCCAACAGGUUAAUAAUUCACCAAUAUUAUUCCCGUUUACAUCCCGUUUAAAUUCUGUUUACAACCUUGCGGUCGUCGUCUCAUCCAUUUGUGUGAGGAAUAAAAAUAAAAAAAAUUUUAAGCACUGUUUCUGGUUGGCUGGCACAGUCAUUUUACUCCAGAGGCCUGUACUACGAAGCUGGAUUACCACAUCCAGGAUAACUCUGCGACAACUCGCUCAACUUCACCGGAUCUUCGCGAUCCCGAUCAGCUGUACUACGAAGCCGGUUAUCAACUCGAUAUCUGAAUCCAGGUGUGGUCACUUUAGAUCUGUGAGCGCACACGUAAAGGGGGUGGGGUCAGUGCCAUCGGCCCAAUCUCCACAAUGGAGAAGGCUGCACGUCAUUUUUCACAGCCGAAGAACAGAGCAUUAUUUUACGAGGAGUACCGCAACAUUAUAACAGUGAGGAGCAGGACAGCCGCAGCUGCUAAAAGCCGGAGGGACUGCUGGCAAAAAAAAAUCAGCGGUUGUGUAAAUUACAUUUGUGCGUUCAUAAAUUUAUGGCCCCCUAAUCUGUUGUCAUGCAGCGUGUGUGAUCACCACCAUCAAUGACCUCAUUAUUUCAGAUACAACAGCAGUGGGGAAAAGAGUACGUGGGAGCAAAUAAAAAUAAAUCUAAAAACAUCCUUUAAAGUAGUUUGUAAGUUUAUUGGAAGAUUUUAUUUGUACAUAUUUCAAUGCGUAAACAGUGAUUUCCUCACACUGCCUUUUUUUCUUUUUUCUCCAUCAUCUGAUGAUCACGUCAUCUGCAGACACAUUUGGGGUUAAGAGUUUUCUAAUCUGCUUCAAAAAAAUCUGAAUGAUGACUAACAUGCCGCAUGAAACUGGAACCUGGAGCUUGGCAAAUAUUAGUGCAUUGCUUAGACUUCAUGCUACCUGAAUAUUGAGGCUGUCCAAGGAAAACCUGAAACGUUCAUAGAGAACGUCAUCAGGUAAAUCAAACGGAUUUGAACGAUAAUGAAUAUAACGCUCUCAGCGAAGCGCUCCUCUCACUAUCUGUGCAUCAAUGUCCCCGGGAUCCGGCAAAAGUGGGCAAGCCAUUUUCCAAGAGAUCCGAUUGGUCAUUGAGCGGUCUUUUAUACCUGCUAAGAUCUUAUCCUGAAACAUAACCUGCUCAGGAGCAGGUUUGGCGUUCCGCGUAAGUUACCGGGGCAACGGACCCGGAUAAAAAGAGAUCCACCUUCGUAGUACAGAAAAACCAGAAGGUAUCCAGAAGUUAUCUCGCUAAGACCAAAUCCAGCUUCGUAGUACAGGCCUCAGGUCUUCUUGAGGGACGCAGACUGCGUCACGGUUCCAACAUGGUGAGCUAGUCACGGCCUGUCUGGACCUGUGCUCUGGACUCGGUAAGAACUCCAAAGAUGCCCCUUCUGUCGGCCUCCUAUCAGAACACCUGAAGCCAAAGCGGGCUAAAACUUUUUUUCACACAAUGCAAAUGGAUGAAAGGCGCUGACCGUGAUGGGAUGAAAACCGGAAUAAUAUCACUAGAUGACAGGUGUGUCUGUGUGGAUGAGUGGAGACAGGUGUGUUGAUGAGGGAGAGCCUGGUUUAUACAGUUAAUACCGAUGUUUACAUUAGAUUGCUGCUCUGUUUGUGUGCACACGCGUGUGCGUAACAUUGUGAAGGAUCGUCAGUGUGUGAGCCUCUCCCUUUCGUGACUGAUCGUCACCAGCCAGUCAAAGCGGGACACUUGUACUGCUUGCUUGGUCGUUUAAGUGGCUGGGGCAAAAUGUUAGGCUACUUUUGUUGACACUUGCCAUGCUGUGCAUGCAGCUUCUUGAUGAGGUAGGCUGUAAAUGAGUCUAUAUCCAACCGCUUGGGACUCUGCUACAUCUCCUUUGUACUAAUAGCCAGUGAAUCCAUCCACCCCCUACCCCCGCCAGUCCGUUCGUCCUGUGUUUACCCCCCUGGAGGGUGUCCGUGGCCCCACUGCCUUGAAUCAUAUCACAAAAAUAAGACCAUUGUAGGAAUCCUUUGACUCUCCUGAAGACAAUGAUGUAUUGUUUAUGUCCAUACCGGCAAAAAUGUGGCCACAACAGGAAGUUAUAAAGUGCAGAGUUUUUGUGAUCAUCUGAGUUUCCUGGAUGAAAAUUAACUUGAGCGUUAAUGGGAAGAAUCUCUGCACACCUUGGGAAACUAGUCACCUACGGGCUGACUGGCUAAACCUACAGGAUCCGGAACAGCUAUGUCUGUGGAGAGAAAUGUGAGGGAGCAAAAUACUGACGCUAGGUUUAGUCAAUCCAAAAUGAUCUUCCUGCUCUGCUGAUGAUGACAAUGCUGUGUCAACAUUUCCACUUAAUCAUAAAGAAGUGAAUAUCCUUUUUAUUUUGUCUUCCUUGUUAGGCUUCACAUGGUUCGUCUUAUGCUACUGGAGCGUUUGCUUCAGCACCUUUCUCAGCUUCACAAUGUAGGUGGAGUCCAAGCCAUUCCUUACAUGCAAGUUAUUCUUAUGUUGACCUCUGACCUGGAUGGGGAGGACGAAAAGGAUAAGGGUGCCUUAGAUGACCUGCUUGCACAGCUCAUUGCUGAGCUGGGCAUGCACAGAAAGGUAACCACAAUGUCCCUUUGAUGAAUAAAGCUUAUUUCUUAUUAUUUUACCAACUUUUUACCAAUUCCAUGCUAUUUUCUGCAGGACGUGUCUAAGAAGAAUGAACGUAGCUCUAUCAAUGAAGUGCACCUUGUCAUCAUGAGACUGCUCAGUGUGUUCAUGUCUCGAACCAAGUCUGGCUCCAAAUCUUCCUCUGAGGUAAACCUUCUCUUUUAUUGUGAUCUUCUUACUAAUAAGAAUAGUAGCAGUUCGUCAAAUGUUGCAAGACCGUAAAGAGAAGUCAGAAAUUUGGUGAUUUUCCACAGCAACCAUUGAGUACCCCUGGAAGCUUCAUAUACAUAAAGCUGUCUGUGUGACUAAGUGCUGUCUGGACAGCUGUUUACUUUUUCUUUUUUUAUUUGUUUAAAAUGAAUGUUGUUCUAAGGCCCACUCUCCUUUCUAUUUCAGUCAUCCUCACUUAUUUCAAACGCCACGGCGACUGCCUUGCUUAGCCUGGGUGCUAUUGACUACUGUCUUCAUGUGCUUAAAUCCCUCCUGGAGUUUUGGAAGAGCCAACAAGGUGAAGAAGAGCCUGUGGCUGUCAGCCAGCUUCUCCGCCCACACACAGCCUCCUCCCCACCCGAUAUGAGUCCAUUUUUCCUGCGUCAAUAUGUGAAGGUAUCAGAAAACACAUUUUUUUAUUAUUAAAAGCUGACAUCUUUUUCUGGAGCUUAUUGUUAACAUGGGCUCUUUCUUCCUAAGGGACAUGCUGCUGAUGUGUUUGAAGCCUACUCCCAGCUUUUGACUGAAAUGGUGCUCCGGCUGCCUUACCAGAUCAAAAAGAUUGCUGACACCAACCCACGUAUCCCACCUCCUGUCUUUGACCAUUCCUGGUUUUACUAUCUCUCAGAGGUAAACCAUGAAGUUAAUACUGAAAGGAUUUUCCAUUAAAAUAUUGUCCUGCACAUAAAAGUUAACACAAUCUGUCUCCUUUUUCUCCCAGUAUCUGAUGAUUCAACAGACACCAUUUGUCCGGCGACAGGUUAGGAAGCUCUUACUCUUUAUCUGUGGGUCAAAGGAAAAGUACCGUCAGCUGCGGGAUCUGCACACUCUUGACUCCCAUGUGCGCAGCAUCAAGAAACUGUUAGAGGAGCAAGGGAUCUUUCUACGGGCUGGAGUGGUCACAGCUACAUCUGGAUCAGCUCUACAGUAUGACACACUCAUCAGUCUGGUGGGUGUUCACUGAACUUAGAGCAUCAAAAUAUGUACAUAUAUUUUCAAAACCUUGUUGUUAUGUCUCUUGUUAGAAUGUAUUAUUUUUAGUUAAAUGCUUAUAUUUUGCUUUGUUUUUUUUCUUGACUCUUUGUACAGAUGGAACAUCUAAAAGCUUGUGCUGAAAUUGCCACCCAGAGGACAAUCAACUGGCAGAAGUUCUGCAUAAAGGAUGACUGUAAGUUGGUUGUAUAUUAUUCCCUGCUGUUCAAAACAAACAAAAUUGUAAGGCUGUCAGUCUUUUAAACUUCUGCUUGUCUUUUUCUCUUCUCUUUCCAGCUGUUCUGUAUUUCCUCCUUCAGGUCAGCUUCCUGGUGGAUGAGGGUGUUUCCCCAGUACUUCUGCAACUCCUCUCCUGUGCCCUGUGUGGCAGUAAGGUGCUGGCUAGCUCCUCCUCCUCUUCUUCAUCAUUCUCAGGGGGAGGCUCCAGUAGUGCUGGACAGACAGGAGCUUCCCAGUCCUCACAGAGUAAGUCCUCCAGUAAAAAGAGCAAAAAGGAGGACAAGGAUAAAGAGAAAGAGGGUGAGGCAAUAACUCUGACUUUUUAUCACACCAGUUCUUAUCACUCUGCACACAUUUAACACUUGAAAUAUCCUAAAGAUGAUAUGUGGGUAUCAUACUCAACAGUAGAUGCUAGUGUUGUUGAUUUGUUUUUUUUUUAUCCUCACGAUUUGGCAACAGGUGAUGGUGUUGGAAGUCAGGAGGAUCAGCUCUGUAUGGCUCUAGUCAGCCAACUUAACAAGUUUGCAGAUAAGGAGACCCUCAUUCAGUUCUUGCGCUGCUUCCUGCUGGAGUCAAACUCAUCUGCUGUCCGCUGGCAAGCCCACUGCUUGGCUCUUCAUAUCUACAGGUACUGUAAACUUUACUGAGGCCAAGCAUUGGCAAACAGCUUAGUCCAAACUCAAUCUAGAAUUAGUCUCGUUAAUGUCUUCUUUUUUUAUUUAUUUAUUGAAUUUUUGUAUACAAACAGGUAAUAGGUUUACAGUACUUACGAAUGUCUGUUAGUAUACAUAACAAUCUCAGUCCUUAAAGCAGAGUAAAAGAGGGAAGACAAAUGAAGAAACAAGUGGGAAAAUAGUCUUUUUUGCAUAAAUGCCCAAGGGACUUUACAUCUCUCUGAAUUUAAGGGAGGGUCUUUUUAAUGUAUAUCAAAUAUUUUAGAGUUUUUAGAUCAUUAAAAUUUUCUUUUACCCAGAGGGUGUGUGAAGGGAGUGUUGUUCACUUCCAAGCUAUCAGCAAAUGAUUUAUGAUUUUGACUCAAUUUUAGUGUAAUUAGGGCUGUAACUAACAUUCAAGCAGUUACUUUUGUAAAAGCCUGUGGGCCAGUGGUUUGCACUAAAAAUCCAAUGGAGAACUCUUACUUGAAAUAAGAGUAUGUAUUUUAUUCAAAUAUUUAUUUAUGAACUUAGAACGAUAACAACAUAUUUACGCAAAUUAAAAUAAGUUAUUUACAGUGUGAAUGAAAUUCACUUUAAAUGAGAAAAAGAGGAAUUCUUGAGUGCAGCCAAACACAUUUAUUGACCCAAAAAAACAUCUCUCCAUCUUUCAUUAGCCUGUACAAUCUCCUGGUGAUUGUGGCACAUAACAAGACCACUAGGGUUGGGUAUCGAGAAUCGAGACUAAAACUUCGAUUCUUCUGGUAUCGUUCAAAUAUUAAAAUUUCGAUUCCAAGUUUCGAUGCCGGAGUCCGCCGACCGGAAGAAAUAGCCACCGAAAAUCAACGAAGAAGAAGCCGCUUAACACCAACGAGGACGGAGCGUAUGAGACAAAGCCACACAGAAAGUGAAGAGAGACAGAGAGAGAAAGUACAUUGCAACCCACAGCAAUGCAGCCGCUGUGGGUUACAAUGUAAUCUCUCUCUGUCUCUCUCCUCUCUCUGUGUGACUUCGUCUCAUACGCUCCGUCCUCGUUGGUGUUCGGCAGCUUCUUCUUCGUUGGUCAAAAGUUUGGCUAACUUUAGCAGGAAGAAUGAACUCUUAUCUCAAUGCAACAUUAGCAAUACAGUUAUAUCAUGCAAAGGAGGGUAAACGACAAACAUGAUUAAACACCUCAGGAUUCAUGGAGGAGAAAUACCCGAGUGCUCGUCUUUGACGCGCUUCGCCGGUGUUAUGCCAUAGAAUGCACCCCUGCUGUUGAAUUUACCCCUGACGGGAGCGCGGUUGAAAGUAAACAACAAGGCGAAACAAUCCAAGUUUUUCUUACCGUUGGACGGAAUCUAAAGCGUGUGCCUUUAAUGAUUUCAUUCAGGCUAUUCAGAUAUGCCGAAAAAAUAGCCCUCUGAUUCUGAAUAUUUACUGUCCGGAAAAUAUAAUGUUCUCUACAUUAACAGCUUACUGUACAGUUUAUAUACCCAUGUACACCUCUAUAUGUGCGUUUCUGAGACACAGAAAAACAAAACGAAAGUUUACUGCUCCAUUUGACGUGUUGUCAUGAUCUAAUACUCGUGUUUUUUUAAAUAUGAGAUCAUUGUCUUCCACUUUAAGAAGCUAAUCAGUGGAGGGGAGGCAUUCUACGGCAGGGGUGCAUUCUACAGCACAACACCUGUCUUCCGCUAACCAGUCAGGAUCAGAUAAGUGAAACAAUAAAUUACUUCUGUCCUCUGCUAACUUUGAAGCGGUAAACAAAUUGCACUGAGUACGGUGAGUUAACUUAAAUAUCCAACUAACGUUAGCCCUUGUGCUUUUUCAUAGACAAACGACCUGACAACAAAAAAUGAUAUUUAUAUACUGAUUGAAAAUAGCACUGUGAGAAAUUCAUAGUAAAGUUCCUAAAAAGUUAAUAUGAUUUAAAAAUUCAUGGAGAAGUUCAGAAAUUACAUCCAAAAAGAAGAGCUCCGGUUAGCGCCCUCAUUCAAACCAUGCUUUUUUUUUUAUGAUAUCCUGCCUUUUAAAAGAAUCGAAAUAAAGAAUCGAUAGGAAUCGAAUUCGAAAUGAGGAAUCGAAAUCGGAAUCGGAAUCGUUCAAAAUCAAACGAUACCCAACCCUAAAGACCACUAAGUCUUUUUUGAGUCAUGAGCCAUGUCUUUAAUCUGCAUAACCCACUAAAGCUGUGCUCUGCCUCAGCAGAUGAUAUGGGCACCACCAUCAACAAUCCCACCAGUGUCUCAACCUGAUCUAACAGGCUAUGGACUUCAGGGGGCAUAUUUCUUUCAAUGCAUGCACAGCAUCUGCAGUUGUGUUGACCUUGUACUUAUUUUUAAACAUGGCCAGUUGGACUCUCAAGUCUUCCUCUUUCAAUUCAGAGUAUUUGCGAACUGCUGCACCAUUAGUAAUGCUAGUCAGGAGUGAGUUUUCCAGUUCUUUUAAUGUCUGAAUGUCUGGUUGCAUAAACCUCCCUGUAAUUUGUGUAUCUACUGUGACUAGGACACGGAGAUGAAAUCCACAAAGUCCUUGUUUAAAUAAUGUUGUCAUUUUAAAUGAUGUUAGUGCAACUGAUGAUUCUUUGAAAAUAAGUUUGGUUGAAAGUGAUAGCACCAAUAAACAAAACAGUUGAAACGAUAUGGCUCUGAAAUCAAAACUGCAUUCUUUUUCUGUGGCUGACAUAUUUUUGAUUUUCCUGUAGGAACUCAAGUAAAUCUCAGCAAGAGUUGCUACUUGAACUGACUUGGGCCAUUUGGCCUGAGCUCCCUGCAUACGGCCGCAAGGCUGCCCAGUUUGUGGACCUGCUUGGAUACUUCUCACUCAAAACCCCUCAGACAGAGAAGAAGGUUUGUUUGAAUAGAUCAUGAGCUAUGAUUCAAUUUUAAUGAGUUCAGACCAAAACCAUACAACUAUCUAUCCCAGUAUUCCUGUCUUACUGCCAGAUUUCUUAUAAUGUAUGCCAUGCAUGACUGUAGUUUGCCCUAUCAGUUACAAUAAUCACUUACUGCACCUGCUUGAGAAACACAAGAAGAAGAAGAACUUCAUUGAUCCCCGAAGGGAAAUUCAUUACUGUAUUCUAAAGUUGUUUGGCCUUUGAAAAUGACAUACGGUUUAUUGGACACAGAAAUGCUCAGACUUUUUCAGUGAAUUGAUGAUUCGAAAGUUGGACAGUGUUCCUGCUGUUUAGACUGAACUCCUCCUCCUAGUUGCCGUUAUAGCAUUUUCAGUGCAAUGGUUAUCUUUCCUGAUUGAUGAAAAGUCCCUCUGAAAAGUAUAGAUCAAUCUCCUUUUUUGUCUUAGCUGAAGGAGUAUUCCCAAAAGGCGGUGGAAAUCCUGCGAGCACAGAACCAUAUCCUGACAAAUCACCCCAACUCCAACAUCUACAAGUAUGUCAAAAUCAGCAUGCUAUUUUGUAGCAAGAAAAAUGCCAUUUGUAGCGGAGGACAUAGUCUGCAUAGAUUGGUGUAUUUUUUUUUUACUCUUGGUCAAUUUCUCCACCCCCCCAGCACUCUGUCAGGAUUGGUGGAGUUUGAUGGAUUUUAUCUGGAGAGUGACCCCUGUUUGGUUUGCAACAAUCCAGAAGUUCCCUUUUCAGUACGUACAUGACUUUAUUUCUAAACUCAAAAUUACCUGCCGUAGAUUACAUAAGCACUUAUGCUGACAGAAUUUUAGUUAAAAGUUUGUAUAUACUUGUAGGUUUACAUGGCUUGAACAUUUGUUAAGAUUGGCUAAAAUCUGGUUAGUUUUUAGCCUCUCACUAAAUCCGAUGUAGUCAGCGUACUUUACACUAUGAUCAACUAUAUAUCUGUGAAGGUUGUCAAAAAUUUUACAAUUUUUUAACAUUUUUUAUGCCAACAGCCAGUUUAGUUACAUCACAUUGUAGUGUGAGGUAUGCAGAACUAAGUGGAAGGCUUCAGUAAGGAAACCAUUAAGCCUUAAUCCAAAUGAUGUUAAUGGCUUGAACUAGUUGGAAUCUGCUCUCAUCUGUUUUUGAUUCUCAUCCCUAAUCAUUGUUUUACAUCAUGCUGUGUAUUUCCUUCUACCUCGCUCUGUGCCUCAGCCUCUACACAAUAAAUUAGUCUCCUUCACAGAUCACUACAUUCUGACAUAUUCUGUGGUCUUCAGUUUCAGUUUAUGUCUGUUGCAGACAGACAGAACAUAGGAAAGAGACAGCUAUCUCACCUGGUUCAUCAGUCCUGACCUGUAGACUGUUUAAUGUCAGUUUCUGAUUUGAAUACCAUCUUGUGUUCUCCAUCUUCCAGAAUAUAAAACUGUCAUCAAUCAAAGUGGACACUCGCUACACCACCACGCAGCAGGUUGUCAAGCUCAUUGGCAGCCACACCAUAAGCAAAGUCACAGUGAAAAUUGGUGACCUCAAACGCACAAAAAUGGUUCGAACCAUCAACCUCUACUACAACAACAGGACUGUACAAGCGAUUGUGGAGCUCAAGAACAAGUAAGCUUAAAAGAUAUGCUAUUUGUCCCUUAUCUUCUUUUUUUCUUGUACAGCACUCUUAAGAGUAAAGCUAAAAGCAUACAGGACCCGUGUUGAGCGUCACGUAUCUGCUGUGUCGAGCAGCGCUGUCUAUCACACACAGGAUGCGUGUUUGGAGCGUGGCAGUAGCGUAGCGCAGCCUUGGUCAACUGGGCUCAGUAUAGAGGAAACAACAUGCUCACAAAAGUUUGCUUUGCCUUUCUGUGAUCUAUUUCCUGCUAAUUUGGAUAUAAUCCAGUGACUGUUGAGCCUCUACUGUAUAUGAAAAAGCAACAUGAUUUUAAAGUUUUGGUAUUUGCAGGUUGACUCAUGUUUAAUAAAGUAAACUAUGUUCCUUCAGGGCUCAAUAGCACGACCGUUUCACUCGCAUCUGCGACUAAAGAUAGAUGUGUGCAAAUUGUCAAAUGUAUUUAGGGGCACAUGUGCCCAUAAAAAAAAAAAGGCUACAGCAACAAAUGUGUUUUCAUGUAAAUACCACGCUGAAGUUAGUGUUAGGUUGGAUAUUUGACGGACAUUCACUGUGGAUCUACAUGUCACGUGACCAAUUGACCUAAAAUUGAUUUCAGAAAAUAGUACUUAUGUCGACCAAUACUAGACACACAUUAUUUGAUCAAUUUUCAUUGUGCCCCUAAAGUUCUUUGUGUGCUCCUUAGUUUUUCAACUUAGGAGCACAUGUUACUUGUGAAAAAAGUUAGUGUCAAGCCCUAUCCUUUAUGCUGUGCUGCUCCUUCAGAGUUCACAGUUUAAAGUCCUGCUGGGGCCAACAUGGAUCAGGCAUUGACCAUCAGACUGUUCUGUGUUACUGAUAAAUCCAUAACCAGGAAGUAUUUCUUAUCUACAUAAACUAAUACACAGUCAGGAGUCCGCAUAUGGUAUUUUAAUUUGAAAUUUACAGGAUGACAUGCACGGUUUUCUUUUUUGACAUCCUGUCAAGAACGAUCUUCCCUGUGUAGAUUGAUGGGUGUUGAAAGACCAGAGAAAAUAGGCUCUGCAUGUAUCUUUUGCAGAGCCACGCUCUACACACCUCUGAGACAGGGCUGCGACAGAGCUGAGACGCAUCUUGAGUGCGAUGCUGCAUUGAUUAGAAUGGCAACCUAUUUGCUGCGAGACAUGCGAUGCUGACGGAACACGCUCAACACGGAUCCUGUAUGUUUUAGGCUUUACGUUUGACUCUACUCUCUGUUUCCAGACCUGCUCGUUGGCACAAGGCAAAGAAAGUCCAACUGACCCCAGGCCAAACAGAGGUGAAGAUUGACCUUCCACUACCAAUCGUUGCAUCAAACUUGAUGAUCGAGUUCUCUGAUUUUUACGAGAACUACCAGGCCUCUACUGAGACCCUACAGUGUCCGCGUUGCAGUGCCUCUGUGCCAGCCAAUCCUGGGGUGUGUGGCAAUUGCGGUGAGAAUGUGUAUCAGUGCCACAAGUGCAGGCAAGUAGCAGGUUUUUCCUUGUAGUCUAAAAAUAUGGAAGUCAAUGAAACUUGAGACAUUGAAGUAAAUUAUUUUCAAAUUUGAUUUUUUUUUUUAACUCAGGUCCAUCAACUAUGAUGAAAAAGACCCCUUCCUGUGCAAUGCUUGUGGUUUCUGCAAAUAUGCCAGAUUCGACUUCAUGCUUUAUGCUAAACCAUGCUGUGCUGUGGAUCCCAUUGAGAAUGAAGAGGACAGGAAAAAAGUAAGCAGUAGCUAUUUUGAAAAUGGAACUCAUAUCCAACGGUUUUUCAAAAAGUCAGCUUGCAAAGUAGAACAAGUUGGAGGCUCAGUGGAAGCAGUUUGUUCAAAUCAAAUCAAACUUUAUUUCUAAAGCACGUUUUAUACAAGAGAUGCAGCACAAAGUGCUAUACAUGUUACACCUGGCCGAGCUGAGUGCACACCAUGUGGCUGAGAAAUCCCAGACAGAGCCAGUCACAGCCCCCACUGAGAAAACACUGGAGAAACAGAAUAAAAAUAUAAACUUGGAACAUCAGACUAAAUAAAAUGAUAAAAUACUAAUACAUAGCUAAAAUAUCAUUUAAACAUAAGUAUAUAAAGAGAAUAAACAUAACAUGUAAAUGAAGACUAAAAUAUGUAAAUAAAAUAAAAUAAGAUAAAAAUAUAAAUAAGAAUAAGACAUUAGUUAAAAGGCAAAUUAUAUAUGUGGCUCUUGAGCCUGCUUUUAAAAAUAUGAACAUUCUCUGCUGCCCUCAGUUCCUCUGGCAGGCUAUUCCAAAGACGGGGCAUAGUGCUGGAAAGAUGCCUCUCCAUAAGUUCGUGUUCUAGCUUUGGGGACUAUAAAAAGGCCAGUGCCAGAGGAUCUCAGGGUCCGCGAGAGUUCAUACUGUAAAAGCAAUUCUGAAAGAUAAGGUCCAAGACCCCUAAGACAUUUAAAAACCAUUAAAAGGACCUUAAAAUCAAUCCUAAAGAACACAGGGAGCCAAUGCAGUGAUAUUAAAAUGGUGUAAUAUGUGCUCGCCUUCUGGUCCUCAUCAGCGCACAUGCUGCUGAGUUUCACAACAGUUGUAAACUUGAGAUGUUUCUUUUUGGAAGACCAGAAAGCAGGGCGUUACAAUAGUCUAGUCAACUGGAGAUAAAAGCGUGCAUUAGCGUCUCUGUGUUAGCUUGGGAGAGAAAGGGCUAAGAUAAAACCCUGUUUUUAUUAUGUUUUUGAUAUGUGGAAUAAAAGUCAGCUCAGAGUCAAAGAUGACGCCCAGACUUUUUACCUAAUUUGAUGGAAUUAAGGACAGGGUUUUCAGUUUUGUUAAAAGUUUCUCUCCCUGAGCCUUAGGAUCGAUAAUUAAAACCUCAGUUUUGUCCUGGUUGAGCUGUAGGAAGUUUUCUGCCAUCCAGGAUUCAAUGUCUAGGAUACAGCUAAAAAGGGCAUCAAUUGGCCCUGUGUCAUCAGGAGACAUGGAUAUGUAGAGCUGUGUGUCAUCAGCUGUGAAAAGUGAUACCAUGGCGUCUAAUGACAUCUCCCAGUGGGAGCAUAUAUAAAUUGAAUAGUACGGGACCUAAGAUUGACCCUUGGGGCACACCACAUUUAAUGCUAUGAAUUCCUGAAGAGCAUGUGUCCAAACUUAUAAGAAACUUUCGAUCUGUGAGAUAGGAGUUAAACCAUUGAAAGGCAGUACCAGAGAGGCCUUCAAGGUGCCUUAGUCUAUUGAAAAUAAUUGUGUGAUCUACUGUAUCAAAAGCAGCGCUUAGAUCCAGUAGCACAAGGACUGUAAGCUUGCAUAAGUCCAGGUUGCACCUAAGAUCAAUAACAAUUUUCAGUAGUGCAGUCUCUGUAUUGUGGUUCGUCCAGAUUGAAGUUUUUCUAGGAUGGAACGGUUAUUUAAAAAAUCAUUCAACUGAAUAAAAACAAGUUUUUCCAAAAUGUUGCUUAAAAUUUGUAAAUUGGACACUGGUCUGUAGUUAUUAAGAACAUUUGGGUCAAAACUGUUCUCCUUCAGAAGUGGUUUCACUACUGCCAUUUUAAUUUACUAUAUUUAAAAGCUAUCCUUCAAAGAAGCCAUAAAACAUUUUAAAAAGUGAUGUGGGCAUUGGGUCUAAAAGGCAGGUUGUUGGUUUUACUUGGGAGAAAACUCUACCAAGCAUCUCAGCAUCAACCAGGAAAAAACUGUCCAGUGUUUCCUCAGGUAAAAACAAACUUUCUACUGUAUUAGACACAGUGUUUUGAAUAGUUGUGAGUCAGCUGUGUGACAUGUUGUGUAAAAUCCAAGCAGCUCAAUAGAUUUAAAAACUCUUUUGCCAUGUAAUCAGAUGGAUUGUCUAUGUGUAAAUUAAAAUCACCAGAUAUAAUAAUAAAAUUGUAAGUGGCAUGGAUUAUUGCUAAAAAUUCAGAAAAUUCACAGAUAAAAGCAGCAUUAUGUAUUGGUGGUCUGUAAACAGAAAUACAGAGAAUUGAGGGACUGUUAAAAUUGACUGCAUGGUGCUCAAAGGUGAUGUACUGAUCAGAUUGUAUUUCUUUGGACCUUAGUGAGUUAUUGAUUAUUGAUACAGUACCGCCACCUUUCCUGCCACUUUUGAGGGAAAAUGUAAAGUUAAAAUUUGGUGGGGCGCCCUCAGGGAGAAUAUCUGGCGCAUCUGUACCCAGCCACGUUUCGGUUGAGAACAGACAAUCAACCUUGUGAUCUAAAAUAAGCUCAUGGAUAAUAAAAGAUUUGUUUAAAAGGGAGCGACAUUUAAAAGUGCCAUGUUGAUGGUGACCGAUGAUUUACACGAUGUGGGUGGACUGUUGAUGUUUUGGGAGAGGUCUGAGGUUUUUAAAGUUCACAGAGUGAACUUGAUGGAGUCUGGUUUUCUUAUGAUGAGUAAUGAUGACAGGGAUGGGUGACCAGUUAAAGAGACAGAAGGUCAAAGUCCAGUAUUGUGUGAGUCAAAAGUGGAACUAAAACCAUAGGAACUGGGACCUGGGGGACAUCAAUCAGUGACAGGCUGAUUAGUAAGAGCAGGCUCAGAGGAGGUGAAUGUAGGUUGCUGCCUACCAUAAGACAGCAGACGGCUGCCAGCUCUGUUGAGGUGGAGCCCAUCAGCCCCAAAAUUGUUCCAAAUUAUUUUUUGAGUCAAGGUUCUCCACCAUCUCUAUGAAUUCUUUAAUCUCGUGUUCUUUAAUCUUUAAUAACUUUUUUCCUGCAGGCUGUGACUAACAUCAAUACCCUAUUGGACAAAGCUGACCGGGUUUACCACCAGCUCAUGGGUCACCGUCCCCAGUUGGAAAGCCUGCUGUCCAAAGUCAAUGAGGCGGCGCCUGAGAAGCCACAGGUCUGUUACAAGAGGAGUAUGAAGGGUAUUUUAAAGUUUGGUACCUGACAUGGAUGUUGAGACUUGGGCAUCACUUUAUUUCAAAAAAACAAAACAGUUCUAGCUUUGCAAAUAAACAAUUUAAUGCAACUGUUUCAACAGACAUAUUGCGUAUUUACUGCAAAACUUUACAUAUAAUACACACUUUUAAUACCUUGUUUAUCUAUUAAAAAAAGUGAGCUGUGUCCUAUGCACUGGCAGAGUGGGGAUUCUUUCUGGUAUGUUAUCCAGCAGCUUAAAGCAGCAAGCGAUCACUUUGCUGCCUAAGCAUGUUGGAAAAAAACAUAGAGCAUAGUACAUGGUUUUCUUGAAAUUACUCAGAUUCUGUCUUUAUUUAUUUUACAGUCUUUUUCUUGUGUUACUGUUUUGUCUUCUUUUUUCAGGAUGACCCUGGAGCAGGUGCAGGACUUGGCACAUCCUCUGCUAAUGUGAACAGAUAUAUACAGCAGCUGGCACAAGAGUACAGUGGAGAUUGCAAGACGUCCUUUGAUGAACUCUCCAAGAUUAUACAGGUUGAAAAAAAUAGGCUUAGUUCAACUGGUGUUAUUUGUUUCUACCCCUUUUCAAAUAUUUCUCUGACUUGGCCUCCUUUUCUACAGAAAGUGCUUGCAUCUCGUAAAGAACUCCUGGAGUAUGAUCUGCAACAAAGAGAAGCUGCCACCAAAUCGUCACGCAGUAGCAGCACUCAUCAGCCUACCUUUACUGCCAGCCAGUACCGUGCCCUCUCAGUUCUGGGCUGUGGACACACCUCCUCAACCAAGUGCUACGGUUGUGCCUCAGCUGUCACAGGCCACUGCAUUACACUGCUACGCGCCCUGGCUACUAACCCAGCUCUGCGGCAGAUCCUGGUUCUACAAGGUCUUAUCCGUGAGCUGUUUGAGUAUAACUUGCGGCGAGGUACAGCAGCUAUGAGGGAGGAGGUACGCCAGCUUGUCUGUCUCCUCACCAGGUACGUUCUCUUUUAGUGAAAUAGGAGACUAAAGUAAGGCUGACAGAUUUUCUGAUAUUGAUAGAAAUGAUUUAUCAAACUACAAAACAAAAAGAAACAAUACUUGAUACACAUAGGACCUGUGCAGCCCUACACUGAGAAUUUUGACCUUUUUAUUUCUUUUAAUCUGUAAAUAUAUAACUGUGAUACACAAUGUACUGCACACAAUUUUCAAUAUUGUCUUUUUUCCUCUUUAUAAUUCUUUAUUCCAGAGAUCAUCCCGAGGCCACCCAGCAGAUGAAUGAUCUCAUUAUUGCCAAGGUGUCAGCUGCUCUCAAAGGCCACUGGGCCAAUCCUGACUUGGUUUGUAUUUCAUUAUAUUCAACUUGAAUCUGAGGGAAAUAAUCUAAAUAAGCAUUGUGAUUCCGCUAUUGAAAAAAAAAGGUAUUCUUAAAUAUUUUUUCUGUUUUUUUUUUGUUUUUUGUUUUUUUUUGUUUUGAGGAAAACGCUUUAUGUCAAUGGCACAGCGUCCAGAUGAAGCAGGUUAACUUAAUUAAAGGAUUUUUCAUUUUAACAUGAGCAUGCUGCCUUUGUUUUUAUGACAGGUCAGCAAUCUGCAGUAUGAAAUGCUUUUGCUGACGGAUUCUAUUUCAAAAGAGGGAGGAUGCUGGGAGCUGCGGUUACGCUGUGGUAAGCCUGAUUUGUAAAACUUGUAGUUUCAUUUAUUUUGAGUCAAAGCUGAUGGAGAUAAGUUUCAUGAGAAGUAGCCUAAAGUGUGAUUGACUCGGUCAUGUUCUUAACUUCGACAUGAAAUUGUGCAUUUGGAUAUGGUAAUUAUAAGUAGCAGUCUAUAAGUUGUGAAGGAUUAGGAGGCAGAUCUAGCCCAAGGGUGUCUCCUGGAACAUCACAGUCUGUCUUUUGUCCCUCUGAUAUAACUUGGUUUAAUUAGGGCCCGAGCCGACGCAUCAAAGCAGUAAGCAAAGAGCCUUAUUGAAAUGCUAGGAAUUAUUAUUAUAUGUCCCACUUUUUCAAUGUUACAACCCUCAAGAUGGGCUAUAAGUGUGUAUAUGGAUGAAAAAACCAACUCGCCCCCUUCAGAUUAUCAUGGGGACCUUUCAUAGGACUAUGAAAUUUUGUGUGUACAGCUCUCUAAGACCUUUCAUUUUGCACACUUGGACUUUUCUCUAAAAUGCACAGGGGAGAAGCUACGAUAUUUCACGUUACAUUCGGAAUUUUCGCUCAUCCAUUUUCAGUUUGUUCUGUAAUAACUUGGUGUCAAUUUGAUGUUGAUCAUAUAGAGAUUUCAGAAAAAUUAUCCUUCCACUGAGGCAUUGAGCUCUGACCUCUUGGGGGUGCAAAAGUAGGCAGAUUUUUUUGCAAAGUACUAAGAUGGUCUUACUCUAACGCUGUGUGUGUUUGUAUUUUUGUUCCGUUUUUGUCUUGUAGCCCUCAGUUUGUUCCUCAUGUCAGUGAAUAUAAAGACGCCAGUUGUGGUCGAGAACAUCACUCUAAUGUGUCUGAGAAUCCUGCAAAAGCUGAUCAAGCCUCCUGCUCCCACCAGCAAGAAAAACAAGGUAAGUAAGCUGUAGUUGUGUUAUGAACCCCUUGAUUUUUCCUGGUUUUCCCUUGGAGCUUCAGGUAGCAGUGAUGCAGUGUAGUUCAUAUGGACAAGCAGGACCAUAUGGGGAAGUCACAUAGUGAGGCCUUUUCGGAUGACUCAACAGUUAACCAAAAAAAAAAAUGCAAUAAUCAGAACAGAGACUAAGUUUCAAGUCACUAAAUAAUUUUGUGUGCUGUGUAUACCAUGUAGUCCUAUGCUUUUCCCUAACAAUAGUAUCUUUUUAAGGAUGCUGCGGUUGAGUCCCUGACUACAGUCAAGCCUUACAGCAAUGAAAUCCAUGCUCAGGCCCAACUCUGGCUCAAGAAGGAUCCUAAAGCAUCUUAUGAGCUCUGGAAAAAAUGUCUCCCUGCAAGAGGUAAAUAAUAUGGUUGAUUAAAAACAAUAUUCAGAGGUGUGUUUAUCCAGAUCAACCUGAAAUUUCGAAUUUUUUAACCUGAAGAGGUGACCAACUGGAUUUGAAACAUCUGCAAGAACAUGUUUAAAUGUAGGGGGUAAUACAGUUGUGGUCAAAAGUCUUGCCCUUGUAAAGUACAUAAUGUCAUGGCCGUCUUGAGUUUCCAAUAAUUCCUACAACUUUUAUUUCUUUGUGAUAGAGUGAUUGGAACAAAUACUUCUUUGUCACAAAAAAUAAAAUCAUGAAGUUUGGUUCAUUUAAGAAUUCAUUAUGGAUCUACUGAAAAUGUGACCAAAACUGCGGGGUCAAAAAUAUACAUACAGCAAUGCUGAUAUUUAGUUACAUGUCCCUUGGCCAUUUUCACUUUAAUUUUGGUAGCCAUCCACAAGCUUCUGGUUGAAUCUUGAACUGAACUGAAACAAUCGGGACACUUGUGCAUUAUGUCUCUGUGUAUGCUACUAUAUAAGCCCCAUCUUCAUCUCUUCUCCUACCUUAUUACAUUUACCCUCUCUCUCUUGCUCUCUCUCACCCUCACUCUCUCUCUCUCUCUCUCUCUCUCUUUUUUUUUCUUUCUUCCCUAAUGUUAAGUCAUAUAUUAAAUUAUGAAAUCUUGUUUUUUUUCUUCAAUUUUUAAAAUCAAGUAAACCCAUUAAAAUUCCAGUCAUAUCAUACAUUAACAAUAUAACAAUGUGAAGGAUAUGCUGCAUGUUGCUGGAUCUUCCUUCUCUUGAUACCAACAGGCCAGGAGACCACACCAAAGCCUCAGGGGAAGGCUGAGUUGCGAAGGCAGUACCUGCUUGAAAAGUAUGUGUGGAAGUGGAAGCAGUUCAUGAGGUCAAGGAAAGGUGAAAGUCUCUUCCCUCGCCUGCUUAAGCUGAGCCACAAUAACUGGCUGCGACAGGUACCAAUUAUAUAGAUUUGUGGUGCAACAUAUUGCAGGGGUCAUUGCUGCCCUACAUUCUACAAGCGAAGUCCAAGACACUUGAUAAGAUAAUUUAUUAAAUUAAAUUGUGUUUUUUGCAGGUCUUAUUUACACCCGCCACUCAGGCAGCCAGGCAGGCGGCUUGCACAAUUGUGGAAGCCCUAACCACAAUUCCUAGCCGCAAGCAACAAGUUCUAGACCUGCUUACCAGGUACAAACCUAAAACAGAUUAGAAAGUCUGUGAUCUUAUCAUACUGUUCAAACACAUGUGGAUGAACUUUUAUGAGACUGAUGAAGAAUGUUUUUAGAGUUUAAGUUGGAAAUGGCAUGUUGUCUUAGUAUGUAUGUUGUCAGCAUAAAUUAUAAUGAAACCCAUUGAAGGGUAUCAGGCAAAUCAAGAGAAUUUUGUCUUUAUAAGGGAGUUUAAAAAUUUUUUAGUUAUCAUCAAGAAACAAUGAAGUAAUUAAAUCCCAAGUAUCAGUGUGUGCAAUAACUCCUACUGUGUUAUUUGCCAGCUAUCUUGAUGAGUUGAGUAUAGCUGGAGAGUGUGCUGUUGAGUACCUGGGUCUCUAUCAGAAGUUGAUAAAACCAACACACUGGAAGGUUUACCUCGCAGCCCGUGGAGUUCUGCCAUAUGUAGGCAACCUGAUCACCAAGGUAUGUGCCUGAAAUUAAAACAAUAUUAUUUUCUUGUAAGUGAGCUUCAUUUUCUAUCUAAUUUCUGUGUGGACUGCUGAUACCCCUGAAGUACUUUUUAACCUCUAAUCUUGAGUAUAUUUAUACAGUAAGUUCAAAUGGUUAUUCCAAUUCUCUGUUUAGGAAAUAGCCAACCUGCUGGCCCUGGAAGAGGCCACACUGAGUACAGACUUACAGCAGGGCUAUGCCUUAAAGAGCCUGACAGGUAUGCUAAUGUUAUUCCUGGUGUUUUUUUGGCUUUGAAAAUAAACAUGGCAAUGUUAUUACUGCAGGGUCCGGUUUCAAAACCAUUACAAAUUAAUUAAAAAAUACUGCAGUUGUAACUCUUACCUCUGAACUUCAUUUCAUGUGUCUUUCUUAAGAUUUGAAUGAUUGAUCUUUUUUUGCUGCCAUUGCAGGAUUGCUCUCUUCAUUUGUGGAGGUUGAGUCCAUCAAACGGCAUUUCAAAAGCAGGUUGGUUGGUACAGUGCUCAAUGGCUACCUGUGUCUGAGAAAACUGGUGGUGCAGCGCACCAAGCUCAUCGAUGAGACUCAAGACAUGCUGCUGGAGAUGCUGGAAGACAUGACAACAGGUUUGCACUAAAGUCGUAGCAAAGAUGUAAUGAUACAACGAUACAAGAUGUACUUUCAUCCUUUUUUUGUUGUUGUUGUGUUUUGUUUCAUGGCACUUCUUUAGCUUUAUACUUGGCAACAUGAAAGGGAAUUGAGCUUAAUUAUGAUUCGGACAAGAAUCAAAUAAUCAAAAUAGCUGUUGCAUUUCUUAAAAGAAAAGGUAUAGAUUAAAUAAAUAUAUCUAUAGUCCGCACGAGAAAAUUUUCAUGUCAUUUGUGCCUUAAAUGUGCUUGCUUGUAUAUACAAAAUACCAAUAUUGCACACCUUGCCGUGGUAUUUACAGGUACAGAGUCUGAAACCAAGGCAUUUAUGGCGGUGUGUAUAGAGACUGCCAAGCGGUACAAUCUGGAUGACUACCGGACACCAGUUUUCAUCUUUGAGAGACUUUGCAGCAUCAUCUAUCCUGUGAGUUACUUUAACUUUUGUUAAUUCAAAUGAAAAAAUCCUACAUGUAGCACACAAAGGAAAAAAGCAGACAUACAGCUGCAAAUACAUUUUCAUCAGGACCUUGUGUUUCAUCUUUGUGUUUAGGAGGAAAAUGAGGUGACAGAAUUUUUUGUCACGCUGGAGAAGGAUCCUCAGCAGGAGGACUUCUUGCAGGGCCGCAUGCCGGGAAACCCCUACAGCAGCAAUGAGCCUGGUAUUGGCCCUCUAAUGAGGGACAUCAAGAACAAGAUCUGCCAAGAUUGUGACCUGGUGGCACUUCUUGAAGAUGACAGUGGCAUGGAGGUACAAAAAAAAUGCAUAUGUAAUUUAUUCUAAGCCCUUUCUUAACUUGACAUUUUAUUGUUUGUUGUCACCUUUUACCAAGGGUUCUAUAUCUUCAAGUCCUCAAAACUGACCUUUUUCUAGAAGUAUUUUUGAUGCCAAUCUGUUUUACUCAGCUUCUGGUGAACAACAAAAUCAUCAGCCUGGAUCUGUCUGUGGCAGAGGUUUACAAGAAGGUCUGGUGCCCUACAAAUGAGGUGAGAAAAUUUUUUUACUAGGAGCCAGUGGUCUUUUUCAGGAGCCUUUUGGAUUGUGUGGGUUGGUUCUACAUAUAUGAAGCAGUUAAGAUAUUCAUCUUGUAACUGCCACUGGUGUUAAUCAUUGAUCCUGCAUACUGUUUUUUUUCUGAAGGGUGAGCCGAUGAGAAUCAUCUACCGCAUGAGAGGUCUGUUGGGGGAUGCCACUGAGGAGUUCAUAGAGUCACUGGACUCAACUACAGGUUAGAUCUACAGACAUUGCCUUACUAAAUAGUGUGAGUCAAACACAGUUUGGUGGGUGUAUCUGACGCUAUGGUCUUUGUCCUGACUAUGUCAUAUAUGGUAGUUAAGGGUGUCUGCGGGGUCUUAAAAAGUGUUAAAAGUUGAUAAAUCACUUGUGGAAAAAUUAAGGAAAGCGACCUUGAGUAGGGAGCUGGGGUGCUGAAGUGAGUGGCACACCAAGCAGCUUCAUACACAGCUCCUCCUGGAAAGCCUGGCAUGUCAUGGGCUUCCUCUGCUGUGUCUGGCUGAUCUCUUUGUGGAGGAUAUAGCUGUUUGUAGCAGCUAUAUUCAGGGCAUUGUCUGAACAUAGCUUUUUUUGUUCAGGGCAUUGUCUGUAGUUUUUGGGACACCAACUUUAUUAUUAUUAGUGACCUGAAGCUGGGAAUAAAUAUCAAGAGUGUGCAAACUAUUUACUUAGUGUGUUUGGGAUGGAAACACCCGUCUCCUCCUGCAUCUCCAUCUCUUCUCCCUCCUCCACAAAUCAAGUUGGAAGUCUCCUCUUCCUCACAAAUCUCCUCGAAAUUUCUCCCUCCCCUAUCUACACAGUUACUUUUAAUACUACUAAUAUACACUAAAGGAACUAACAUAAAACACAGGUGCUUCGGCCAGACCACGGCACAAAACAUGGCUAAAUGACACUCAAAACCUACAGAAUAAACACAAUACAAAAAAUAUUAAUAUAAUAUAUACAAAUCUAAACUGCUAAUAUGCCUCUAAAACUCUGCUAAACUCGGAUCUGCACUCUCUGCACCCUCUGACGUCUCUCUCUUAUCGUAUCUCUUGUCCCACAACUCAGUUUAGGACAGCACAGGCAUCAAUGCCACUACUGUAAUGUACCAUACAUCAGCGCAAAGUUUAGAGUCUCAACUUUCAGAAUCUGCUGGAAUUUUGUCAAUAGCGCAAAUAGUUGAAGAGUUGCAGUGAUUCUAAGUGUGCAUGUCAUUUUCUGUCACCAGCAACAGCUCCAGCUUAAGAGAGUUAAAAUGUAUCAAAAAGUCUUUGGUGCGAUUUUAUGUGGUAUUAAAUCUGAUUGAUAUUCAAGCUUUGACUUAAGAUAGUACCAUGAAUAUUCAUUUUCCUCAUCAUGACUAUUACAAACAAUGAUGUGCCAAUGGCAUACUCAACGCUAGAUCACCUUAGGGCCACACUCUUAUGGGCGCGACCUCAGGCGACAGCGUGUGUUAUGGCCUCAGAUAUGAUAAAGAGUAGACGCCCCAUCGACCGCUAUUUCCUGUUGGCGUUGAUGUGCAGUGAGGCCACCAUCUUUAGCCGGCCCGCUCAGUGCAGUUUGACAAGCACAGUGAUGUGUCAGCGCAUUCAAUUAGUCAUUACUCGCUAAAAACUAAACUUAAGUCCAAAAUAGGCUGCCAUGUUUCGUAGAAUCCAUAAACUGACCCUUGAGUGGUUGGACUCCCAGUUCAACAAGAUAAGGCAUUUUGCAAAUAAAGAUGCUGCCCAAUAGUAUAAGAAAAUGUUAGGAAGAGAAAUUCUUUUUACUCUAGGACUUUUUUUUUAAUUUCACACAAAGGUGUCUAUAUGUUUAUAAAACUCUUUAAAAAAGUUUUGGAGAUAAAGACUAUUGGUGCUGUUUGAAAAUAUAUGUAUAAAAAUCUUGGCAGGACUAACAUUUUUACCCAAUUUAUUUUCCCUGCUAAGGAUAUGAGGCGGGAGCCCCAUCUUUGCAGAUCUAAUUUAGCUUUCUCCAGAGCAGGUUUAAAGUUGUAUUUAAAGAGGUCAGCGUAUCUCCUGGUAACAGUUACUCCAAGAUAUAUAAAGCUUUCCCAGCUUACCUGGAAUGGACAGAGCUCAUAUGACAUCAACUUAGCUGCUUCGUUAACAGGGAAAAGCAGACUUUUCACAGGAGUAAUCUUAUAUCCAGAUAUUUUCCCAAUCUCCAUCAUUAACACUUAAAAAUGUAGGUAUUUCCUACAGAGAAAUUGCCAAGAAAGUCAAGGUGUCAGUGAGUAAAGUUUCUUUUACCAUCAGAAGGCACUCAGAAACUGGGGGUAAUGCUGACAGGCAGAGGUCCGGCAGACCCAAAGCCACAACAGCAUCAGAAGACAAGUUUCUGAGAGUUAACAGCUUGCGUGAUAGGCGGCUCACAGGACACAGCUUCAAGUACAGCUUAAUAGUGGUCGCAGUAAGCCAGUCUUAGUUUCAUCUGUGAAGAGAAGACUUUGAGUUGCAGGUUUGAUGGGUCGAGCUGGGAGAAGGUGUUAUGAACUGAUGAAUCAAAAUUCUAAAUCUUCGGUCCAUCGCGCAGGAUUUUUGUACGCCGUUGAGUAGAUAAAAGGAUGGUUCCCCAGUGUGUGACGUCAACUGUCAAACAUGGAAGAGGAAGUGUGAUGGUCUGGGAUUGUUUGGCUGGAUCCAGAGUAAGCUUGAAAACAUGGAGUGGCCAGCAUAGUCUCUAGACAUGAACUCCAUCAAGCUGGAUUGGGAUAUACUGGACAGAAGAGUGAAAGCAAAGCAAACCUACAAGUGCUACACUUUUGUGGAAACCUUUGCAACAGAGUUGGGAAGAACUUUCUGAAGAAUAUUUGAUUUCUGUUGUAAAAAAAAUGCCAUGAGUGUGUGCAGCUGUUAUAUCUGCCAAAGGUGGAUACUUUGAUAAGUCCAAAGUUUAGAAUACAAUUUUGCUUCUAUAGUGGAGCAGAGAAGUGAAAUAAUCAUUCAGUUGGUGAAACAAGCAUGAAAAUUGGCAUUAGAAUUUUUCAUUGGUCACUUUACUAGGAAUAUAUAUAUAUAUACACACACACACACACACACACACACACACACACACACACACACACACACUAAAGGUCUAUUUACAACGUAAAAAAGAGCAGGGGUAAAAUCAAACAAAUCCAAACUUAAAGAACUAAAAAGGAUGCAGGGUUAUUAUGUCUGUAGGUAGGAGAACCAGACCAAGAUGCUAGCCGUAUUGCACACACCCUAGCAGCUGAUGAGGCAUCUACUUUUUAUGGUGUCUAUGGAUAAGCAGGUUGAAGUGCAAGAAGAAAACCUGGAUGGAGAAAAACUUUAAAUAAAAGGUAGCGUUUCAUAUUUUGAGACUAUUAAGUUGUUUUUGGUUAAGUAUUAAGUUUCAUAUUUGUCAAAGAAACAGGUUGAGCCAGCAAAAGGAAUAUUUGGACAGUACAUUUUUUCACCUUUGUUCAUUGUUUACUGUUAUUUUUGGUUUUAUUUUAUUUAUUUUUUCAUUUUAAAAAAGUCUGACGUAAAGUAUCCCAUGUGUGCACUGUGAAAUAAUCCCUUCUACGCUUGCAUAGGCGCGCAAGUGUACAUGUUGGCGCACACACUAAAGUGAUAUGGCACAGAUCUGGUUCAGGGUACUGAUCAGGCACUGACAACAUACCUACCCAAGCAGUCUACAGCCUAAAAAAUGCACCUUAGUUUAAUAUAUUCUUCAGGCUUUAUUCCUUCUCAGUUUACCUCAUUUCUGUUGAACUGCAAACUACAACUGUUAAAAAUGAGUUGUCAACAACAGCUAAAACUGGUGAUGAGGUCUUAAAAUUUUAUAAAAGGUUUUUAAAAAAAGUCUUAAAAAGGUAUUGAAAUCAACCUCAGGAUUCCUGCAUAUACCCUGUAGUUACUGUUGACCAAUAUCUGAGCCAUCAGUCUCAUGGACAUACUCUAUUCUAUCUCAAGUGUACGUAUUAUAUUCUGUGUCCGUGUUAUAAAGGCACGGAAACGACAAACUUACUGUAUUUCAUCCAAAUGCAAUAAACUGUUAUCUGAUCUGAUCACAGAUGAAGAGGAGGAUGAUGAGGAGGUGUACAAGAUGGCAGGGGUCAUGGCACAAUGUGGCGGACUGGAGUGUAUGCUCAACCGGCUGUCUGGAAUCAAAGAUUUCAAACAAGGAAGGCAUCUGUUGACCGUAAGACAGCAUGUUUUUUCCCUUCAGAUUCUUUUUAAGCCAAAUGGUAAUCUUAAUUCAUACCCUCAGAGCCCGCAGAAACAUUUCUCAAACUAAGGAACAAAGUUUUUGAUACUGUCUCAAAAGUAGCUUAUGUGUUUUAAACAAGCACAAGGAGGUUUAACUUUGGGAGGUCUUCACAAUUUUGUCAUGGCUUCACUUGCAGGUUUUGCUGAAGUUGUUCAGUUAUUGUGUAAAGGUUAAGAUCAACAGACAGCAGCUGGUUAAACCUGAGAUGAACACACUCAACGUCAUGCUGGGAACUCUAAACCUGGUGAGUAUCACAGUCACAAUUUUUAAUAUCUUUAACAGGUUUUGAUCAUACAGUUGUUCCGGUUCUUCGUUAGUGGUUUAGAAAUUCAGUCUGCUAUUCUUCCCUUCUCUUUUAGGCCUUGGUGGCAGAGCAGGAGAGUAAAGACAGUGGUGGAGCCUCAAUAGCGGAGCAAGUUCUUAGUAUCAUGGAGAUAAUUCUGGAUGAAGCAAAUGCAGAGAUCUCCGAGGACAAGGUAAGAAUUUAAGGAAGGUUCAAUCUUGUAGUAAAGGAAACCAAACAAACUUGCUCACCACACAAUAUUCAAGCCAGAAGCGUUUUUGAAUGCUUUGGUUUAACUGGGGCUGGUUUAUCUUUGCAGGGCAAUUUACUGCUGACAGGGGACAAAGAUCAGCUGGUCAUGUUGCUAGACCAGAUCAAUACCCCAUUUGUGCGCUCCAACCCCAGCGUGCUACAGGGUCUGCUGCGCAUCAUCCCAUACCUUUCCUUUGGUGAACUGGAGAAGAUGAGGAUUUUGGUGGAACGCUUUAAACCAUGUUGCAGCUUUGACAAGUCAGCAUUUCUUGGCUUUUGAUUUAGCUGAUAUUUAAAUUUAUUUUAGCUGUAGCUGUUACCAAAUAUAGUUACAGUUUUAAAUCAGGCUGUGUAAUAACUUAUGCCAGUUUCAGAGCAAUGCCUUAUCAGAGAAUGUUUUAGUAUUAAUGUUUGCCUUUGUCUCCUCAGGUAUGAUGAGGAGCACAGUGCAGAUGACAAAGUGUUCUUGGACUGCUUCUGUAAAAUAGCUGCAGGAAUCAAAAACAACAGCAAUGGCCAUCAGCUGAAGGAUCUUAUUCUUCAGAAAGGAAUCACUCAGAGUGCACUGGACUACAUGAAAAAACAUAUCCCAAACGCCAAAAAGUAGGUCUUUUCUCAGCACAGCAUGUAAUGGUCUCUUUAAAACCUUCAAUUCAAUAAAAUACUGUAAGAGCUUGAUUGUCUAAAACAUGAAUUUUGUUCUGAAUUCUUAUAAGUCUGGAUGCAGAUGUUUGGAAGAAGUUCCUGUCCAGACCAGCUCUACCCUUCAUUCUCAGAUUGCUCCGUGGUUUGGCUACUCAGCAUCCCCCCACACAGGUAUUAGAUGUAGAGCCCCAUCAUAUUCAAAUAUGGGAGACUGGUUACUUUCCCACAGAUUCCACGUAUGCAAAAGAACUUAACAAGAUGGACUAUUUCAACAUAUGUACAAGCUUGCAAACUCAGUUUCAAAAACUUUUUCAAAUAAACUUCCAUGACUGAAUGUUAUUUUGUGUUCUGCUCAGGUAUUGAUUGGCACAGAUUCCAUAACGAACUUGCACAAGCUGGAGCAAGUGUCCAGUGAUGAAGGUAUUGGUACACUGGCAGAGAACCUCCUGGAGGCACUGAGGGAACACAAUGAUGUCAACCUGAAGAUUGAAGCAGCCCGUAGGGAAACCAGAGCUGAGAAGAAGCGUAUGGCUAUGGCCAUGAGACAGAAGGCCCUAGGAACACUGGGCAUGACGGUAUUCUUUCUCUAAUGAUUACCUUUUCUGUUGUAAACUUUUUUUUUUUUUUUUAAUAAUCAGAUUUUAUUCCAUUUUUAGAACAUAACAACAAUACAGCAUUGCAUACAUCAAUAAGGUCUGAGCAAGUGGAAACAGAUGAAUAAGCAGAACUCAGUAAAAAAAAAAAAAAAAGGGGGGGAAACGUAAAACAUGUAAAAAUAAAUAAAUAAAUAUCUACAAACUAAUAUAUAUAUAAAAAAGAAAAAAAGGAGAAAAAAAAAAAAAAAAAAAGGAGAAACUGUUGUAAACUUUUCUGUUGUUGUAUUUAUCUAUUUCUGUCUGCUCCUCUCCCCUUUCUUCAGUAACACAACCAUGUUGGUAAAUUUGGAAUUUCACAUUUUAAAUCUUUAUCUUUUUAGACUAACGAGAAGGGUCAAGUGGUGACCAAGACUUCCCUGUUGAAGCAAAUGGAGGAACUCAUAGAGGAGCCGGGCUUGACCUGUUGCAUCUGUAGAGAGGGUUACAAGUUCCAGGUACACAACUUAAAUGAGAUUUUUGAUGGAUAAAUCCAUACCUUCAUGACCAUGUGAAUCACAGUCAACUUGACAGAUCAGUUUUCUCUUGUGGUGUCUGCAACUUUGAUUCUUGCUGGUUGUAGACUUAAAUGAAAGCUAGUGGAAAAGCAGAAAAUGAAAUGGAACUAUUGGCAACACAGUUGUAAAUGUUAAAAAAUAUGUAAGUAAUAUUUAUCUCUCUUAUUUAUUCUAGCCAACCAAAGUCCUGGGUAUUUACACUUUCACAAAGCGUGUGGCCUUGGAGGACUUUGAAAACAAGCCUCGUAAGCAGCAGGGCUACAGCACUGUGUCGCACUUUAACAUAGUCCACUAUGACUGUCAUCUUGCAGCUGUCAGGUAACUCACGCUUACCAUUCAGCUCUUAAGGUUGAGAAUAUACUCUCAGAUAAUACUUUGAUUAAAAUGUAUUCUUAUCUCAUCUACAAUUAUUGUUUUUCCUCUGAGCAGGCUGGCUCGUGGGCGAGAGGAAUGGGAGAGUGCUGCUCUCCAGAACGCCAACACCAAGUGCAAUGGGCUGCUUCCUGUUUGGGGGCCACAUGUGCCAGAAUCAGCUUUUGCUACAUGUUUGGCAAGGUAAAAAAAAAAAUUCAUAAUCACACAUGCAGCAACCAAAAAUUUUUUUUUUUCUCAUGGUAAAUUUUUUCCAACUGAUUUCUCUCUGCUGCAAAGGCACAACACAUAUCUGCAGGAGUGCACAGGCCAGCGGGAGCCAACGUACCAACUCAACAUCCAUGACACCAAACUUCUGUUCCUCCGCUUUGCCACUGAGCAGUCUUUCAGUGUGGAUACAGGAGGAGGAGGGCGGGAGAGCAACAUCCACCUCAUUCCCUACAUCAUCCACACUGUGCUCUAUGUCCUCAACACGUAUGUACCCUUGGCUGGAAAAGAAAAAGAAAUCAAUCCAGUGUCAGGUGUAGGGAUAAAGACAGCAUUACAAGUUGACCAACAUUCAGCUGAUUUUUCUCAAUAUUUGGGCUCAUCUUACUGUGCUCUCUUCACCCUGUCACUUACUGCAGCACAAGGGCUACAUCCCGGGAGGAGAAGAACCUGCAGACUUUUCAGGAACAGCCCUGUGAAAAAUGGGUCGAGAGCUCAUACGAUGUUGAAGGACCGCACUAUUUCACCAUUUUGGCCAUGCACAUCAUGCCACCAGAACGCUGGAGGACUUCACGGAUAUACUUCCUACGGAGACUCCUGGUCACUGCGCACACCCGCAAGGUCAUGGCAGUCUGCACCAACAAGUAUGAAACUUGAUGUUUUUUCCCCUUUUUUUUUUCCUCAACUGAUCACGGCUGGUUGGGGGGGGCGGGCGCGGACACCCUCCAAGGGGUGCAAGCACGGGACUGGAGGCGGGGGUGGGGACCAAGCAAGCAGGACAAAAAAUACAAAACUUCCUGAUCUCAGUCCAACACAUCCGAGCGGAGAUGUAACUGAUCAAACCUUGAGGAAACAUUUCUUACCUUCACCCUGGUGUCUACAACAGUCAGCAUUGUCAGUCAUCCAGCUCCAACAGUUUAAUGAUCCACCGAUAUUAUUCCCAUAUUUACAUCCCCUUUCUUGCGGUCAGCACGUUUCAUCUAUUUUCAUUGUGUGAAAAAAGUUUAAGCACACUUAAGCUUCAAGUGUCCCGAUAGAGGCCGACAGGAGGAGCAUCUCUGGCUGGUACCUCAUGGAUGAGACGCUGACCGCGAGGAAGGGGUUGUAAAUGGGAUGUAAACAGGAUGUAAACGGAAAUAAUAUUGGUGGAUUAUUAACCUGUUGGAGCUGGAUAACCAAUGCUGACUGUUUUAGACACCAGAGCAAAGGUAGGAAAUUUUUCCCUCCGUUAUUUUAUGUCAGAUCCCCGUUAAACAGUGGUUUAAUGAGCUGCUGUGAAACCUGUAGCUUGGUGAACACAGGUGUGUCUGUGUGUCUGAGAGGGGCUGUUUUGCUCUGACAGGUGUGUUAAUGAGGGAGACAGGUGAUGAAGUUUAUUACACUUAAUACCAAUUUUUACAUUUGAUCCCUGCUGCUGUGUGUGCGUGUGUGUGCGUGUGUGUGUGUGUGUGUGUGUGUGUGUGUGUGUGUGUGUGUGUGUGAAUAAACGGAUCCUCACUGCAUUGAACCACCUUUGGAGGGGCCCAGCUUGAACCCCUGCCCUAAAACAAUUAUUCAAUAAAAUCUCUUCAGUAUGGGUCUGGUCAAACAAAAAUGUUCUUUUUCAAAUUAGCUGAGUUCCUUGGAUUAAAAAGAUCAGUUUUGGUGGCAGCUGUAAAAUGUUUCAAUUGUGUUUCCUUAGAUUACAUCAGAUCAGAUUAGAUUAGAUUAGAUUAGAUAGAUUUAAUGAGAUUAAAAUUCAGCAUUAGAAAAAAAACGAAUAAUCAAAUAAGAAAGAAAAAUGCAAAAUAUAUAAAGAAUAAAGAUGUUGUAUGAAAAAUGUAUGACAAAUGAAGUAUUUACAUACAAAAAGUGAGAUAUAAAGCAAUAGAAAUUCUUUUCACGCACACUGAAAACCUUCAUGCUAGAUUUCAAAAACAGUUUCCAGUUCUGUAGCUGACCUUGUGAUACUACAUAUAAAAAUUAACUUUUGCUUCUUCUUUUUGUCUUUUAACCCAAAUCCUCACCUUUGUUAUGUUCUUCUCCUUAAUUUCAGACUCACAGAUAAAGCACCAAAGGAAUAUGCAGUCUAUCGCUCACCUCUUCUCUUCUGGGGUCUGGUGGAUCUUGUCUAUGACAUGUUCAGGGUAGGUUAUGCACUUUAAUUUAAAAACAAUAGCUGUGUAACUAAAAUUAUUUGAAGAUUGAAUAUUUGUUUCAGUUAAUUGUUUAUUGAGUCUCAUCUGAUAAAAAGAAUUUUUUUGUGAAAACUGAAUAAAUACUUAAUCCUAUUGAUUAUGCUUAAUCAAAGGUAACAGCGAAUCAAAAAAGUAAAGGUGGACUUACUAAACAUCCAAAUCCAGACAAGUGAAGCUGUAGACGUCUUUUAGUUCACUUUAGCUCAGUAAUAAAUGUAUAUGAUACAACAUUGAUUUCUAGUUUGUUUACUAAAACCAAAGCAAUUCACACCCCCUGUCUUUUCUCCUACCUCUUUUCCCAUCUUCUCUCUGGCUAUACAGAAAGUACCCACCAGCAACACAGAGGGGGGCUGGUCCUUCUCGCUGGCAGAAUAUGUCCGUCACAACGACAUGCCCAUUUAUGAGACCUCAGAGCGUGUGCUUCGGGCCUUCCAGGAUGAGCUAAUGCCCACAGAGUCUUUGUCAGAGUUCUUUGAUGUUGUAGGUCAGUAUACAUGCCUGAUCAUCUCUAGAAGUUCUCAGUUUGACGGAGAGGUUCUGCAACAUUGGGUGCAGCUCUACCGUCAAAAUUUUUGUAUGUCAAAGGGUGAUGUGAAAUUAAAACUUUGUAUAAAUUCCAAACUGGUGUAAGUAUGAUUUCAUUUGUUGUUUCUUUUUCAGGUCUUCUCUCUGAAAUCGCAGACCCAGACCUCUUCCUCCAGGAUCUGUUGAACUCUUUGCCCUGA
Messenger RNA from Xyrichtys novacula (pearly razorfish), 98846 nucleotides. The record is from the annotation of a GenBank genome assembly. Lineage: Eukaryota; Metazoa; Chordata; Actinopteri; Labriformes; Labridae.